GUUCCGGGUCCGGACGCAAACAAAACUACUCGCCAUCCAGGGCCGGUAGUUUUGUUUUAGGGGAUUUUCGACUUGUUGGAGGAGCUUCAAGUGAAGGAAUUAAAGCAAGACAAGGACAUCCCGAGACCCCUGUCCCCCCACCCCCCAACAUCCCAGCCGGCACCCUUGUGCUAACAAGGAGCCGAGCGAGCCACCAUGUCGACACAAGCGCCGACUUUCACUCAACCGCUGCAGAGCGUCGUGGCACUAGAGGGUAGUGCCGCCUCGUUCCAGGCGCAAGUGAGCGGUGCUCCGGUUCCCGAGGUGUCCUGGUUCCGCGAUGGCCAGGUCCUCUCGGCCGCCGUGUUGCCCGGCGUUCAGAUCUCAUUCAGCGAUGGCCGCGCUGUUCUGAGCAUCGACGCCGUCACGCCCGCGCACAGCGGGAGAUUUUCCGUACGGGCCACCAACGGAGCUGGACAAGCCACCAGCACCGCAGAACUCCUUGUAACAGCGGAGACGGCGCCCCCCAACUUCCUUCAAAGACUUCAGAGCUCGACGGUGCGCCAGGGCAGCCAGGUGCGCCUCAGCGUCCAGGUGACGGGCAUCCCGCCACCCGCCAUCAAGUUCUACCGCGAAGGAGCUGAGAUCCAGAGCUCGGCCGACUUCAAAAUCGUCCAGGACGGCGACCGCUACAGUCUGCUGAUCGCCGAGGCCUUCCCGGAGGACUCCGGGACGUACUCGGUGACGGCCAGCAACAGCAGCGGCCGAGCCACGUCCACCGCUGAGCUUCUGGUUCAGGGAGAAGAAGCCGUCCCUGCCAAGAAAACCAAGACCCUUGUCUCCGCAUCCCAGACCGGAAUCCGCAAGAUGGAGACCAGCUUCCAGAGCACCAUGAUGGAAAUGCGCGUGGAAGGCGGAAUGAUGACUCAACAUUUAGCUCACAGGACCCCCCCGAGGGUCCCCCCGAAACCCACCUCCAGAUCGCCGCCCUCCUAUUUGACCAAGGUGACCGGCGGACGCCAGCAGUCGCCGUCGCCUGUCCGACACGUUAAAGGGCCGACGCCCGCGCCCGUCAGAUCCGUGUCACCCUCCACCCGACUGUCUGUCUCCCCCAUCCGACCCGUCAAGUCGCCCCUCGUCACCCGCAAGCAGGUGUUGGUGUCGUCUGAGGUCCUUCCACCCUGGAAGCGGGGCGACUACGCUGCUGAAGCCAGCUACACCAGCGUCACCAGCAUCAGCGGCGCCACCGCCAGGCUGCAGGUGGACAAACAGUGGGAGCAGCAGGUCACCACCGUCAGAGAGGCCGAGCAACCGUCCCAGGCUGGUCGCAGUGUUGCCGUGGCGACCGUGGUGGCCGCCGUGGAUCAGGCCCGAGUCCGCCGUGGGCCGCCUAACGCCGACGCCGCCGUGUCAGCUGAACAGGGUGGCGAGCAGUUACAAAUGGCUGCAACAGAGGUGGUUCACGUAGUGGAGGCACCCAAGCGGGACUCUGUAGUGGUGGAGGUGAAGAAGCAAGUGACCAUGGAGAAACAUUUGAAAAUGAUGCCGCCCGACACUGUCCCCACCACAACCACUGCUGCAGCCACCACUGUCGUCGCUGCAGCCGCCACUGUCACCUCUGCCACUGCAGUCGCAGCCACUACCGCAGUCACAGAGACCACAAAGAUUUCGAGGACCCGACUGGACACCGGUGCCCCCUCGGCCCCACUUCCACAUUUCACUGUGGCAAAAGUUUCUGUUCCCAAAGCUGAGGCCAGUCAAGAGGUGUCCGUCGCGGGCUCGGCCAUGGCCACCCUGCACAAAGAGCUGUCGUCCCCCUCCAUGCCCAGAAAGGUCAUCAAGCCCGUCCAUUCCCCCAGUCCCGUCCGCAGGGCGGCAGUGGCGGCGGCACCGGAGGCCCGUGUGGCACCGCCCUUUAAGGUGUCGACGUAUCAAAGUCAGGUUGAGUCGCAGGGGUUCGGGCUUUAUGCCAAGGAGGAGUUUGAGGACUGGGAGGCUCAGGAGGUGGUUGCAGUCUCCACCAGUGCCCAGGAGACCCUCGUGCCACCCACUAUCGUUGCAGGCCUGAAGAACUUGACCGUGACCGAAGGCGAGUCGGUGACCCUGGAGUGUCAGAUCCGCGGCCACCCCACCCCCAUGAUCAUGUGGUUCCGAGAAGAUUACAAGAUGGAGAGCUCCAUCGACUUUCAGAUCAGCUACGAGGACGGCCACAGCUGGCUGCUGAUCCGCGAGGCCUUUGCCGAGGACAGCGGCCGCUUCACAUGCACCGCCACCAGCAAGGCCGGAACUGUCAGCACUUCCUGCUACCUUCUCGUCAAAGUUUCAGAAGAAGUGGAGAGCAGAGAGGAGACAAUGGCUGUCACGCAAGUAGAAAUGACUCAAGACAAAACUGUUGCCAUGGAGACAAAAGAGUUGGUGUCGAUGGAGGUGAGUGAAGGAGAGGCUGCUUCCCCGUUCUUCAUCUCCAAGCCGAGGGUCCAGAAGCUGGUGGAGGGCGCCAGCGUGGCCUUUGAGUGCCAAGUGGGUGGAAACCCCAAACCUCACGUCCUGUGGAAGAAGAACGGCGUCGUUCUCACCACCGGAUACAGAUAUAAAGUGACCUACAAGAAAGAGACUGGAGAAUGCAAACUGGAGAUCUCCAUGACGUUCGCCGACGAUGCCGGAGAAUAUUCCGUCUUUGCCAAGAAUUCACACGGAGAAGCCUCAGCCUCCAUCAGCUUGCUGGAGGAAGAGGAAUACGAAGCCUACAUGAAGCUGCAUGACGUGACGUAUAAAACAGAAGUGACAACUACGACUAUGAUGACGACGGCGGUCGAGGAGCCAUCUGUGCUUGUGAGCGGGUACCAGGCGCAAGUUGCACAACGCAAGAGAGUAACAACCCCAAUGAGCUUUGUCUCAGAUACGGAAUUCCUCAUUUCAGCAUUUGAAGAGCGCAUCAUCCAGGAGAUUGAGAUCCGCAUCCUGAGGAUUAGUUACACAGAAUUGGUGGCGGAGGACGGGGAGCAGAUGGCGAGCGCAGCAGACGACGAGGCCAUGGCGCCCACCUUUGACACGCUGGUGAAAAACUACCGCAUAAUGGAGGGGAUGGGUGUCACGUUCCACUGCAAGAUGGCUGGAGUGCCACUGCCCAAGAUUGCUUGGUACAAAGAUGGUCAGCGUAUCAGGGCCGGUGGACACUACCAGGUAGAGGUUCUUCAGGACGGACAUGCCAGCCUGCGACUGCCCGUGGUUCUGCCCGAGGACGAGGGCGUGUACAGCGCCUUGGGCAGCAACAUGAAGGGCAACACCGUAAGCUCUGGGAAGCUCUACGUAGAACCUUCUGGAAGCGUGUCGCCUCAGAGAUACACACCACAGCCAGCCAUGCAGAGGAUCCAGUCUGAAUCCCCUCGCUCGCUGACCCGCUCACCGGGGCGUUCUUCCAGUCGUUCUCCCAGUCGUUCUCCUGGACGUUCUCCUGCCCGAAGGCUCGAUGACACAGAUGAGGCUCAUCUGGAGAGACUCUACAAGCCCGUCUUUGUAAUGAAGCCCACUUCGCUCAAAUGCUCUGAGGGGCAAACUGCCAGAUUUGACCUGAAGGUGGUUGGCAGACCCAUGCCAGACACAUACUGGUUCCACAAUGGACAACAAGUAAUCAAUGACUACACCCACAAGAUAGUAAUUAAGGAGGAUGGCGUUCAAUCCAUGAUUAUCGUCCCUGCGAUGCCCCAGGACUGUGGAGAGUGGACGGUUGUUGCUCACAACCGAGCUGGGCGCACCACCAUCACAGUGACUCUGACUGUUGAAGCGCGAGAAAGCCUGACGCGUCCACAUUUCAUGGAGAAGCUGAAGAACAUUACAGUCAAACAGGGAACUCUGGUGGAGUUGGCUGUUAGGGCUAUUGGAAACCCGGUGCCUGACAUUGUGUGGCUGAAGAACAGUGACAUCGUCAGCCCUCACAAGCACCCACAAAUCAAGAUUGAGGGCACUAAGGGUGCGGCCAAAUUUCAGAUCCCGUCUGCUUCGGGUUCAGACAGCGCAUGGUACACAGCCACGGCCAUCAACAGAGCUGGCAGGGACACCACCCGCUGCAGAGUCAAUGUGGAAAUGGACUUUGCUGCUCCACAAAUUGAGAGGAAGCUCAUCAUCACUAAAGGAACCUACAAGGCCAAAGAGAUUGCUGCCCCAGAGCUGGAACCCCUGCAUCUCCGCUAUGGCCAAGAGCAGUGGGAGGAGGGAGACCUUUAUGACAAAGAGAAGCAGCAGAAACCACAAUUUAAAAAGAAGCUGACCUCCAUUCGAAUGAAAAAGUUUGGUCCCGCUCACUUUGAGUGCAGACUGACCCCAAUCGGCGACCCCACCAUGGUAGUUGAGUGGCUCCAUGACGGCAAACCCCUGGAGGCCGCUAACCGGCUGCGCAUGGUCAAUGAAUUUGGGUACUGCAGUCUGGACUACGAGGUAGCGUACGCUCGAGACAGCGGCGUCAUCACGUGCAGAGCCACCAACAAGUUUGGAGUGGACCAGAACUCGGCCACUCUGAUUGUUAAGGACGAGAAGGGUCUGGUUGAAGAGUCCCAGCUGCCCGAGGGAAGAAAGGGAUCGCACAGGAUUGAGGAGAUGGAGCGCACGGCUCACGAGGGAGCACCUGCAGGAGUGGGCACUGACGAGGAGACCGAAAAGACCAAACCGGAAAUUGUCCUGCUUCCUGAGCCGGCUCGUGUGUUGGAAGGUGACAUUGCUCGAUUCCGCUGCAGAGUGACCGGUUACCCAGCACCCAAGGUCAACUGGUACCUCAACGGACAACUUAUCCGCAAAAGCAAGAGAUAUAGACUACGUUACGAUGGGAUUUACUACCUGGAGAUCGUUGACAUCAAGUCUUACGACACAGGCGAAGUCAGAUUGGUGGCAGAUAAUCCUUUGGGUACAACAGAGCAUGUUGUCAAGCUGGAAGUCACACAGAGAGAGGACUUCAGGUCUGUCCUACGCCGCGCUCCAGAACAGAAGGCAGCAGAGCCCCCACAUGAGUCUGGGAGAGUGGGGUUCGGUGUUGUAAAGGUGGACCAACCUACAGAGGGUGCGCAAGACAAAGAGAUUGUGAAACUCAGGAAGACACAGAGGAUCGUUCACGAGAAAACUUCAGAGGAGUCAGAAGAACUGAAGAGCAAGUUCAAGCGUAGGACGGAAGAAGGCUUUUAUGAGUCCAUCUCUGCGGUGGAAUUCAAGUCUCGCAGGAGGGAUGACUCCUAUGAGGAUUUGUUGAAGAAGACCAAGGAUGAGCUGCUCCAUCACCUCAAAGAGAAAGAGGAGGCUGAGAGGAAGAAGCUGGAAGAACAGGGCAAAGUCACCAUCCCCACAAUCAAACCUGAGAGGGUCCAGUUGUCCCCCAGCAUGGAAGCUCCCAAGAUCCUGGAACGCAUCACAAGCAAGACAGUGGCCCCGAUGGAUGAGGUUCGCUUCAGACUCAGAGUUGUGGGCCGGCCCGAGCCCGAGUGCCAGUGGUUCAAGAACGGCAUUGAACUGGAGAAGUCAGACCGCAUCUACUGGUACUGGCCAGAAGACCAUUUAUGUGAGCUUGUGAUCCGAGAUGUCACCCCUGAAGAUUCGGCCAGCAUCAUGGUCAAGGCGAUUAACAUCGCUGGGGAAGCCUCAAGCCAUGCCUUCUUGCUGGUGCAAGCUAAAGCCGCUGUUAGCUUUACCCAAAGUCUGGAAGACGCUACCGCCCAAGAGAAGGAUACCAUGGUGACAUUCGAGUGUGAAACCAGUGAACCUUUUGUCAAAGUCAAAUGGUUGAAGGACAACAUGGAGAUCUUCUCUGGAGACAAAUACAGAAUGCACUCGGAUAGGAAGGUCCACUUCCUGUCUGUGCUGAUGAUCAAAGUGAGAGAUGAAGCAGAGUACACUUGCAUCAUCGCAGACGACGACAGCGUCCGGACAAGUGCAAGACUUUAUGUCAAAGGUGCUGCGCUGGAGCUCAUCAAACCUCUGGAAAACACUGAGGUUCCCGAGACCUACUCCGGAGAGUUUGAGGUCGAAUUGUCUCGUGAGGACGUUGAGGGAAGCUGGUUCUUCGGUGAAAAGCAGCUGUCUCACAGUAGUAAGCAUGUCCUGUCCUCUCGGCGGGGAAGACACACCCUGACUGUGAAGGACGUCAAUAAGGAGGACCAGGGGAAGUACACCUUUGUAUGUGGAGACCUGAAGACCAGUGCCUCACUGAGGAUGAAAUUGCGUCCAGUGACCCUGAUUCAGCCUCUGGCCGAUCUGACCGUCUGUGAGGGUGACAUAGCUCAGCUGGAGGUCAGGUUCUCUCAGGAGAACGUGGAGGGAACCUGGAUGAAGGGCGGCCAGGCCGUCUCCGCCUCGGACCGCGUCCACAUGGUCAUUGACAAGGCCGUCCACAAGCUCCUGGUGGAGAACGCUGGUUCUGAAGACGCCGCUUUAUAUUCCUUCGAAGUUCCCAGCCACUACAUCACCACUUCCUGCAAACUCAACGUUCAAACCAUUGAGAUCGUGGCACCGCUGAAAGACGUGACUUCCGUUGAAGGCACAAAGGCGGUUUUGGAAGCCAAGAUCUCUGCUCAGAACAUGGGCUCAGUCAAAUGGUACCACGACGACAAGCCUGUGACAGCCAGUGAGCGGGUCCAGGUUGUGGCCAAGGGAGCCAAGCAGAGACUUGUCUUCAGCCGAACCUUCGCCUCAGACGAAGGAAAGUACAAGCUGGUGGUAGGGAAGGUCUCCACCAGCUGCACCCUCACCGUGGAAUCCGUUCAAAUUGUCAAACACAUGGAGGACAAAGUGUGCUCCGAGUCCCAAAACGUCACUUUCCAAGUUCAAUUGUCUCAUGCCGGUAUCGACCCGGUCUGGACCUUCAGUAACCAGGACCUUAAACCUGGACCCAAGUACAAGAUGGAGUCAAAAGACAAGACCCACUCUCUAACUGUCAUCGACACCAUGAAGGACGAGGAGGGACAGUACGGUUUCCAUGCUGGACAGAAGACAUCCAGUGCAAAGCUCACGGUCUCUGGCGGCGCCAUCAUCCGUCCUCUGACGGACGUGACAGUGGUCGAGUCUCAGACGGCUGAACUGGAGUGCCAAGUGGCCAACGCCGACGCCGAGGGCAAGUGGCUGAAGGACGGCAAGCCGCUGGACUUCAACGACAACGUGAAGAGCGUGACAAAGGAAGCCGUUCGACGCCUCGUCAUCGUCAUCACUCGCCCACAGGACGUGGCUGAGUAUACAUACCAAGUGGCCAACUCCAAAACUUCAGCCAACCUCCGGGUGGAGGCGGUGAAGAUCAAGAAGACUCUGCGAAACCAGACUGUGACGGAAACCCAGGAGGCGCUCUUCACACUGGAGUUGACACACGAGGAUGUCAAAGGCGCUCAGUGGGUCCGAAACGGCGUGGAACUACACGACGAUGACAAGUACUGCAUCACGUCUGAUGGCGCAGUCCACACGCUCAAGAUCAAAAACUGCAGCGCGCCAGAUGAGAACAUUUACUCUUUCAAACUGGGAAAGCUGACAGCGAGCGCUCGGCUCAAUGUGGAGACCAUCAAGAUCGUGAAGAAGAUGAAGGAUGUGACAUCUCUGGUGGGCGGCACGGCAUCCUUCGAGAUGAGCCUGUCCCACGACAACAUCCCGGUCCGCUGGAUGUUCAAUGGCACCGAGCUGAAGCCCAGCGACUCGUGCAAGAUCCUGGCGGAGCGCAAGGCCCACAAACUGGUUCUGCAGAACGUGGAGAGCGGCAGCCAAGGGGAGUACAUGGCUGUGGUGGGACACCUCCAGUGCAGCGCCAACCUCACCGUACAAGCUCUGCGCGUGACGAAACCCCUGAAGAGCGUGACGGUGGCCGAGACCCAGUUGGCCACCUUCGAGUGUGAAGUGUCCCACUUCAACGUGCCGUCCACCUGGCUGAAAAACGGCGUGGAGAUUGAAAUGAGCGAGAAGUUCCGCAUCGUGGUGCAGGGCAAACUCCACCAGCUGAAGAUCAUGAACACCAGCAGGGUCGACUCGGCCGAGUACACCUUUGUGUGCGGGAAUGACCGUGUGUCCGCCACGCUCACUGUCAGCCCCGUCCUUGUCACCUCCAUGCUGAAAGACCUGAACGCUCAGGAGCGGGACACCAUCACCUUCGAGGUCACCGUCAACUAUGAGGGCAUCACCUACAAGUGGCUGAAGAACGGCGUGGAGAUCAAGUCUUCUGAGAGAUGCCAGGUCCGAAGCCGGCAGCUGACUCAUUCGCUGACCAUCCGGAACGUUCACUUCGGAGACGGAGGAGAAUACCAGUUUGUGGCUGGAUCUGCAGCCAGUGCCGCAAACCUGUUUGUCGAAGCUCGUGUCAUCGAGUUCACCAAGAAAAUCAAAGACAUCAAGAUCACUGAGAAGAAGAAGGCCAUAUUUGAGUGUGAGGUGUCCGAACCCAACAUCCAGGUCAUGUGGCUGAAGGACGGCCUGGAGCUCGACAUGUCCGAGGAGAGGUUUGUGGUGACGGCUGAGAAGUACGUCCACCGCCUCAUGAUCCAGACCGUGCGCAUGUCUGACGCCGGAGAGUUUUCAGUGGUGGCCGGCUCCAGCGUGUCCAAGGCCCAACUCACUGUGGAAGGACGAGACAUCCGCAUCUCAGAGCCGGCUCAGCGACACAUCACGGUUCUGGAAAAACACAGGGCAACUUUUGAGUUUGAGGUUAACGAGGACGACGUAGAAGGCCGUUGGCUGAGAAACGGUGCGGAGAUGCAGUUCUCGGUGGAGGAGCGCUUCAGCUACGCCAUUAUCAGGAGGCUCCACCGGCUCACCAUCUCAGAAACCUUCAGGAGCGAUGCCGGCGAGUACACCUUUAUUGCCGGAAAGAACAGAAGCACCAUGAGCCUGAGAGUUAACAUCCCAGAACCGCCUCAAAUCAUCCAUCACAUGGAGGGUCAGUCUGUGGAGGCUGGCAAGCCUGCUCGCUUUUCUGCGGUCGUGAGCGGCCUCCCUCAGCCUCAGGUCUUUUGGUACAAGGACUCGCAGCCUCUGUCACCGGGCUUCAAGUGCAAGUUCCUGCAUGACGCCCAAGAGCACACUCUGCUGCUCAUUGAAGUUUUCCCAGAGGAUGCCGCCAUCUACAGUUGUCAGGCCAAAAACGACUUCGGCGUCGCCACCAGCACCGCGACGCUCAAUGUGGAAGUGCCGGAGGUGGCUUCUCCAGACUUGGCUGCUUUUGUUGCGGCACCUACUGUCAUCUCACCCAUGGACAGCACCUCUACCUUUGAGGGAGAACCAGCUCGCUUCCAGUGCAGAAUUCGCGGAGACGAUGUGAAGAUCAGCUGGUUCCACAAGAACAAGGAGAUCAAGCAGUCAGAAUUUUUCAGGAUGUCUCAGUUUGACGACAACUGUCAGCUCGAGCUCUCCAAAGUUUACCCGGAGGACGAGGGUGAAUAUGCCUGUGUGGCCACCAACACCGGUGGAACCGCAUCCUGCUCCGCCACUCUAACACUGGAUGGUGAAAAAUCAAUAGACACUCCCGCCGAGUGGCAAGUCUCCACCACGCUCAGCAGUCGAAAGAAAGCCACCCCUAGCCAGAAACCUGUUUUCUUCCGGCCCAUCACAAGCUGUUCAGUGCCGCACGGGGAGGUGGCCCGCUUUCACGCAUGUGUGUCCGGCACUCCCAAGCCAGAGAUAAGAUGGUUCCACAACCAGCAGCUGGUGCAGCCCACCAAGAAUGUUGUGUUCCAUUACGACGAAGUCACGAGCACCGCCACCCUCAUCAUAGUUGACGCCUUCCUGGAGCACGCUGGCCAGUACACCUGCAGGGCAACCAAUCCUGCAGGAGAGGCCAUCUGCUCGGCCAUGCUCGUCAUCACCAAAGUGUACCAGGAAGAAGAAGUGACUCAAGAGCAAGAGGAGAUUGAGGCCACCAUUGAGGAGGAGGUGAAAGAACGUUCUAGCACCACUGUCACAACUGUGGAGGAGCAAGAGGAGACCUACUACACUGGCAUCCAGUUGCCUCACAAAACAAAAACACUUGAACUCAUGCCAGAGUCCAAACGUUACUCUUCCACAAUAGAGAAGAAAAAGGAGAAGCCAGUGUUUCUCAGCCAGCUUUUUCCGGUGGCGGUGAGCUCCGGAGAAAGAGCCACCUUUAGCGUUAAGGUGUCGGGCAAACCAACACCCAUUGUUCAGUGGUCUCGUGAUGGGAAAGUGAUCAAAAGCUCUUCCGUGUACAAGCUGGUAGAAGAGAAGGAAGAGUUUAAAUUGAUUAUCACCCGUGUCACGUCCGAGUACGAGGGCGAGUAUUCCUGCACUGCCUCCAACAGGUUUGGCCAGACCACAUGUACUACAUACCUGGAAGUGAAAAAGGCGGACCUUAGCCAGGCAGAAAAGUGGGUCGAGAAAAUGUUUAAGUACACAGGUAAACCUCCGACGUUCAUAGAGCAGAUCCAACCUGUGAGUUGCUCGCAAGGGGCAGAUAUUAAUUUUAAUUACAAAGUCAUUGGGGACCCAGUCCCCAAAGUCCAGUGGUUCAAGAGUGCGUUUGAGGUCCAGUCUAGUCCUAAAUGCGUCAUUACAUCUAAUCCAGAUGGGUCUGGCUUUAUCACCAUCAAGGGUGUCGUACAGGAAGACAGUGGCAUGUACACAUGCAAAGCUUCAAACCAGUUUGGGGAGGCGUCUAGUGGUGCCGAGCUAGUUGUGGUAAGGGAAUCACCUUCUGUGUCUCGCAAACAGCAAAUGGUGGUCCAGAAAAAAGGUUAUAAAGUUUCCAAGACAGAACAGGCUACGGAGUCUCGCUUAUACCAGGUCAGCCUCCCAGGCCAGGACAGGACCAGGUCGGACCAAAUGGUUUACACCAUAGGUACCGAAGACCGCCGGGUUAUCCCUAGUGAGCAAGUGGGCUCCCUUACGGAGCUGGAGAUCUCUUCCGCCACCAUUCACCGUGAGAAGGUGGCCCAUCAGGCAGCAGUGCUUCAGUCUCACGAGGUAGAGGAAAGAGUUUCGGAGGUGCCCACUCGGCCGGCACAGGUUUCGGCUGUUUCUCAAACGCAGCUUCACAUGGCUGCAUUCACGUCAUCUGUUGAGGAGAGUCAGGACUUCAAGGAGCAGCACUGUGACCGCAUUCAAAGUCCCGAGGUAAUUGAGCUGCAGGCGAGGAGGGAGGAGAGGUCACAUGUGAUGUCUGCUGUAGCUGAGGAGCUUACCCCUCUCUCUAUAGCCACCACUGAGCCGCUGGCCGACAGAAAGUCUGUGUCAGUAAAGACGAGCUCAGAACCCAAGCAUUUAGUUAGUGGGCAUCAGGUGGUGUCACAGAUGUCAGUCAUAAAAGAACAGUCCCAAGAGCUCUGUGGAGCACAGGAGGAGAAGGGUUACAAGGUAAAAGAGGGGGUGAAAAUCUUAUACUCCGCCCAGUCUACAGAGAAAUAUGCACUUCCAGAGGGUCACACUGCUGAGCUAGCGACAGCCGACUCAGCUGUGAAGACUUCUGUCAAACAAGAGCAACAUCGUUUAAUUCUGGCCUCUGUCAGCGAGUCCAAACACACUCUGGCCAAGGAGACCGACAUUUCUGUGCAGAGACCAGCAGAAGAGACAGCUCUCCUCUGUAAGGACCACCUGAUGAAUGCAAGUCUAACAGCAGAGGAAAGGUACCCGCUUCAGGCUGAGUCCUCUCAGCAGUUGCCAUCUCUGGACAACGCCACUACCAUUCAAUCCCAGUUAGAAGGGGAGCAGCUAUUGCACUUGCAGGUGAUCACUGACCAAGACCUGCUCCCCUCUGAAACCAGUUUCACUUGCAAGAAACCUGAGUCUGAGCAGGCGGGUACCAGGAAGAGUCCUACUGUGUUGCACUCAGUAAGCCAGGAUGAGCAGAGGACAGUCGUAUGUGAGGACACAUCGGCGUUUGAGGCGAGUGUGAGCACCUUUGCUGUUCAAACAAGUAAGGAGUCCCCUUCUCUGCUCCACCUCCAGUCAAGCCAGGCUGUUGAGGUGCUGCCCAAAGAAGGUAUUCUUGUAACUGAGAAGUCUGAACACCAGACAGCGACACAGAAAGCCGAAAAGGCUCGUAUUCACGCGGCUAUCUCUGAGGAGAAACUACAGCUGACCGCAGAUCAGCACUCAGAGCUUAAUUUGUCUGUGACUGGAGUUCAGUCGCAGCUUCGAACUGAGCCCAGACCUCAGAACAUCCUUCAGCUGUCAUUCCAGCCCAUGCAACUGCCGAAGGAGACGCCAGUUACUUCUGAUGUUAAGCAGCAGCGAGCGUUGGUGCAGAAGGAGGAUCGCUGGAAUGUGAUGCACCUCACUAGUGUGGCUGAGAGUCAGGCGUUAGAUGCGGGACACACUGAGAGUCUGGCAGCUGUGGACAAAGUCACCUGCAAGACCGCCAUAGAGCCAAAGGUUCCCACGGAGCCGGUUCAGGUCGAGGAGAAGGAGAUCUGCACUGAGAGCAGUGAAGUUCUCAAGGCUGCAGAGCAGGACUUUGCAGUGCAGAUCCAGGAAGGCCAAUCAGUCAGGCAGUCGAUAGUCAUGGAUGAGAAGCAAGUACUGACAGGAGAGCUUUCUCAGGAGAUCACCAAGUCAGAUUCCACUAAAGUCACUGCUACUAAGCAAGCCCAGCUGUCCCUGCUCGCGUCAGAAUCCAAAGAUAGUGCGACUCUUCCCAAAGAGAUGAUGUUUGUCCUUCAGAUGCCAAAAGAAUCCAGUGUGAGUGUAUGUCAUCAGCUGAGAAAUGCUCUUCAGUCUGCGGUAGCGAGCGAGCAACCCUUGUUGCUGGCAGAUGUUGUAGGAGGGCUUCAGGCUGCACAGAUACAGGAAGUCAAAGUCCAGAGGGAACCCAGGCACACCAUGUUUACAUACCUGAUCACAUCAACAGGCACGCCUUUGGAAAUCACUCUGGCUUUCCAAGGUGAAUAUCCUCGCACAGCUGACCUCAGAAGUGAACUGCAGGCAGCUUUCCACUCCAUUGUACACCAGGAGGCUAAUGUUCUGACUUCAGAUCAGCCAGGCACGAUGCAGCUAGACAAACCUCAGAGGGCGCAGGUCUCUUCAGCCCGCUCAAAGCAAGUCAGUUCCUCCGUUGUGCAGACAGUGAGUGUGGCAGAGAGCACGGUGGACUUCACUGGUGUUGAAUCUCAAGCAGCGGGCCUCAGGACUGAGUCCAAAAUGGCGGUAGCAUGUGCCUCGGCUCAGGAGCAGGUUGUAGUCCAGGAAUCCAGGGAAUCGAGGGUGGCACAGUCCAUCUCAUCACAGGUCCAAGUUUCCGCCGAGGCCCACAUGGCCUUUGAGGAAUCGGUGGUGGUGUCCAAACAGGAGGUGAGGUCCACAAUAAAGAGCCAAAGCAAGGCUGAAGGGACCGUGCUGCUUACCACCACCCUGCCUCCCACCACCACCCCCUCGGAACAGGCUCAGGGUGUUAGCAUCCUGGAGGAAAGCAUGGAUGAGGUUUUCAAAGAGGAGAUAUCGGUCUCCAGGCCAGAACAGAGAGAAUGUCCACUCGUAGUCAUCUCUCUGGAAGACAUCACCGUUGAGGAAGAUGCUGAAAUAACAUUUAGAACCAGCAUUAAGUAUGUCACCCAGGUAAACUGGUUUUUCAAUGGCAAAUUGGUGCAAUCUGGCAAUGAGUUCAAGUGUUUCACAGAGCUCGACACACACACGCUGGUUAUCAGAAAGGUUGUCAAGGAGAAACAUGAAGGAGAAUAUGUUUGUGAGGCUGAGAAUGAAGCUGGCAAAACAACAACAUCUUCCAGACUUACAGUGUUCUCAAGAGCGCCGCCAAUAUUUAGGCAGAGAAUCGUGCCUCUGGAGAUAAACGUCGGCAGCCACGCCAAGUUCGAGUGUGAGAUUGAGGAGGACCCUAGCGUGACCUUCAAGUGGUACAGGUCCGGUAUGGAGAUGAAGCAAAGCGAGAAGUACCGCAUCAUCAGCGGACACACUGGAUCCUUCCUGGAGGUCUUGAACCCUGUCAAAGCAGACAGCGGCGAAUACAGCUGCAAGGCCACGAACCAGUAUGGUGUUGCCAGCUGUGGUGCCUCUCUAGCCGUCACUGAAAUGUACCCACCGCUAUUUGUAUCGAAACCAGAGCCAAUGAUGUCCUAUGUGGGAAAAACAGCCGUGUUCCAGUGCUCGCUCACUGGAUCGGCGCCCAUAGAGGUGAUCUGGCACAAAGACAACAUAGCCAUCUCACCCUCAGACCAUUAUGCCAUGAGGUGCGAUAAGAACAAGUAUUCCCUGCACAUUUCCAAUCUUGAGCCCAGCGAUCAGGGAGUGUACUUGUGCAAGGCGUCCAACAAUGUUGGCGCCGCUACUUUUAGCACAGAGCUCAAAGUUAUCAACAAGCCCAACUUCAUUAAGAGCUUUGAGCCAGUAUCCACUGCCGUCAACCGGAUACUGAAGCUGGAAUGCCAAGUGGAUGAGGACACUUGUGUGACAGUCACCUGGACCCGGGAUGGUAAGAAGGUCCACCAGAGCCUGGAGUGUAAGCAUUCCUUUGAGGACAAGAUAGCGGUUCUGGAAAUCGCAAAGUCCAAAGUGAAGGACUCUGGCUUGUAUGUCUGCACUGCCUCCAACGAGGCUGGGAGCGCCUCCUGCGAGGCUCUGGUGACAGUUCAAGAGCCUCCUACUUUUGUUAAGAAAAUGGAUCCAAGCAUCACGUGGAAGCAAGGAAUAGCCGCUCGCUUGCACUGCACCAUUAAAGGUUCCCCAGAGCUCCACAUCCAGUGGUUCUGGAAUGAGCGAGAGCUGAGCUCUGGAGACAAACAUAAAAUGUCUUUCACAAAUGGCAUGGCCACUUUGGAGAUCAUGAACCUUCUUGUCACUGACAGCGGCCGCUACACCUGCGAGGUGUCAAACAAUGCCGGCAGCGAAAGCUGCAGUGUGGCGGUGGCUGUCAAAGAGCCACCAUCCAUUAAGAAAGAGCUGCAGAUGGUGGAAGCAGUGAAGGGCACCAGCGUCCAGCUGGAAUGUGAAGUUGCGGGAAGUGCUCCCUUUGAGAUCACUUGGUCCAAAAAUAAGAGGACCAUCAGUAGUGAUCACAAAUACAAAAUCAUCUCCCAAGAGCCCGUGUUGAGGCUGGAGAUCAAGCCAUUUGAAAGUGCAGAUGUGGGAGAUUAUCAAUGUGUCGUAGCCAACGAUGUGGGCAAAGUCACUAUCAAGGGCUUAGCUAAACUUAAAGAGCCACCAAGCUUCAUAAAGAGGGUUGAAAGUGUGACGGCAGUGUUGGGUAAUGCGUUGAAGCUGCAGGGAACCGUGAAGGGUUCUGCCCCCAUCACAGUCAAGUGGAUGAAAGACUGUGAAAUACUGAGAGAUGAUGAUCCAAACAUCACCAUGGCAUUUGAGAACAAUGUGGCAAGCUUGUCGAUAGCAGUCGUGGCCAUCAGCCACGCCGGUAAAUACUUGUGCCACGCCGAGAAUGAAGCCGGGCAACAGAAAUGUGAAGCCGCACUGACAGUCCAGGAACCCGCUAGAAUUGUAGAACCAGCAGAGUCCAUCAGUGUGACAGCAGGUGAUCCGGCUACGCUGGAGUGCACCAUCUCCGGAAGCCCAGAUCUUAAAAUCAAGUGGUUCAGGGAUGGCAAGGAGAUGAUCAGUGGGCGCAAAUAUAAGAUGAGCCAGAAGGACAAUGUGGUCUCGCUGAAGAUUCUCAAAGCAGAAAAAGCAGACUCUUCCGUGUACAAGAUGGAGGUUUCCAAUAAAGUCGGGAAAGACCAGUGCACAUGCUCCGUGACAGUUCUAGACCGUAUAAUGCCGCCAGCUUUCACCAAGUUCCUAAAAAGGGUCGACGGUAACAUUGGCAGCAACAUAUCGCUGGAGUGUAAGGUGUCCGGGUCCCAACCCAUCACCAUCGCUUGGGUCAAAGAUGAGCGGGAAAUUGAGUCCGGAGCCAAAUUCCGUUCAGACUUCAAGGAGAGCUCCGCCACAUUGACCAUCAGCCAGCUGGAGAAAGCUGACUCAGGAGUUUAUAAAUGCACAGCCACCAACUCAGCCGGCGUGAAAGAAACCAGCGGCAUACUUUAUGUCAAAGAGCCACCAGUAUUCACAGUGACACCCCACGACCAGGAUGUUAUACCCGGAACUACUGUUUGCCUUCAGGCCACAUUCACCGGAACCCUUCCUCUGUCUGUGAAGUGGUUCAGAGAGGACAGGGAGAUGAUCAGCGGAGGCUCUUGUUUCAUCAAGAAAGAAGCCUCAAUGAGCUCUCUGGAGCUUCCCUCUGUCAAGCCUGGUGACUCCGCUAAAUAUACGUGCCAGGUGUCCAAUGACGCUGGCAAGGUGGACUGCACGGCAAUCCUUUUUGUAAAAGAACCUCCCAUCUUUGUGAUGAAGCCUGAGGCCACCAUGCUGGCGGUCAUUGGCAAACCAGUCAAGCUGCAGUGCAAAGUGACAGGGAGUCCUGUCAUAGGUUUCAGGUGGCUGAAGGACAGCAUGGAAAUUAGCCACAGUCCACAGUAUGCAAUGACCUCAGUGGACUCUGUGGCCUCUCUGGAAAUAGUCAAGUGCACUGUUGCGGACAGUGGAGAUUACACGUGCGUAGCUUCCAGCGAGGCCGGCAGUGACUGUUGCAGCAGUACGAUCACAAUCAAAGAACCCCCGUUGUUUUCUCGUUUCUUGGAGUCCAAAGAUGUGGUGAAGGGUUCUGAGAUGAUACUGGAGGCCCAAGUGUCUGGUUCUGUCCCGUUUAAUGUGUCGUUUUACAAAAAUACAAAGCUGGUGAGGAACGAUAAGAGACACAGGAUCACGGUGAAGGAGGAUCUGGUGGCCCUUCAAGUGCUUGCGGUGGAGGUUGGAGACGUGGGCUUGUACCAAUGCGCGGUGGAGAACGAAGUGGGGAGGGCCACUUGUGAAUGUCAAGUCACUCUUAAAGAACCUCCAUCGUUUGUGCGGAAGUUGGAUAACGUCAGUGCCUUGGUCGGCAGCGAGGUGUCCUUGCAGUGCACCCUAAAGGGCUCGGAGCCCAUGACCAUCAGCUGGCUCAAAGACAACUAUGAACUCAAGGAGACUGAAAAUAUUCAGAUUACGUACAAGGACCAGACAGCCCUUCUGCACAUCACCAAACUUCACAGCAAUUAUGGCGGCAAAUACUCAUGUCACGCCCAUAAUCUGGCAGGGAGUCAGACCUGCUCUGCCAUUCUGACUGUCAAAGAACCUGCUAAGGUCACCGAGGAAGCAAAGUCCAUCAGUGUGACUCAGGGGGAUCUAGCCACUUUGGCGGCCAGGUUCUCGGGCACCAAACCGCUGAAGGUACGCUGGCUUAAGGCCGGCAAGGAGCUGGUCUCUGGCCAGAGGUACAAAGUACAAAGCACAGACUCCAGCUCUGUGCUCAAAAUCAAUAAAACAGAUAAAAGUGAUGGUGGCGACUACACCUUUGAGGUUUCAAACGAUGUUGGUAGCAGUUCUUGCAUGGCGACGCUCACCAUUUUGGAUCAAAUCAUUGCGCCGGCAUUCACUAGGAAGCUGAAGCAAAGCGAAGGUAUCAAAGGCUCCUUUGCUCAUCUGGAGUGUGUUGUGUCAGGCUCGCUCCCACUCAGUAUCCAGUGGUACAAGGAUGAGAUCCAGAUCCAGACGGGCGACAAACACAAGUGCACCUUCUUUGAGAAUGUGGCUUUCCUAGAAAUCUCCGAUCUGGACAGUAAAGACAGUGGAAGCUACGCCUGCAUCGCUAAGAACAAGGCGGGAAGUGCUCAGUGCUCUGGCACCUUGUUUGUCAAAGAGCCUCCCUGCAUUAUUGAACCACCAGAAUCUAUGAAAGUCCUUCCUGGCUCAAAGGUCCAUUUCAGUGCCUUGAUCUCGGGCACGCCGCCGCUUACCAUCAAAUGGUUUAAGAACCAAAAAGAGAUAUUGUCCAGCGCCGACUGCCUGGUAAUAAAGGACAACGCGUCCACUUCUCUGGAGCUGUUCUUUGUCAAAACCUCAGAUUCCGGCGACUAUGUCUGUGAGGUUCUCAACGACGUCGGCACCAUCUCCUGCCAGGCCACACUCUUUGUCAAAGAACCGCCAAAGUUCACACGAACACCGGCGCGCUUGUCUGUGCUCCGACCAGGUCAGAGUCAAAUGUUUGAGUGCCAAGUGAGCGGCACGCCAGAGAUAGAUAUCUACUGGUUCAGGGAGGGUUCCGAGAUCAGCCCCGACAGUCGUCAUAAGAUGGCCUUCAUCAACUCCGUGGCCACCCUAGAGCUGUGCGGGGCUGACGUCAAAGACAGCGGGAUGUACUUCUGCGAAGCUCGCAAUGAAGCGGGAAGCGAGAGCUGCAGCCUGGAAGUAAAAGUCAAAGAGCCGCCUGUAUUUCUACGAGAGCUGACGCCAGCUAGCGUUGUGAUGGGCUGCGGUGCCUGGCUGAAUUGUCAACUGGCCGGCACUGCUCCUUUUGAGAUCACGUGGCACAAAGACGCCAAGGAACUGAAAGCCAGUGCUAAACACGGCCUCUCCUUAGUCAAUGACACGGUGGGCCUGGAAGUGAACAGAUGUGACACAGGCGACGUUGGUGAAUACCAGUGUACUGUCGCCAAUGAGGUGGGAAGCUGUAGUUGUAAGACCACACUGAGACUCAAAGAACCGCCAACAUUUAUCAAGAGAAUGGAAAAUGCCAUCUGUGUUCUGGGUGAGAAGGUGGUCUUUGAGUGUGUGGUGGCUGGCUCUCCAACCCUUUCUGUGCAAUGGCAACAAGAUGGGAACUGGAUUUUGGAAGAUCCAAAGAUUGAGAGAGCAUUCGAGAACAAUGUGGCCAUGCUCAGGAUCUCUGCUUGUGAAGCAUGUCACAGUGGGUCUUACACUUGCCAGGCCAUAAACGACGCGGGCCAGGACAAGUGUGUCGCCACCCUGGUGGUCCAAAAACCUCCUCAGAUCUCUGAGAAACCGGAGUUGGUAAAGGUCACGGCUGGAGAUCCAGUCAGUCUGGACUGUAAGGUAACAGGCUCGCCAGAGCUCAAAGUGCAUUGGCUGAAAGAGGGCAAGGAGUUGCAGUCCAUCAGGCAGCACAAGCUCAGCUUUGAGAAUAACAUCAGCAGCCUGAAGAUUCAGUCGGCGCAGAGAGAGGACGAAGGCGACUACGUCUUUGAGGUGUCCAACCACAUCAGUAGCUGUAGCUGCACCGUCAAAUUGGUCGUGUCAGAACAAGUCAUCCCGCCGAGCUUCAUUAAACCCCUCGGAGACAUGCAAGAGAUUCUGGGCUCUUUUGUUCAGAUCGUCUGCACGAUAUCAGGGUCCAUUCCCAUCUUGGUAGAAUGGCAGAAAGACAGCGGGAAGAUCUCCAGUGGUGUUAAACACAAAUUGAUUCAGCAGGACAAUUCUGUGUGCUUGGAGAUUGAGCACUUAGAGAUGUCAGAUGCAGGUUCCUACUCCUGCAAACUCGGCAACGCAGCAGGGAGCUGCCAAUGCUCUGGAACCCUGAAAGUCAAAGAACCUCCCAGCUUUGUCACCUUGCCUGAGUCCCAGGCGACCGUACCCAAUGCAACAGUACGCUUCAAAGGGACGUUCAAGGGGACGCCGCCCUUCAGUGUCAAGUGGUUCAAGGAUGACACGGAGCUGAUGACAGGACCCACUUGUCUCAUGGCGCUGGAGGGGCUCUCCUGCCUCUUGGAGCUCUACUCGGUGGGCAUCACCCAGAGUGGUGUCUACUCCUGCCAAGUCAGCAACGACGCCGGCUCCGUGCGCGCCAGUGCAGACUUGACAGUAAAAGAACCACCCGAGUUUGUGCUGAAACUCCCUGCCACUAAAUGUGUGAAGCAGGGCGAGGCGCUCCGCCUAGAGUGCAGGGUCACGGGUACCGAACCCAUCAUGGUGACCUGGUACAAGCAGGACACCAUGCUGAUGGACAGAGGCAGCUGUAACACAUCGUUUGUUGGCUCGGUGGCGGUCCUCGAGCUGCACACCGCUGACUUUGAUGAUGACGGAGUUUAUACGUGCGAAGCUCACAGCGAUGCCGGUAGUGUCAGCUGUAGCACCACUCUUACUGUGAAAGAACCGCCGUCAUUCAGUAGAGUACCUGAACCGGUAGAAGGGCUGAAGGGGAAGGAUGUGAGUCUCUACUGUGAGAUGAAUGGCACCACCCCCUUCCAGACCACCUGGUUCAAGGAGGGCAAGCCACUGAUGGAGAGCAGGAAGUACAAGAUGUUGAGCGAGGGCAGCUCGGCCACGCUGCACAUCAUCGGGAUCGAACACACCGACGCCGGCCGCUACGAGUGCAAGGCAUCAAACCCAGUAGGCAGUGACACCUGCCAGGCGUCAGUUAAACUCAGAGAGCCUCCGUCCUUUGUGGAGAAACUGUCCAAUGCCACAGUGGUUCUGGGACAGGAGGUGAGCCUCGUGGCCACCGUCAGAGGCUCAGAGCCUAUCGCUGUGUCCUGGGUUCAGGACAAGGACCACAUUCUCAGGGACGGUGACAACAGAAAAAUCAGCUUUGAAAACCAGCAGGUGUCUCUCAAAGUGUUUGAGGCUGAUGCAGCGGCGGCGGGCCGGUACACUUGCCAACUGCGCAAUGAUGCCGGAAGUACUGAGUGUUUUGCGAACUUGACUGUACUAGAACCCGCGAAGAUCGUGGAUAAACCCGACGCUCUGAGCGUGACGGCUGGCGACAUUGCCGCUCUGGAGGUCAAAGUGUGCGGCACCCCUGACUUGGUGCCUAAGUGGUUCAAGGACGGCGUGGAGCUGGCCUCCGGCAGGAAAUACAAAGUCUCCUUCUCUCGGAUGAUCUCCAGCCUGAAUGUGCUAGUGGCGGAGAAACUGGACUCUGGAGAAUACACCUUUCAGGUCAUGAACGACGUCGGGAAGGACCUGAGCAAAAUUAAUCUCACCGUUUUAGACAAAAUCAUCCCGCCUUCCUUCACGAGGAAACUGAAGGACUGCAACACGGUGGUGGGCAAAGCCGGCGAGAUGGAGUGUAAGGUGUCCGGCUCACCCCCUUUUACCAUUUCCUGGUACCGCGACGGCGAGGAACUGCACAGUGGACCCAGCUACGACAUCUCGUUCAGUGACAACAGCUGUACCCUUAGAGUACCCACCCUCAAGCUGUCCGACUCGGGACACUACAGGUGUAAGGCGGUCAAUGAGGCAGGAUCCAGUGAGACAAGCGCCACCUUGGACGUCAAAGAGCCGCCAUCCUUCGCGGUUCUGCCUCAGCCGGCUGAGGCCACACCGGGGUCGGACGUCAGCUUCUCGGCCCUCGUGAAAGGCAGCGCGCCCCUCAGGCUGAAGUGGUUCAGGGGGGCCAAGGAGCUGGAGGCUGGACGGGGCUGUGACUUCUCCCUAAAGGACAACCAGGUCCUCCUGCAGCUCUAUCGGGUGGAUAGGAGUCAUGCCGGAGAGUACACCUGCCAGGUCAUCAACGAUGUGGGCAAGGAAAGCUGCCCUGUCAACCUUAUGCUCAAAGAGCCAGCUUUGUUUGUAAAAAAGCUGAAGGACGUGUCGGUGGAGAAAGGCCAACCUCUGAGGCUGGAGUGUUCAUACGCUGGAACGCCCAAGAUCUCGGUGAGCUGGUUCAAGGAGGAGCAGCCGGUGUUUGCAUCGUACAAAUACAACCUGAGCACCACGGAGAGCACCUGCAUCCUGGAGUGUCUGAGCACAGACGACAUGGACGCCGCCGGAAAGUACACCUGCUACGUGGCCAACGACGCUGGCAAGGAUGAAUGCAAGGCUACUGUCACCAUCUUGGAGCCGCCAUACUUCCUUGAGCCCCUGGAGCCCAUGGAGGUGACGUCUGGGGACGCUGUCUGCCUCAAGUGUCACGUGGCGGGCACCCCCGAGAUCAAAGUGUCGUGGUUCAAGGGUGACGGCAAAGUGCGCUCCAGCGCCACUUGUAGGCUGGAGUACGGCAAAGGUGUGGCCUGCCUCAAACUCAGCAAGGCCACCAAGGCUGACGUGGGCGAGUACACCUGCAAGGCUGAGAACAAGAUCGGAACCGCCGCCUCCACGUGUCGCCUCAACGUGCAAGAGGCCAAGACUCCGCCGAGCUUUCCGAAAAAGAUCAUGAGCCUUCAGCAGACGUUGGGCUCCGCGAUCUGCUUUGAGUGCCGUGUGGCUGGCUCUUCUCCCCUGGACGUUUCCUGGUUGAAGGAUGGCAAGCCGGUGCAGGAUGGGGACGAAUUCUCGGCGCUCUUCCGUGACAACACAGCCAUGCUGACAAUUAACCGCAGCGAGAUGAGGAACGCCGGGGAGUAUGCCUGUGUUGCAACCAACAGCGUCGGGUCCGCAUCGUGCAGAGCCAAGCUCACCCUGCUAGAGCCCCGUUACCCACCAGUCUUUGACAGGAAGUUGUUGGCAGCACAUUCGGUGAUGGUGGGUGACAGCAUGGAGCUGGAGUGUCACCUGACUGGUUCGGCCCCGAUGAAGGUGACCUGGUCCAAGGACCACAAGGAUAUCCGGAGCGGCGGGAACUACAAGAUCCGCAUGGAGGACAACACAGCCCAGCUCAGCAUCGUCAAGGCAGACAAAGGCGACACGGGAAUAUACUCCUGCCAGGUCGCUAACGAUGUUGGGAAGGACUCCUGCUCCUGUGAUGUCACAGUCAAAGAGCGCAAGAACCCUCCGGUAUUCACCAAAAAGCCAUCUGAGCAGUUGGAGGACGCCGAGGGCCGCCUGGUGAAGAUGGAGGCCCGGGUGUCCGGGUCCCAGCCCAUGUCCAUUCUCUGGCUGAAGGACGGCGCCGACAUCUCGAGCUCUGACGAUUAUGACCUAAGCUUCAAGAGUAACUUGGCCGUGCUUUGUAUCAAGAGCAGCCGGCGCGAGCACAGUGGACGAUAUAGCUGCCAAGCGACCAAUGAGGCAGGAAAGACCAAGUGUGACAUCAUCCUCAAAAUCUCCGAGGCUCAGUCGCGUCCGGUGUUCGACGUCCCUCUGAAAGCGACAUCUGUGACCGUGGGCGAGCGUCUGAGUUUGCGCUGCCAUGUCCGCGGCUCACCUCCUCUCAUGAUCCAGUGGAUGAAAGAUCGAAAAGAGCUGCUGCCAUCCGCAACCGCCGCCAUCAGCUUCUCUGAUGGGACGGCCUGCCUGGAGAUCGGCGCGGCGACCCGUCACGAUGCCGGCGACUACAUCUGCAAGGCGACCAACGAUGCUGGAAGCGAGCUGUGCCGCGCUAAAGUCACUUUCAAAGAAAAAGAAGCUGCACCUUCCGACGUUGCCGGAGAGACCGUUUCAGCCAAGAAGCUGGACCAGCUUUUCUUCUUAGAGGAGCCCAAGAGCAUACAUGUCACCGAGAAGGGUGCUGCCACCUUCAUUGCCAAGGUGGGUGGCGAGCCCAUCCCUAGCGUCAAGUGGAUGAAGGGCAAGUGGAGACAGCUGACCCAAGGUGGACGCGUCUCUAUAGAGCAGAUUGGCCAGGAAUCCAAACUGGAGAUCAGGGAGGUGACCAAGUCGGACUCGGGCCAGUACCGCUGCGUGGCCUCCAACAAGCAUGGCGAGAUUGAGUGCGCUGCAGACCUCCAUGUAGAUGAGAAAAAGGCGGCCGCCCAGCUUGAAGGAGACCUCAGAGCCAAGCUUAAGAAGACACCAUCCAAGCAGAAGAGUCCCGAGGCAGAGAAGGAUAUUGACAUCGUAGAGCUGCUGAGAAACGUGGACCCCAAGGAAUACGAGAAGUACGCCCGCAUGUAUGGCAUCACUGACUACCGGGGCCUCCUGCAGGCCAUUGAGCAGCUCAAGCAGGAGAAGGGGGAGGAAACUGGAAGACCAGAACUGGAACGUACACCCAGAGAGGUGGAUGAGGACAUGGCCAGGCUGGUGGCUGACCUGCAGAAGAGGAUGGAGCGGACAGAGCCCGUAACCGUGCUAAAGGACAUCUGCGACCAGUCCGUCCUGGUUGAUGAGGAGGCUUUGUUUGAGUGUGAGGUGAAGAUCAACUACCCUGAGAUCAUCCUGUCCUGGUACAAGGGCACCCAGAAACUGGACACUAGCCCCAAGUACCACAUCAGUGUUAGUGGAGAGCGCCACCUACUGAGUGUUAAGGGGUGCCAACUCGCAGACCAGGGCAACUACCGGGUGGUGUGCGGACCUCACAUCUCCAGCGCCAAGCUCACCGUCACUGAGGUUAUGGUGGAGACACACCUUCAGGACACAUCUGGUAAGGAAGGACAGUCAUGUACUUUGACUUGUCAGUUGUCCAUCCCCAACGCGGAGGCACAGUGGUUUAAGAAUGGUCAGCAGUUAGAUACCAUGGAGGGCAGGUUCAAGUCUGAGGUCAAACACAAGCUCCAGAAGCUUCAUAUCAAGGACCUGAAGCCUGAAGACAAGGGCCGCUAUACCUGCAGGUACCUGCACCUACAGUCCUCGGCGGACCUCUGGGUGGAAGCCGAGCAAAUUCAUUUCACCAAGCGCAUCCACAACGUGGAGGUGAACGAGCGUCAGGCAGCCACCUUUGAGUGUGAGGUGUCCUUCGACAACGCAGUGGUAUCCUGGUACAAGGAUACAUGGGAGCUGAGGGAAAGCCCAAAAUACAACUUCCGCAGCGAGGGCCGGAGACAUUUCAUGGUCAUCCGAAACGUGAGCGUGGACGAUGAAGGGGUGUACUCGGUGAUUGUGAGGUUGGAGCCCCGGGGAGAAGCUAAGAGCAGUGCGGAGCUAUAUUUGUCUGGCAAAGAGAUCCAAUUAGCCACGGUUCCCUUUGAUGUAAAAGACGCUCCCGUGGAGAGGCCUGAAGCACCUUCGUCAGUGGACAUUCAAGAAUCUGCUGAGUUUGAUCAUUAUGAGGAAGAAAUUGAGCAUACAGUUACCGUUGAGGAGACAGUGGAAAGACAGGAAAUGGAAGUGAGGGAAGAAGUGCUUUCCAGAGUGGCCAAACCCCAAGAGGAACAGGAAGUGGAGCUGGCAGGAGAGGAGGUACAAGCGGCACCCCCAAGAGUGACCAAAAUGGCAGAGGAGGUUCCUGUGGAGAAGAAGACAGUUGCUCCGGUUAAAGAACCCGAAGAUGUCGCAAAGCCGCCACCACCGCAGGAGCUGAAAAAAGACGAGCCGAAGUCUCGAGUACCGGCAGAGCCCAAAAAGCCUCCACCUGAAGUCAAGCUGGUGGUGCAGCCUGAGCCGGAGCCCGAAGUUAAGAUGGUGGUGGAACCUGAGCUGGAGCCCAAAGUUAAGAUGGUGGUGGAACCUGAGCUGGAGCCCAAAGUUAAGCCGGUGGAGAAGCCAGAGUUCGAGCUGGAGCCCAAAGUUAAGCCGGUGCAGAAGCCAGAGCCCAAGCAGGCGCUCAAAGUCAAGCCGGUAGCAAAGCCCAAGCCAGAGCCUGAGCCGACGCCUGAGCCAGCGCCCAAACUCAAGCCGGUGGAAAAGCCCAAGCCAGAGCCUGAGCAGGCGCCUGAGUCGAUGCCCAAACUAAAGCCGGUCAUGAAGCCCAAGCCAGAGCCCAAGCCAGAGCCCAAGCCAGAGCCCGAGCCAGCUCCCAAACUCAAACCAGUGGCUAAACCCGACCCGGAGCCCAAAGUCAAGCCGGUGGUGAAGCCCGAGCCGGAAGUUGAAGUGCCAUUGAAGAAGCCAACUGCACUGCUCAAAGUCUCCAAAGAACCAAAACCAGAACCUGUUAAGAUUAAGCCCAAACCUGAAGUGCCAAAGGCAGAGCUUGUGGUGGAACCCAAACCAGAACAUGUGGUGGUACCCAAACCGGAGCCUGUGGAGGCACCCAAACGAGAGCCUGUGGAUGCACCCAAACCGGAGCCUGUGGUGGAACCCAAACCACCCAAACUGGAGCCUGUGGUGGGACCCAAACCAGAGCCUGUGGAGGUACCCACACCACCCAAACCAGAGCCUGUAGAGGUUCCCAAACCAGAGCCUGUGGAGGCACCCAAACCGGAGUCUGUGGUGAAAAAAUCUGAAGUAGCAGAGCCCAGGGUGCCCGAAGUAGAACUACCAAAGGCCGAAGAACCAAAGGAACCUGCCCUGAAAGUGCCAGAGAAACCAGUCAAGAAGGAGGCUGCUGUAGAAAUGCAGAAGCCGCACAGAGAAGAAGAAACACCACUGAAGAAACCAGUGGUCACCAAAGUUCCUGCAGGAGAGGAGAUAGCAGAAGAACCGAAACGAGCGAAGAAAGCUGAACCUGUUAUGCUUCCUACUAAACAAGAGCCAGGAGAACCACAAAGAGGUUUAGAAAUUCAAAAGACUGUCCAGAUGCUACCUUCGGAGGUCGAACAAAAGAAGAAAGUCUCUCCUCCAGAAAAAGCGAGGUCAAGCAGGCUCGAGCAGCGACAGGAAAUACAUCACGUGACUGAGAUGGUGUUUUUCACCGAGGAAGCUUGGUCUUAUGAGGCCGAGCCAGAAGAUCGAGCCCAAGUUUCAUUCAAGAAAGCCUUGUCCCCGGCGGAACAUGUGAAUGUUUCGUUGCUUGAGACCCGGGUGAAACAGUCUAAGCCGAGAGGCAAGAUAUCUGUGACUGAUAGGAAAGAGACUGCUGUGAUAACCAAAAAAACAGAAGAUCUUAAGAAAGAGCAGGAAGCUACUGAAGAAGUUACAGAUGAGAGAAAAGACAAGAAGCAGGUAGUGGCAGUAAAGAAAGAAAGCAGGGCAGCAAUCCAGAAAGAAACUAAGGAGAAUAGCGUCAGAGUCUCGACGGUGAAAGAGGAAGUAGAAAUAGAGGCAGCCUACGAAGACCGCAUUGAGAUCACUGCAUCUUCUGCACAAGACAAACAAAGCCACAGACCAAAAGACAAGGUGGGAGAGGCCGACAAAGUCAUAGCGAAAGAUGAACAUUCAGCGCUGAGCCAGGUAGCUGAGAAAAAGUGGGAGAAGACUCAACUGAUUGAAGAAAAAAGUAAGGCAGAAGCAGAGGCCUUGGUGUCAGAUAUCCCGUCUCAGCAAAUCCUUUUUCAAGUUUCUUGUGAUAAAACCCCAGAAGAAGACUCAAGUGUUCGGAUUCAAACUUUAAGAGAAAGCCAAGAGAAGGAAGACAAAGCGGCCACCAGAGAAGCUGACAAGUUUCCUGCUGUUGUGGAGAUGCUGGAGAAAGAAGUCGAGAGAGCUUCAGUGGAGGAGGCGCGACCGCUAGUCAAGGAACCUGCAGCCAAGCCCGCUGUUCCUCCAGAAGUACUUGAAGAGCGCAAAGCACCUGCACCAGUUGAAGUAAAAAAGUCAGACGAUGAUGAACAGCUGGAAAAAACAAUGACCAAGCAAGCAGUCAAGCUUGUUGUAAAGGCUGAAGAGCCAACCAAGAUCGUUGUGGAAGAAGAAAAACCUGUGAAAGUGGCUUCUGUGACAGAUGAAACAAAAGGACCAGUUCAAGCACCAGCAGGAGUCCAGAAAGAACAAGCUGUGCUCAAAAAAGGUAAAGUUCCUACGGAAGAGGCAGGGACGUUUGAGCUUCCGACUCUGAGGAAAACCACUCCGAUCACAAGGGAAGAAGUGGAGCAAGAGCUGGAAAAGGUCCAACUCAAGAAGAUUCCAUCCGUAUCACCCAAAGAGACUGAGAAUGAGCAGAAACUUCGGGAGGCAACCAGGACAACGCAAGUUGACAUUAUCGAGAUGGUGCAUGAAGAACACACAGCUGAGAUGAUGGUUACAACCAGGAGGUCUGUAGAGGAGAGGACACCAAGUAACAAAGCAAAGGUGGAGAAAAAGCAGGAUAUUCCAAAACAGAAAGAAGAGGAAGAAAAAGCAGAUACCAAGACUAAAUGGAGCCGUCAGAAAGGAACUCCAAAAGCUGAUAAACCAGAGGAAACCAUUUCGUGGAAGAAAUCUCCCAAAGCUCCAAAGGAGGAGGAACCAGCCCCUCCUACUACCACCUUGAAAAAAGUGAAAAAACUGCCUUCCGAUAAAGAAGAACCUGAACCUGUCAAAUUAAAACCCUUUGACAAGCCAGUUAAAGCUACUGAGGAGCCAAAGAAAGUUAAAGAUGAUGCACCAGACAGGGACACUGAAGCUCUCCAGAAGGGAGAGAGGAUACCCAGAGAGACAGCGGUCAUGGAAGCCCCAAAGAAACCACAGAAAGUUCCAGCAGAGGUAAAGGGGCCCCCUGCAAAAGUGCUAAAGCCAGUACCCAAGGAAAAACCUGAGGAAGAAAAACCUAAAGCACCAGCAAAGUUGAAGAAAACACCAAUAGUACAGCCAGAGCCAGAACCAGAAAAGGUAAAGCUCAAGCCUUUUUCUCGCCCUUCUAAAGAAGCUGUUGAACCCGAGAAGAAGCCAUCAGAGGUUGAAGAGAAGAAGCCAUCAGAGGUUGAAGAGAACAAACCAACAGAAUACCUGUUCCAGCAACGCGUUUCUCCAGACGACAAACCAGGGGAGAAAGUGUCGGAUGCUACACCAGAGAAACUUGAGACCCCUAGAGCAGAGGAGAAAAAGUCUCAGAAGCUGAAGGAGCCUGAGCCAGUUCCAGCAAAAAAGAUUCCUUCCCAUGUGCCAUCUCCUUCAAAGAAAGCGGAUCAAGUUCCAGAGGAGCCUAAACCAGUGCAGCUAAGAAAGGGAGUCACACCCAAAGACCAAAGAGAGGUGGCUUUGACACCUUUAGAGGAGAUCAAGAAACUUCAGUUGAAAAAGACACCAUCACCAAAAGUUGAGAAGACUAAAGAAGAUGAAAAGAUUCCUGGUGCCGAUAAACUUAAAAAGACUCCGAAAACAGUUUCACCUAAAGACUCCCCAGAAGCGGUCACUCUAAAAAAACUACCCAAGAUGCCCUCGCUAGAAGAUCUAGAAGUGGCAAAGCCUCCAAAAGAAAAGAUUCCCGUAGUGGUGGAAAUUUCUCCUGGAGCGGUAGAGAUGAAAAAAGUCGCCACCCAGCCAGAGGAAGAGGUCUUUGAGGAGGACUUUGGGUUGGAUGACGAGGCAGAGCCGGAGGAGGAAGAGGCCUGGGGCUGGGAACUGGUUCCUGAUGAAGACUGGGAAGGUGAAGGGGAGGAGGGUGCUCUGGAGAUGCCGGGGGCAACCAGGAGAGAGGGACAACCAGCAGAGGAAGCAGAAAGAGGAAGAGCCCUCAAACCCAAGCUGACGCCGUCGCCUGGUGAAGGCAGAGGACGUGGCCUCAGACCUGCCGGAAGAGGCACUCCUCCACCUCCAGAGGAGGCUUUUGGAGGGUACAAGCUCAAAGCCGUGCCACUCAAGUUCAUCAAGAAGCUGGAGGACAUAGUGCUGCAGGAGGCCGAGUCCAUCGGUUCUUCGGCUGUGUUUGAGUGCCAGGUGUCGCCAUCCACUGCUGUCACAUCGUGGAUGAAAGACAGUAGCAACCUGCGCGAGAGCCCUAAACACAAGUUCACCUCUGACGGCAAAGAUCGUAAGUUGAUGGUCAAAGACGUGCAGCUGUCGGACACCGGAGAAUACACCUGUGUUGCCAAGAACGCUGGCAAGGAAAUCAACUGUACCGCCAAGCUCAUUGUUGAAGAGCUCCCUGUAAAAUGGACCAAGGAGUUGGAGCCGGAGAUGUCGGCCGUGAAGGGUCAGCCGCUCUACAUGACCUGUGAGCUAAACAAGGAGAGGGACGUGGUAUGGAAGAAGAACGGCGAGGUCCUGAAGAAACAAGAAAACAAGUUCCAGAUCAAUAUCAUCGGCCUGGCGCACGCCGUGACCAUCCAGUACACCAGUGAGGAGGAUGCUGGUUGCUACUCAUGUGAAGUGGCGAACCAAAAUGAGUUGAAGACAUUGACAAAUGUGAAAGUGACGGAGGUAAUUAAGGAUUGGAUUGUAAAGCCUCUGAGGGACCAGCACGUGAAACCGAAGGCAAGUGCCACAUUUAAGUGCGAGCUGUUUAAGGACACACCCAACUGGAAGUGGCUGAAAGGAGACAAGGAAUUGACCCCCUCCGACAAGGUGGAGAUCAACAAGGAUGAGAAGGACCUGACGCUGACCAUCAAGAACUGUCAGCCUGAUGACGUGUCAGAUUACUCCAUGGAGGUGGAGGGACGCGUCUACUCUGCCAAACUUACGCUUGGAGAGCGUGAGGCGGAGAUCUUGAAGCCCCUGGCCAGUGUGGAGGUGUUUGAGAAGGAAGAUGCUGCGUUUGAGACAGAAAUAUCUGAAGACGACAUUCCAGGGCAGUGGAAGCUCAAAGGGGAGCCUCUGACGAGAUCCCCGACCUGCGACAUCCAAAUGGAACGUGGCGUGCGCCGACUCAAGCUUCAAAAGUGUCAACUGGACCAGGCGGGCGAGGUGUCAUACCAGGCGCUGAACGCUGUUACAAGUGCAAUGCUCACCGUGAAAGAAAUCCCAAUGGACUUUGUUGUACCGCUGAAGGACAUUAGCGUGCCCGAAAAGAAACAGGCCAAAUUCGAAUGUGCCAUCACCAGAGACGUCCCCAAGGUCAUGUGGUACAGGGGCAGGGACAUCAUUACGCCAGAUGCCAAAUAUGACAUCAUCGACGAUUGUAAGAAGCACAUGCUGGUCAUCAACUCCUGCGAGUUUGACGAUGAGGACGAGUACAGGAUUGAGGUUUUGGGCAAAGAGUCCAAGGCGAGACUCACAGUGGAGGGUAUCAGGCUCAAACUGAUUUCACCGCUCAAGGACCAAACGGUGAAGGAGGGCAGCACAGUUCGCUUUGAGCUGGAGCUCUCACAUGAAAAUAUUCCCCUCACCUGGUACAGGAACGAUGAUAAAAUCCACCUGAGCCGAACGGUGCUCAAGCAUGUGGAUGGAAAGCGACACGUGCUGGAGAUCAAGGACGUGACUCUGGACGAUACUUGCCAGAUCAAGGCUGAGGCCAAAGGAGUCUCCUCCAUGGCCAACUUGACUGUCAUAGAGGGAGAUGCAUACUUCACGGUCAAGCUGCAGGAUUAUACGGCAGUGGAGAAGGACAAGGUGGUCCUAGAAUGUGAGCUCAACAAAGAUGUCAAGGUAGUUUGGUACCACAACGAAGAAGAGGUGAAGGCCUCUAAGGUGGUUGCCAUUAAGGCAGAGGGCAAACGCAGAAUGCUGAUCAUCAGGAAAGUUGUGGACAUGGACAAGGGACAGUACGUGUGCGACUGCGGAACGGACAAGACGACAGCAACCCUUCACAUUGAAGCCCGCCACAUCCGAGUGCUGCGACCGGUGUACGGCGUGGAGGUGUUUGAGGGCGAGACAGCUCGCUUUGAGGUGCAGCUGAGUGAGGACGAGGUGCAUAGCAAGUGGAAACUCAAAGGCCAAGUCCUGAGUCCAUCUCCCGACGUGGAGAUGGUGGAGGAUGGCGCUAAGCACACUCUUGUGCUGUAUAACUGCAAGGUGCCUCAGACCGGCGAGGUUUCAUUUAGCGCCGCAGACGCCAAGUGCUCUGCAAACCUGAAAGUAAAGGAGAUUCCUGUUACUUUUAUCACGCCACUGGCCGACGUGCGCGUCUUUGAAAAGGACGAUGCAAAGUUUGAGCUGGAGGUGUCCAGAGAACCCAAAAGCUUCCGUUGGCUCAAAGGCUCUCAAACACUGUCGAGUGACGACAAAUAUCAGCUGCUGCAAGACGCAAACAAACAUACUCUUAUCGUCAAAUCUGCCAGAUAUGAAGAUGAAGUGAAGUACCUGUUUGAGGCCGAAGACAAGAGAACAUCAGGGAGGCUGAUUAUUCAAGGUAUACGCCUCGAGUUUCUCAAACCCAUUAAGGAUGUGACGGUGAAGGAGCGCGAAACGGCAGAAUUCAGCGUGGAACUCUCCCACGAAAAGAUCCCGGUGAUUUGGUACAAAAAUGGCGUACGCCUGCACCCCAGCAAGGUGGUGCACAUGUCAGAGGAUGGUAGAUUCCACACGCUGGCCUUCAAGGAGGUCUCUAUCGAUGAUACAUCCAUGAUCAAGGUGGAGGCCAUGGACAAGAUGGCUGAGGCCAUGCUCACCGUGCUGGAGGGCGACCUCUACUUCACGCUCAAGCUCCAAAACUACACCGCUAUCGAAAAGGACGAGGUGGUGCUUUCCUGUGAGCUGAGCAAGGCCACCGGCGAGGUCCAAUGGUUUAAAGACGGUAACGAAAUCUUUGCCUCCAAGAACAUUCUCUUGCAGUCCGACGGCAGGAAACGCAUCCUCGUCAUCCGCAAGGCGGCCAAGAAUGACGUGGGAGCCUUCACAUGUGACUGUGGCACCGACAGAACCACAGCCCAGCUCAACAUCGAAGAGCGCAACAUCAAGGUGAUGCGUCCGCUCUACAGUGUGGAAGUCACCGAGACAGAGAUGGCCAAGUUUGAGACAGAGAUCUCAGAGGAAGACCUCCACGCCACCUGGAAGCUGAAGGGCGAGAACCUUCACCCGUCUGCCGACGUGGAGAUCAAGGAGGAAGGUGUAAAGCACACCUUGAUCCUCUUCAAUUGUCGCAAGGACAUGGCGGGAGGCGUGGACUUCGCCGCUGCGAAUGCCAAGUCGUCUGCUCAGCUCCGUGUCAAAGCCCGAAUGGUGGGACUGACGAGACCGCUCAGCGAUGUGAUGGUGACAGCUGGCGAGACAGCCACUUUCGAGUGCGAGCUAUCCUACGAGGAUGUCCCCGUGGAGUGGUUCCUGGAGGGGGUCAAGGUGGAGCCUGGCGACCGGGUGGUACUGAAGUCGGAGGGUAAAGUCCACAGCGUGACCCUGCGGGACGUCCAGCUAAAUGAAGCGGGCAAAGUCCGACUCACGACUAAAGACUGCCAGACUGAAGCUAGACUCAUCGUCAAAGAGCCGCCAGUGGAGUUCACCAAGCCGCUGGAGGACCAGACGGUGGAGGAGGAGGCCACCGUCACCCUGGAGUGUGAAGUCUCACAGGACAACGCCGAGGUGCAGUGGUUCAAAGAUGGACAAGAGAUGCACAAGAACAAAAAGUAUAAGGUGCUUGUAGAUGGACGAAAGAGGAUGCUGCUUAUCCAUGGAUGCACCCUGGAUGACUCUAGAACCUACUCUUGUGCUGCCAAAGAAUUCAAGACUUCCUGCUUCCUCAAUGUUGAACCUCUCCAGGUUGAGUUCUCCAAGCCACUCCAUGACGUGGAGGUGCAAGAGAAGGAAUCUGCUAGGUUCGAGUGUGAAGUGUCCAGAGAGAAUGUCAAGGUCUCCUGGUUUAAGGACGGAAGUGAAAUCCGAAAAGGGAAGAAGUAUGAAAUUAUCGCUCAGGGACGCCAACACGUCCUCGUUGUCCACAGGUCAGUGUUGGACGAUGAGGCCGAGUACGAGUGUGAUGCCAAGACCUCCAAGACCUCUGGCAUGCUUACUGUCAUUGAGGAGGAGGCCAGGUUCACCAAGAACCUGUCCAACGUGGAAGGAACCGAGACAGACAGCGUGAAGCUCAUCUGUGAAGUCUCCAAACCUGACGCCGAUGUCACCUGGUACAAGGGCGACGAGGAGUUGCCGGAGGGCGGCCGCUACGAGCACAUCUUGGAUGGCAGAAGGAGAAUCCUCCUCAUUCAGGACCUGAAGAUGCCCGACGCCGGAGAGUACAACUGCAGGCUCAGUCCCAGGGUCAGAACCUCCGGAAACCUCAGGAUUAACGAACUGGCAGCUGAGUUCCUGUCCAGGCCUCGCAGCGUGGAGGUGGUAGAGGGUGAAAAGGCCGAGUUCACCUGCACCGUGUCCAAGGACACCUUUGAGGUCAAAUGGCUGAAGGAUGACAAGGAGCUGGAGGCCGAGGACAAGUACCAGUUGAUCAGUGACGGCAAGAGAAGGAUGUUGGUCAUCAAGAAUUGUGAGCUCAGUGACGAGUGCAAGUACGUGGUAAUGAUCAGAGCCACCAGAGCCAGCGCCCAGCUCACUGUACUUGAGAAACUGAAGAUCAUCACACCACUGAAAGACACAGAUGCCGGCGAAAGCCAGGAAGUAGUCCUGAAUUGCGAGGUGAACAACGAGGGCGCCAAGGCCAAGUGGCUGAAGAACGAUGAGACAAUUUUCGAGAGCAGCAAGUAUGUAAUGUUCCAGCGAGACAAUAUCUUCUCACUGAGGAUCAGAGACGCGCAGCAGGGGGACCAAGCCAAAUACAGUGUUCACCUGAGCAAUCACAGAGGAGAGCAGGCCACGAGCUCCUGCGGCCUUGUCGUCAAAGAGGAGCGUUUGAGGAUUGUUGUUCCUCUGGAGGAUGUGGACACUCAGGAGAAGAAGACAGUCAGCUUCUCGUGCAAGGUCAACCGCCACAACGUAACUCUGAAGUGGAUCAAGGCCGGCGAGGAGGUUGUCUUCAACAAGCACCAUGUCUACCGGGUGGACAAAGACAAGCACACACUGACUAUCAAGGACUGUACGCUGGCGGACGAGGGCGAGUACACCGUGGUGGCCGGUGACGACAAGUCCACGGCCGAGCUGAUCAUCAGCGAGGUGCCCACUGACUUCGCCAUGCACCUGAAGGACCAGACCAUCACUGAGUUCGAGGAUGCUGAGUUCACCUGCAAGCUGACCAAAGAGAAAGCCGAGGUCAAUUGGUACAGGGACGGACGCGAGAUCAGAGAAGGAGCCAGAUACUCAUUUGAAAAAGAUGGAAAUAUGUGCUACCUACGUAUCAAAGAGUGCCGGCCAGAUGACGAGUGCGAGUACGCAUGUGGCACUGAAGACAAGCGAUCCAGAGCCAGGCUCUUUGUUGAAGAAACCCCGGUGGAGAUCAUCAGGCCGCCACAGGACGUGUUUGAGCCGCCCGGCUCAGAUGUGGUAUUCGAGGUGGAGCUAAACAAGGACAGAGUGGAAGUGAAGUGGUUGAGGAACAACAUGACCGUUGUGCAGGGUGACAAAUACCAGAUGAUGAGUGACGGUAAAGUUCACAGGCUGCAGGUCUGCGAGAUCCGCCCUCGAGACCAGGGCGAGUACAGAGUCAUCGUCAAGGGCAAAGAUGCCAAGGCCAAGCUGGAGCUGGCGGCGAUGCCCCAGAUAAAGACCACAGACCAAAACUACGUCACAGAUGCAGGGAAGCCCCUGGUCAUGGCAGUUCCUUACAGCGCCUACCCUCAAGCUAAGGCCGACUGGCUGUAUGACAACUUAAGUCUGCCCCAGGAUAGCGUCUACACCUCUCCCGACUGCACAGAGUACCGCAUGAAGGACCCCAGAAAGUCUGACGAGGGUCGCUACAAGGUUAUCAUAAAGAACAAACACGGAGAGGGUGAAGCCUUCAUCAACCUGGAUGUCAUUGAUGUCCCAGGGCCUGUGAAAAACCUACAGGUGGUUGACACCGCUGACGGCGAAGUGAGCUUGGCAUGGGAGGAACCGGAGAAUGAUGGCGGAAGCAAAGUCAUCGAGUAUGUGGUGGACAGACGAGACGUGAAACGCAAGACCUGGACACUGGCCACGCAGCACGCUGAGAGUCCAGAGUACACCGUGACCGGACUCCAGAAGGACUCUAUGUACCUCUUCAGAGUCUGCGCCCGAAACCGAGUUGGCAGCGGUCCCCUCGUAGAGACGGACAAACCCGUCCAGGCCAAGAACAAGUUUGACGUUCCUGAUGCUCCUCUCAACGUGAUCGUGGGGAACAUCUCCAAGUUUGGUUGCACCGUAUCCUGGGAGCCGCCCGAGUCAGAUGGUGGCUCCCCCAUCACCUCUUAUAUCAUCGAGCUUCGUGACAGGACGUCUGUAAAGUGGUCGCCGGUCCAGGUGACAAAAGCCGACGAGCUGAGUGCUGUCAUCAAUGACGUCAUUGAGAACAAAGAGUACAUCUUCAGAGUCAAGGCAGAGAACAAAGCCGGCGUCGGAAAGCCGAGUGCCGCAACACAACCAGUCAAGAUCAUGGAUGCUAUCGAGCGUCCCAGCCCGCCUCAGAACCUGGUCUGGCAGAACCAGAACAAGAACUCUGUGCAGCUGAGCUGGGAGACUCCGCUGAGUAAUGGCGGCAGCAUGAUUACCGGAUACAUCCUUGAGCGCUGUGAGGACGGAACUGAUAAGUGGCUCCGUUGCAACACCCGCCUCUGCCCCGACCUCGUCUAUAAUGUGUCUGGACUCAAAUAUGGAACAAAUUACAAUUAUCGAGCAUUUGCAGAAAAUGCAGCUGGAAUCUCAGACCCAUCCAACGUCAUUGGACCUCUGCUGGCCGAUGACCCGCACACCGGACCUACCAUGGACCUGAGCGGGUUCAAAGACGGCCUGGAGGUCAUCGUCCCAAAUCCCCUCACCAUCAGAGUCCCCAUCACUGGGUAUCCCCUCCCUGUCGCCAAGUGGACGUUCGGGGAGAAAGAGCUGACCGAUGCCGAUGACCGCAUGACGGUGACCACCAGGUCUACGUUUGCGGAGCUGGUGGUUACUCCGAGCGUCCGUCCAGACAAAGGCACCUACACCCUACAGCUGGAGAAUGAUGUCUCAUCUGUCUCCGGAGAGAUUGAAGUCAAUGUCAUUGCUGCACCCAGUGCACCAAAGGACUUCAAGGUUCCGGAGGUGACCCGCGAGCACGUUCAACUGAGCUGGGACCCUCCAGAGCACGACGGGGGAAGUCCUCUGAGUGGCUACCAAGUGGAGAAACGAGAGGUUUCCCGCAAGACCUGGGUCAAGGUGGCCUCAGGCAUCCAGGAUUUGGAGACGACUGUCACUGACGUAAUUGAAGGCAAAGAGUAUCUGUUCAAGGUUACAGCCUGCAACAAGUGUGGACCUGGAGAACCAGCAUACAUCGACGAGCCUGUCAAUGUCUCCUCUCCCGCCACUGUCCCCGACCCUCCAGAGAACCUGAGAUGGAGAGACAAGUCGGCUAGUAGCAUCUUCCUGACCUGGGAGCCUCCGAAGUAUGAUGGUGGCAGUGGCAUCCGUGGCUACAAUGUCGACCGCUGCCAGAGAGGAACCGAACGGUGGGAGCCCUGCGGGGAUCUUGUCCCGGAGCUCAAAUGCCAAGUCACGGGUUUGAUUGAGGGCAAGUGGUACUCCUAUCGAGUCCGAGCCCUGAACCGACUUGGAGCCAGCCGGCCUUGCAAGGCCACAGAUGAGAUUCAGGCUGUAGAUCCCAAAGAGCCACCAGAGAUCCAGCUGGACGCAAAGCUACUUGCUGGUCUGACUGCCAAAGCCAGUAGCAAGAUUGAACUGCCCGCUGAGGUGACGGGAAAACCUGAGCCCCGGGUCAAGUGGACCAAGGCCGACCAGGUCCUCAAAGCAGACGACAGAGUCAAUAUUGACACCAAGCACGGACACUCCACCGUCACAAUCUCCAAGACCAAGCGUGACGACAGCUCUACCUAUAUCAUCGAGGCCACCAAUAGCUGUGGCCGAGCCACCGCAACUGUCGAUGUCAACAUUCUCGAUAUACCCGGCCCCCCUGCUGCCUUUGACAUUUCUGAAAUUACCAAUGAAUCCUGCUUCCUGGCCUGGAACCCGCCACGGGACGACGGCGGUUCCAGAGUCACCAACUACAUCAUCGAGCGCCGCGCUGCCGACAGUGAGAUUUGGCACCGGCUCUCAUCCACCGUCAAACAGACCACCUACAGAGCGGUGGGCAUGGUCAAGUUCAAGGAAUACAUUUUCAGGGUCUUUGCUGAGAACCAGUUUGGUGUGGGUCCACCAGCCGAACAUCCAUCCAUUAUCGCCAGAUACCCCUUCGACACCCCAGGGCCUCCCUACAAGCUGGAGCCGUCGGACAUCGCCAAGGACUCGCUGACUCUGAGCUGGUACGAGCCGGAUGAGGAUGGAGGAAGCCCAAUCACCGGGUACUGGGUGGAGCGAUACGAGCCUGACCACGACAGGUGGAUCCGAUGCAACAAGCUGCCCAUCAAAGACACAAACUACAGGCUCAAAGGUCUUCCCACCAGGAAGAAGUACAAGUUCAGAGUCCUGGCUGAAAAUCUGGCUGGAACUGGAAAACCAAGCAAGGAAACUGAACCAAUCCUUGUGAAAGAUCCGAUUGAUCCUCCAUGGCCUCCGGGCAAACCGACAGUGAAGGACGUGGCCAAGACCUCCUGCUUCCUGAUGUGGACCAAGCCAGAACAUGACGGGGGAGCAAAGAUUGAUGGCUACGUCAUCGAGAUGCUCAAGAGCGGCACCACAGAUUGGAUCCGCGUGGCGGAGGGCGUCAACAUGACCGAGUACUUCCUGAGGGGCCUGAUGGAGAAGCAGGAGUACUCAUUCAGGGUGCGAGCUGUCAACGUAGCUGGGGAGAGCGAACCCAGCGAGCCCAGCGACCCGGUCCUCUGCAAGGAGAGACUCAACCCACCUUCAGCCCCUCGCUGGCUGGAUGUCACCGGCAUUAGUAAGAACAGUGCCGGGUUGAAGUGGACUGUUCCUGAGCGCGACGGAGGCUCACCCAUCACCAACUACGUGGUGGAGAAACGGGAUGUCCGACGUAAAGGCUGGCAGGCCGUGGACACCACUGUCAAGGAGCUCAAGUACACGGUGAUGCCCCUCAAUGAAGGUUCACUCUACGUGUUCCGUGUGGCGGCUGAGAACGCUGUUGGCGUCGGGCCAUUUUGCGAGCUGGAAGACUCCGUGCUGGCCAAGGACACUUUCACCACUCCCGGGCCACCGUACGCCCUCGCCGUUGACGCCGUGACCAAAAGAUAUGUGGACCUGCAGUGGGAGGCACCUAAAAAUGAUGGUGGCAGACCCAUCCUCAGGUAUUCUAUCGAGAAGAAGGAGAAACUCGGAACUCGCUGGGUGAAGUGUGGAAAGACUUCCGGGCCGGACUGCAAAUACAGAGUGACAGACGUGAUUGAGGGAACAGAGGUUCAAUUCCAGGUCCGCGCCGAGAACGAGGCGGGAGUCGGACAUCCAAGUGAACCCACCGAGAUCCUGACGAUUGAAGACCCAACAGGUGCCCCGUCUCCUCCCAUCGAGCUUCAUGUGACUACUGCCAGCCGGAACUUCCUGUCCAUCCGCUGGAAGCCCCCGCAAAGGGAUGGUGGCUCUCCCAUCACUGGCUACCACAUUGAGAUGUGCGAGCCUGGGACGGAGAAAUGGAUGAGGGUCAACUCUCGUCCUGUCAAGGAGCUGAAGUACACCGUAGAGGAAGGCAUCAUCCCCGAGAAGGAGUACAUCUUGAGAGUGAGAGCCAUCAACUCUGUGGGAGUUAGUGAGCCUUCCGAUAUCUCUGAGAACGUCGUUGCCAAAGACUCUGACUGCAACCCAACGCUGGAAUUCCAGACUCUGGACCUGGUCGUUGUGGAGAAAGAGAAACUGCAUAUCCCAGUUCCCUUCAGAGCUGUGCCCUCACCCAAGAUCACUUGGCACAAAAAUGGCAAAGAGCUGAAGGCUGACGACCGUCUUGGCUUAAGGAAAGAGUAUACUUCCUGUCACCUGGAGGUGGACAGUAGCCUUCACUCUGAUGCAGGCCAGUACAAAGUGACUCUGGAGAAUAAACUUGGAGCCGCCAGUGCCACCAUCAAUGUCAAAGUCAUCGGUCUUCCAGGCCCGUGCAAGGAAAUUGUGGCCUCUGAGAUCACUAAGAGCUCCUGCAAGGUCUCCUGGGAUCCUCCUGACUACGAUGGGGGAACCCCGAUCCUUCACUACGUGCUGCAGCGGCGUGAGGCCGGCAGGAGGACGUAUGUCAACAUGAUGUCUGGAGAAAAUAAAGUGAGCUGGAACGUCAAAGACCUAAUCCCCAACGGAGAGUACUACUUUAGAGUCCAGGCCGUAAACAAGAUUGGAGGAGGGGAGUUUGUCGAGCUGCGCAACCCCGUCAUCGCUGAGGAUCAGAAACAUCCUCCUGACCCACCUGUGGACGUGGAGACCCACAAUCCUACAUCAGGCACCAUCACACUGACCUGGAAGCCUCCCAUGUAUGACGGAGGUGCCAAGAUAAUGGGCUACAUCCUGGAGCGGCAGCUCAAGGGUGAGGACAAGUGGGAGAGGUGCAAUGACUUCCUGGUUCCGGUGCUUUCCUACACCGUCAGAGGACUGAUGGAGGCAAAGAGCUACGCCUUCAGAGUCCGAGCGGAAAAUUCAGCCGGUGUCAGCGAUCCAUCUCGCAGCACUCUGUUUGUCAAGGCCUUGGAGGCAGUUGAUGCUCCCAAGGUCUUCCUGAGUGGCAGCCUUCAGUCAGGCCUGAACGUGAAGCGAGGCAGUGAGAUCCGCCUGGACGCCAAUAUCUCUGGCUCCCCGUACCCUGAGAUCACCUGGUACUGGAACAACCAGGUUAUCCGGCCCGAGGUGCUCCGCAGGAGGCCAGAGAGACCACUGAAAAAGAAGGUAGAGAAGAAGGAAGAGGUAAAGAAGGAGGAGAGUGAGGGAGAGAAAAAAGAGCUGGAAGAUGGAACAGUGAAGGAUGCAGAGGAAAAGAAGGAGGAGGUGGCCGAACCGGAGGAGGAGGAGACAGACUACCCGACUAUUGGCGAGCGGUUGACUAUCAACAACAGCCGAAGGGGCGAAUCCACCGCAGUUAUUAAGGACUCACUCCGUGUUGACCACGGCGUCUACAUGGUGAAGGUGGAGAACGACCACGGCAUCGCUUCAGCCACCUGCGAGGUCGACGUCCUUGACACUCCUGGACCUCCAAUCAACUUUUGCUUUGAAGAGGUAAGGAAAAACUCUGUGAUCUGCAAGUGGGAUCCCCCUAAAGACGACGGCGGCAGUGAGAUCCUCAACUACACGCUGGAGAAGAAGGAUAACUCCAAGAUAGAGCUCGGAUACAGCUCUGUAACCUCCACACUGAGAGGAUGUCGCUAUCUGGUGCCCAAACUCAUUGAGAAGAAGGAGUACAUCUUCAGAGUGGUCGCUGAGAACAAGUAUGGUGCUGGUCCGCCCUGCAUCUCCAAACCUCUUGUUGCUAAGAACCCCUUCGAACCUCCCGAGGCUCCAGAGAAGCCAGAGAUCGAAGAUGUCACAGCCCACAGCAUGCUGGUCAUCUGGAAUGAGCCAAAUGACAAUGGCAGUCCUAUCCUGGGAUACUGGGUGGAGCGUCGUGAGAUCAGCAGCUCCCACUGGGCUAGGGUCAACAGAAACAUGGUCUCCUCCACCGAGCUGAAUGUGGAAGGACUUGUUGAGGGUUUAACUUACAUCUUCAGAGUGGCAGCCGAAAAUCAAGCGGGCCCCGGAAAGUUCAGCGUUCCUUCAGAUCCUAAAACAGCACAAGCUCCGAUUCUGCCUCCCGGCCCACCAGUCCCCCGAGUGGUGGCAACCACGGAUCACUCUAUUGAUGUUGAGUGGGAUGCACCUGCCGACAAUGGAGGAGGCGAGAUCCUGGGAUACCACGUGGAUAAGACUAUUGCUGGUACCAAAGACUGGUCCAGGUCUACAGAACGUCCAUGGAAGACUCGGGCAUUUACCGUUUAUGGAGUCCGUGAGGGAGCCAAGUACCUGGUCAGAGUCAUUGCCUGCAACGCUGCAGGAGAAGGAACUCCAGGUUUCACUGAGUCGGUGUUUGUCAGGAAUCCUGCAGAAAUGCCUGUGGUCGAGCUGGAUGUAUUAGUCAAGAAUGGUGUGGUCAUCAGAGCUGGUGAGACGCUUCGUGUUCCGGCAUUGGUCACUGGUAAACCCUAUCCAACCAUCACUUGGACCGUGGAAGAUGUCAAACCUGACAAAGACCGUGUGGACAUCCUCACCGAAGGCAACAACAGCAUUGUGUUCAUUAAAAGCGCGCAGAGGAAGGACUGUGGCAAAUACUUAGUCUCUGCGUGUAACCCGAGUGGCACGAGGUCUGCCUUCACCCGGGUCGAUGUCAUGGAUGUUCCUGGACCAGUCACUGACCUAAAACCAGUAGUGGUGACCAGAAAGAUGAUAUUCCUGAACUGGGACGACCCCAUGGACGACGGUGGAAGUGACGUGACUGGCUUCCUCGUGGAGCGCAAAGAUGCCAAAAUGCACACGUGGAGGCAGCCCAUCGAAACAGCCUCCUCCAAAUGCGAGUGCAUUGGGAUCAUGGAGGGACAAGAGUACAUGUUCCGUGUCACUGCCAAGAACAAGUACGGCAUGGGCCCGCCUGUCGAGCUAGGACCCAUCAAGGCUGUGGACCCACAAGGACCACCGUCGCCCCCAGAGAAGUUCCAUUACACGGAGCGCACCAAGGAUUCCAUCACACUAGCCUGGAAGCCACCUCGCAAUGACGGAGGCAGUCCUGUUGUUGGCUACUUUGUGGAGAAGAAGCGUCAAGACAAGCAGGCCUUUGAGCCUUGCAACACGGUGAUCUGCCCCAACAUGACCAUGACGGUAGAGGGCCUGGAGGAGGCUUGGAUGUACGAGUUUAGGAUCAAAUGUGCAAACCUGAUUGGAGAAAGUGACCCAUCCUUCCCGCUGACCGUGGUCAUCCAGGACGAUGAAGUGGCUCCUGAGAUCCACAUGCUGAAAGUAUUCAAGGCUGACAGUAUCACGGUGAAAAAGGGCGAGCCCAUCGAGAUCCCCGCCGACAUCCUGGGCCUCCCCAUCCCCAAAGUGGAGUGGUCCAAAAAUGACUUGGUGCUGGAGAAGCCCACAGAAAGUCUGCUUAUGGAGACGGCGGUGACUGGCAGGAUGAACUGCAAGUCCACUCUGUCCAUCCCCACGGCCAACCGGAAGGACCAAGGCAGCUACACCAUAUCUGCCUCCAACAACAUGGGUUCUGCCAAGCACACAAUCUCCGUCAUGGUGCUAGACCGGCCGCUUCCUCCCAGGAACUUGUCGGUGUCCAACAUCAAGGCGGAGUCCUGCCAGCUACAGUGGGAUGCGCCCCUGGAUGAUGGUGGCAGCGAGCUAACUAACUAUAUCGUUGAUAAGAAGGAAGUGAUCACAGAGGAACAGGAGGAAAAGGGACAGGAAGCUGAACCUCAGUGGGUGGAGCUCACCAACAGCAUAAUUGACAAAAAGUAUCGGGUGUGGAACCUGGAUACCAACAAAUCCUACCUGUUCCGUGUGAGAGCUGAGAACCGCUACGGCAAGUCUGACCCUUGCACAACGGAGGAAGUUCAGAUCACAGACCCCUUCGGGCUCCCCGGCCCUCCGGAGAAACCGACCAUCACAGAGUAUUCCAAGACCUCCAUGACCCUGACCUGGGAGCCACCAAGGGACAACGGUGGCUCCAUGAUCAUUGGCUACUGGCUGGAGAAGAAAGAAAGAGGCAGCGCCUACUGGGCCAGAGUCAACAAGAUGCCGGUCACCAAACGAGGCAUGAAAGGGUGGGAGUACCAGGUGACUCGCUUGUUUGAAGGAAGUGAGUAUGAGUUCAGGGUUGCUGCUUUCAAUUUAGCCGGAACUGGCCCGUUUAGUGCAGCAUCCGACCCAGCUUUUGCCGUCGACCCUCUGACUCCUCCCAGUAUGCCUGCUGCUCCCGUGGUGGCUGACAAGACCAAACACAGUGUCACACUGACCUGGAAGCCACCGGAGAAGGAUGGCGGUAGCCCCAUUAAGGGCUACAUCAUCCAGAUCCAGGAUGAGGGCAAAUCCAAUUGGGUGACGGUGAAUGAAGAACUGCACCCCACCACUGAGUUCACCGUGCCGAGCCUCCGCGAGCUCAAGCGUUACCGCUUCAGAAUUAUUGCGGUCAACGACAUUGGCGAAUCAGACCCCAGCCCCCGCACCAGUGAGGUCUUGAUUGAAGAAGUCCAACUCCCGCCAUCCAUUACUAUUGACGUCGUGGUGGACGACCUGCUCUACGUCCGUGCCGGAGAUCCAAUUAGGAUCCCUGCCACCAUCAAGGGCCGUCCUGUGCCGAAGGUGACGUGGGACUUUGACGGGAAAGCCAAGUCUCACAAGAAGAACAAGCUGCACACACUUCCCGUGGACUCGGAGGUUGAGUCCACAGACACCACGUCCGUUGUGACCAUCCCCGUUAGUUUGAGGACCCACUCUGGACGCUACACUAUCACAGCCAAGAACAAGUCUGGACAGAAACAUGUCAACGUCAGAGUCAAUGUCCUCGAUGUUCCUGGACCGCCGAAAGAUCUGAAAGUGACGGACAUCACCCGAUCAACCAUGAGGCUGAUCUGGAAGCUGCCCGACAACGACGGCGGAGAGAGAAUCAAAAGCUACUUCAUUGAGAAGAAAUGUGUUACUGACAAGGCCUGGACGAAGGUGAACGCGGCCUGCGCCAGUCAAGCCUUUGUGGUCCCGGGCCUCCUAGAGGGACAGGACUACCUGUUCAGAGUGCGAGCUGAGAACCGGCUGGGAUUUGGUCCGUUUGCUAUCACCAGUGAUCCCGCCCAGGCCAGAGACCCCAUUUAUCCACCGGACCCCCCUACCAAGCUGAAGGUCAACCUGGUGACCAAGAACACAGUGACUCUGAGCUGGGAGCCUCCCAAAAACGAUGGCGGCUCUCCCAUCAAACAUUACAUUGUGGAGCGCUUGAGCUGGGACACCAGCGGCAAGGAAAAGGAAACCUGGAAGCAAUGCAACAAGAGGGACGUGGAGGAGCUCAGCUUUGUGGUUGAAGACUUGAACGAGGGCGGAGAGUACGAGUUCCGAGUGAAAGCUGUGAACGCAGCCGGACAGAGUAGACCCUCGACCACCGCCGGACCGCUCGUCAUCAAGGACCAGACGUGUCCCCCCGCCAUCGAGCUGCGGGAGGUGAUGGAGGGCGAGGAGGGCUGCGACAUCAGCAUGGUGGCCAAGGUCAGCGGCUGCCCUUUCCCGACUCUCACGUGGCACAAAGCCAAUCUGGCGGCCCCUGAGAAGAAGGCGGCCGUGCAGUACGACCAGCACUUCAACAAACUGGUGACGCACAACAAGUGCACGCUGCUGGUGCAGCAGGCCACCCGCCAGGACAGCGCCCUCUACAGCCUGACGGCCAGCAACAGCCUGGGCACCGUCACCAAGGACAUCAAACUCUUCGUGUUCGGACCUCCCGGCCCUCCCGUGGGACCCAUGAAGUUUACCGAGGUGUUUGCGGAGAGGAUCGGCCUGGCCUGGAACCCGCCGGUGGACGACGGCGGCUCCAAGAUCACCAACUAUGUGGUAGAAAAGCGCGAGGAUAACCGCAAGUCGUGGGUGCACGUGUCCAACGACCCCAAGGACUGCUCCUACCUGGUGACCCGGCUCACUGAGAACCACGUGUACGAGUUCCGUGUCAUGGCGCAGAACAAGUUAGGAGUCGGGCCACCGCUACUCAGCGAGCCGGAGAAGGCCAGGAACCUCUUCACUGUUCCCGGCCAGUGUGAGAAGCCCACCGUGACCGACGUGUGUCUGGAGUCCAUGACGGUGAACUGGGAGGAGCCCAAAUACGAUGGGGGUUCCCCGGUCACCGGCUAUUUCAUAGAGAAGAAGGAGACCACCAGCAAACGCUGGAAUCGCGUCAACCGCGAGCCCAUCCGGGCUCUGCCCCUGGGCAACAACUGGGACGUCACCGGCCUGUUAGAGGGCGCCAUGUACCAGUUCCGGGUCAGCGCUGUCAAUGCUGCCGGAAGUGGACUACCCAGCGUUCCCUCAGACCCCGUUCUCUGUAGGGACCCCAUCAAGCCUCCUGGCCCACCCACUCCGAAGGUGACGGACUGGACCAGGUCAACGGUGGAACUAGAAUGGAUUCCUCCCCUGGUGGACGGAGGCUCCAAGGUGACUGGCUACAUUGUGGAAUUCAAGGAGGUGAACAAGGAGGAGGAGGAGAAGAAGGCUCAGAGGAGGUUGCUUCUACUGAGCAGUGCCGAUGAGGAGAAGGAACCCGAGGCCCCAGAGAGCUGGGAGAAGGCCAAGGACACAGAGAUCAGAGGAACCAAGUUUGUGGUGGCCGGUCUCAAAGAAGGUGGUUUAUACCGCUUCAGAGUCCGAGCCUUAAACGCCGCUGGAGUUGGUGAACCGGGACUUGUUUCCGAGCUGAUCGAAGCCAAAGACAGGACAAUUGCACCUGAGAUGGACCUGGAUGCCUCCGUGAAGGAGAAGAUUGUGGUCCACGCUGGCGGGACUAUCCGAAUCAUCGCCUACGUGUCCGGCAAACCAGCCCCGAAGAUCAGCUGGAGCCGUGAUGACGGUGAGGUCCCCAAGGAGGCCAGAGUGGAGACCACGGGCAUCUCCAACUCGCUGAUCAUCAAGAACUGUAAACGCCAGCACCAGGGCAUCUACACGCUCUGCGCUAAGAACGAGGGUGGCGAGAGAAGGAAGGCGGUCAUCGUGGAGGUCCUGGAUGUCCCUGGACCGGUUGGCCUCCCCUUCGCUGGUGAGAACCUGACUAAUGACUCCUGCAAGCUGACCUGGUAUUCUCCAGAAGAUGACGGCGGCUCAGCCAUCACCAACUAUAUCAUUGAGAAGCGGGAGUCGGACCGCAUGGGCUGGACUUCAGUGUCCUACACGGUGACCAGAAACAACGCCGUGGUGCAGGGACUGCUGGAUGGUAAAGGCUAUUUCUUCAGGAUUGCUGCCGAGAACAUCAUCGGCAUGGGACCCUUUAUCGAGACGGACAAAAUCGUGCUCAUCAAAGACCCCAUCUCUGUACCCGAGCGUCCAGAGGACCUGAUCAUCACUGCCGUCACUAAGGACUCCAUCUCGGUUGCCUGGAGGCCACCCAAGUAUGACGGUGGCGCGGAGGUGACCCAGUACAUCCUUGAGUCUCGCAUGAUCGGCCGGGACAACUUUAUUCGCCUGGGUGGUCAAGACAAGCUGAUGGACAGGAAGUUCACACUGAGCGGACUGAAGGAUGGCUCCAGCCACGAGUUCAGAGUGUCUGCCGUUAACAUGGUUGGACAAGGCAAAUUUUCUUUUGCCACCAAACCCGUCCAGUGCAAAGACGAGCUGGAACCACCAAACCUGGAUCUGGACUUCCGAGACAAGAUGAUGGUGAAGGUGGGAGACAGCUGUACGCUAUCCGGACGCUACAGUGGCAAACCAGCUCCAACCAUCAUGUGGACAAAGAACGACGAGGAGCUGAAGCUGGACGAAGAUGUCAGCGUCCACAGCACAGGCAGAAACCUCAGUCUCAACUUUAGCAAGGCAAAGCGAGAGCACAGUGGACGCUAUUGCGUCAGCGUUGACAAUUCGGCCGGAACUCGAACUGGAAUCUGCGCCAUCACUGUGGUCGACCGACCUCAGCCUCCUGAGGGCCCCGUGGUUUUUGACGAGAUUUACAGAGACCACAUGCUCAUUUCCUGGAAACCUCCUCUGGAUGACGGCGGCUGUGCCAUCUCCAACUACAUCAUUGAAAAGAGAGACACCAACCGAGACCUGUGGAUGCCCGUCACCACGUCCUGCACCAGGACCACCUGCAGGGUGCCAAAACUGAUUGAAGGUCGCGAGUACAUAAUCAGGAUCAUGGCCCAAAACAUCUACGGCAUCAGCGACCCGCUGCUGUCCGUGGAGACCAAGGCUAGAGACAUGUUCAAGGUGCCUGAUGCUCCCAAACAGCCCACCGUUAAGGAAGUGUACCACGACUGUGCCCUCAUACGCUGGGAACCUCCAGCUGAUGGAGGAAAGCCAAUCACAGGCUACAUCGUGGAGAGGAAGGAGACUAUGGCCAAUAGGUGGGUCCGGUGCAACACAGAAAAGAUCCAUCCUAAGGUGGAAUACUUGGUCCUGGACCUGCUCAAAGGCUGUGAAUACGAGUUCAGAGUGAGCGCAGAGAAUGUGGUCGGUGUUGGUGACCCAAGCCCACCGUCCAAGCCUGUCUUUGCCAAAGAUCCCAUUGUGAAGCCAAGCCCACCACAAAAUCUCAAGGGCGUGGACCACACCAAGGAGUCGGUGACCCUGUCCUGGGAGCCACCCGCUGACAUUGGUCGAGGGAAGAUCUUUGGCUACCUGCUGGAGUUCCAGAAGGCUGGCGAGGAAGAGUGGCAGAAGGUGAAUCAUACUCCAGAUUCUUGCCAGGGGACUAAGUUCAAGGUGGUCGGCCUGGAGGAUGGCGCGCUCUAUCGCUUCAGAGUGAAGGCCGUCAAUGCAGCUGGGGAAUCCGACCCCGCUAAUAUCAAAGAACCAGUCAGAGUGAAGGACCGACUCGAAGCGCCAGAGUUGAUUCUGGAUGCUGGUAUGACACGGGAAGUGAAAGCCUUGGCCGGCACCCACAUCACUCUCAUGGCCACCAUCAAAGGAAUCCCCUUCCCCUCUGUGGCCUGGAAAAAGUAUGACGGCGAUGUGCCCACCAGGGCCGACAUUGAGACCAGCCAAGUAGGUACCAAACUGGAGAUGAGGUUCUGCAACCGCAGCGACUGUGGAGACUACACGCUCACCGUUGAAAACCCUGCCGGCUCCAAGACCGUCACCUGCACAGUGCUGGUCUUUGACAAACCGGGUCCUAUCCAGCACCUUCGGGUGUCAGACGUCAGGAGCGACUCAGCCUACCUGUCCUGGAAAGACCCAGAGGACAAUGGAGGCACUCGAAUCACCAACUUUGUGGUAGAGAAGAAAGACACAGGUUCCACUCAGUGGGUUCCCGUGUGCUCCACGUCCAAAAAACGCAGCAUGAUGCUGAAGCACCUGACGGAGGGACUAGCCUACACCUUCAGAGUUGCGGCUGAGAACCAAUAUGGCCGCAGCGAAUACGUGGAGACACCAAAGGCCAUCAAAGCCAUGAAUCCACUCUUCCCUCCCGGUCCUCCUAAAGACCUUCAUCAUGUUGACGUGGACAAAACGGAGGUGUGGCUUGUCUGGAAUUGGCCCGACCGAAACGGUGGAAGUGAGAUUACGGGCUUCCUAGUGGAGUACCAAGAAGAAGGAGCGAAGGACUGGGAUGAGUGGCAGACGGUCAGCAUCCCAGAGAGUCACGUGACAGGUUUGGAGGAAGGCAAGACCUAUCGCUUCCGAGUGAGAGCAGAGAACGCCAUUGGCCUCAGUAGACCCGACACCACCGUUCCCAUCCUCUGCCAGGAGAAACUUGUGCCUCCAAUCCUUGAGGUCGAUGUCAAGCUGAUGGAGGGCAUCAUCGUGAAGGCAGGCACCACCAUCAGGCUGCCCGCUAUCAUGAGAGGAAUGCCAAUCCCAACCGCCAAAUGGUCCAUUGAAGGAGAGGAGAUCAAUAGUGGAGGCAACAUCAAGAUUGACACGGACAACUUCUCAACCGUCCUCAGCAUCAAUGAGUGCACCAGGAACCACACCGGCACCUACCUGCUCACUGUAUCCAACCUCGCCGGCACAAAGAGAGCGGCCCUGAAUGUCACUGUCCUGGAUGUCCCAGCGGCACCUAUCGGACCCGUCAACAUCCUGGAAAUAACUCCUGACUCCAUGACAAUCGAGUGGCGCCCUCCCAAAGACGAUGGCGGCAGCCCCAUCACGAAUUACAUUGUGGAGAAGAGAGAUUCCAAUAAGGAGACCUGGGGAGGGGUUAGCUCUGGCAGCCUGGCUACCAAGCUCAGGAUUGUGCGGCUGCAGAAGGGUGUCGAGUACGUGGUCCGCAUUCGCGCUGAGAACAAGAUGGGCAUCGGGGCGCCGCUGGAGAGCAAGCCCACGGUUGCCGAACAUGCCUUCCUGCCACCCAGUCCGCCCGGUAAGCCGCUGCCCCACGACGUCUCCGAGGACGCCGUCACAGUCGGAUGGACCAUGCCCUUGUCUGACGGUGGUAGUCAGAUCACCGGUUAUAUCAUCGAGCGCAGACACAAAGGAGGAAAGUGGAUCCGUGUGAACAAGACACCCUGCAAAGACCUCCGCUACAGAGUCCAGGGCUUGUUUGUGGGCAAUGAGUAUGAAUUCAGAGUAUUUGCUGAGAAUAGCGCUGGCUACAGUGGACCCUCACCAAUCUCUGACCUCUGCAAGCCCUGCAGGCAGGUCACAGUCCCGAGCCCCCCAGUCAACCCCAAAGUCAAAGAUUACAGCAAAUCAACGGCUGACUUGGUGUGGACCAAACCCAACAAAGAUGGAGGCAGUCCCAUUCUGGGCUAUACAGUAGAAUUGAAGAAGGCCGACGAAGACUGGAAGAAAGUCAACAUGGACGACUUCAUCAAGCUGUGUGCCUACACGGUGAAGGGGCUUGAGCAGGGUUGUACCUACAGAUUCAGAGUGUUUGCCUCAAAUAUGAUUGGUGAUGGCGAGUCCAGAGAAAUUCCAGAGUCUGUCACAGCUCAAGACAUCCUGAUACCUCCGGAGAUCGAAAUGGAUGCCACGUGUCGCGAGCGCAUCACCGUGCGCGUCGGACACAAUAUCAACAUCAUCGGCUACAUAAAGGCCCGUCCCGAGCCUGAAGUGCUGUGGUCCAAGGGGGAGACUAUUCUGGAGAACAGCAAACGUGUAACUAUGAUCCAUAACCUUCCUGUGGUCCAUCUUAGGAUCAAGGAGGCCACCAGAGCUGACCACGGUAAAUACACGCUGAAGGCUUCCAAUGAGGGCGGAGAAGCCUCCUGCUGCAUCACUGUCAAUGUUCUGGACCGGCCCAGCCACUGUCAGAACCUCCACACCACCUAUGUCACCAAGGACUCCUGCAUGAUCAACUGGGAGGCCCCGAAAGACAACGGUGGCUCUGAAAUCACCAACUACAUUGUGGAGUGCCGAGAACCCAGCAUUAGCAUGUGGUCUAUGAUCUCUUCCCAUUGCACCAACUGCAAGAUCAAGACCAAGCUGAUGGAGGGCCACCAGUACCUGUUCCGUGUCUGUGCAGAAAACAAGAUUGGACCCGGGCCCUGUGUGGAGACCAAGGUCCCCGUGCUGGCCAUCGACCCCAUUGAAAAACCGGGUGAGCCCGAAAACUUCAGAGCGACUGAUAUUGGCAAGAACUAUGUCUACCUGAGAUGGAGGAGGCCAGACUAUGAUGGCGGCAGCCCCAACCUCUCCUACAACCUGGAGUGCAAAGCCAAAGACGCGCAGGAAUGGGAAAAACUCAACACCGGCAUCUUAACUAGCACCUUCUUUUUGGCAGACAAGUGUGUUGAAAACCACACUUACACUUUCAGGGUGCAAAGCAUCAAUGAAGGAGGAGAGAGCGGCUGGGUGAAACUGGCCGAUGUUCUGGUGCGAGAGGAGAUCCAGAAGCCAGUCCUCGACCUGAAGCUUUCUGGAACGCUGACAGUGAAGGCCGGGGAGUCGGUCAGGAUGGAAGCAGCCUUGAGAGGAAAGCCUCAGCCUGAAGUCAAGUGGACUAAGGACAAGGCGGUCGGAGACAACCCCAGAAUCAGCUAUGAGACGGGUUCAGACUACUCCAAAUUCCUUUUGACCAAGUCCAGACGCACUGACUCUGGGAAGUAUGUCAUCACUGCCACCAACUCGGCCGGAACCUUCACAGCGUAUGCCAACGUGAACGUCCUGGACGUCCCCGGAGCCGUCAGGAACCUCAGAGUCAUGGGCAUUGGAGCAGACAAAUGCCGAGUGGUUUGGGACGCACCCGAAGACGACGGAGGUUGUGAGGUGGACAGCUACAUACUGGAAAAGUGCGAGACCAGAAGAAUGGUGUGGUCUACCUAUUCCGCCUCGGUGGUCACGGAGUACUGCAAUGUGAUGCGUCUGGUGGAGGGCAAUGAGUACAUUUUUAGAGUGCGGGCCGAGAACAGGAUGGGAACUGGUCCAGCCAUGGAGAGCAAGCCUGUCACAGUCAGGACUCAGUUCAACAGACCUGGGCCACCUGAUGCCCCGGAGGUCACUAAGAUAAGCAAAGAGGAGAUGACAGUGGUCUGGGCUCCUCCUGAGAACAACGGAGGAAAGUCCAUCACGGGCUACAUCCUGGAGAGGAAGGAAAAGAGAGCGGUGCGCUGGGUGCCAUGCACUAAGAGUCCAAUCCCUGAGAGACGCAUGAAAGUGACCAACCUGAUCCCCAACCACGAGUAUCAGUUCAGAGUUAAAGCUGAGAAUGAGGUCGGCCUGGGAGAUCCCAGCAAACCUUGCAGACCCGUCACGGCCAAAGAUCCCAUCGAGCCUCCUGGGCCGCCCGCAGGUCUGAAGGUGGCUGACAGCACCAAGACCUCCAUCACCCUUUCCUGGUCUAAACCUGUGUAUGACGGGGGUGCGCCAAUCAUUGGCUACAGCCUGGACAUGAGACUGAAGAGUGAGGCGGACCCCGAGAAGCCCACAGAAGGCUGGAAGAGGAUCGACACCAAUGGGCCCUUGGUCCUCAAAGAGUUCACCAUAGGACAGCUGGAUGAGAAACAGGAGUACGAGUUCAAGGUCUCUGCCCAAAACCAGGUGGGCUGGGGACGUCACGCCUACUUGAAGGAAGCCGUCUUCCCCAAGGAGAUCCUGGAGGCUCCCGAGAUUGACCUGGACGCAAGUUUAAGGAAAGGUCUGUCCGUCCGGGCCGGUUGUCCGAUCCGACUUUUUGCUGUUAUCAGAGGACGCCCCGCUCCCAAGGUUACCUGGAAGCGCAUGGGUGUGGACAAUGUUGUUCGUAGAGGUCACGUGGACCAAGUGGACACGAUGUCCUUCCUAGUAAUCCCUGAAAGCACCAGAGAAGAUUCUGGAAAAUACUCACUGACUCUUUCCAACUCGGCUGGAGAGAAGGCCGUCUUUGUUCGUGUUAAAGUCCUCGAUACUCCCGGUCCCGUCGGUGGUCUGGAGGCAACUGAGGUCACCAAAACUACAGCACAGCUGUCCUGGUUACCGCCAGAGAAUGACGGUGGAAGCCCAAUCCUCAACUACAUUGUGGAAAAACGUGAGGUGGACAGGAAGACCUGGACCAAGUGCAUAGAGGACCUGAAGAAGACUAGCUUCAAGGUGACAAACAUGACACCUGGGAUUGAGUACUACUUCCGCGUGAUGGCGUGCAACAAGUACGGAAUCGGAGUUCCUCAAGACUCGGCCAAGUCUUACCUCGCUAAGGACCCCAUCAGUGAGCCAGAUCCGCCCAAGAAGAUGGAUAUUUUGGAGAUCACCAGGAACAGCGCCACACUGGGCUGGCUGAAGCCGCUCAGAGAUGGAGGAGCCAAGAUCAACGGUUAUGUGGUGGACUACCAGGAGGAGGGCGCGCCGGAGGAAAAGUGGACGCCCUACUCGGUGGUCAAAGACUUAACCAUCGUGGUCGUUGGCCUGAAGGAAGGCAAGAAGUACAAGUUCAGGGUGGCGGCCAGGAACUCGGUUGGCGUCAGUCUUCCUCGGGAGGCUGAGGGAGUCUUUGAGGUCAAGGAGCAGCUCAUGGCUCCAAAGAUCAUCAUGCCCGACACGGUGACAGUCAGAGCGGGACACAAAAUGGUGAUUGAGGCCCUGGUGGCAGGAAAACCGGCUCCCUUCUGCAAGUGGAAGCAGGGCAACGAGGACGUCCUCACAUCUGAUCGCCUCUCGGUGGUCAAGACGCUUACAAGCUGCACGCUCAUCGUCAAGAACGUCAGCCGCUUGGACAGUGGCUACUACAGUCUAUCGGCGGAGAACAGCACGGCCAAGAUCAACCAGAUCCUCAAAGUCAUCGUUAUGGACAUUCCGGGAGCCCCUGAAGCUCCUGUGGAGAUCACAGAGCAGGACAUCGAUGCCUGCACUCUGCUCUGGAACCCUCCUCAGGAGGACGGCGGCAGCAACAUCACAAACUACAUUGUGGAGAAGUGCGAUGUGAGCCAGGGCGACUGGCUCACCUUGUCUUCUUCCUGCACCAAAACCAGCUUCAGGGUGACCAAACUGAUUACCGGUACUGAGUACACCUUCCGGGUCCGGGCCGAAAACAGGUUCGGCAUCUCUGAGCCCACCUACUCUGAGAAAAUGAUUGCCAGAUAUCCGUUUGAUCCUCCCAGUGAGCCCAGAAACCUUCAGGUUAACAAGAUCAACAAAGACUUUGUCAUCCUCUCUUGGGAACGUCCCAGCAGCGACGGCGGAAGCCCAAUUAUGGGAUACUACAUCGAAAAGAAGGAGAGGAACAGUAUUCUGUGGGUCAGGGCUAACGAGUCUGUGGUCAAAUCCACCCAGUACACCUGCGGCAGUCUCAUUGAGGGCCUGGAGUACACCUUCAGGGUGUCUGCCAUAAACCUUGCCGGACAGGGAAAACCCUGUAAACAGACUGAAUUCAUCACGGCCAGGACGGCUGUCGACCCUCCAGGUAAACCCGAGCCCAUGGAUGUGACCAGGAGCUCCGUCUCGCUGGUGUGGACCCGACCCAAGCACGACGGUGGCAGCAAGCUUAUUGGCUACUUUGUGGAGUACUGCAAGCUCCCUGAGGAGAAGUGGACCCGUUGCAACAGCAACUGCAUGAGCAUCCAGACCGAGAACUACGUGGUGCGUGGUCUGGAAGAGGGCCAGCAAUACGUGUUUCGAGUCAUCGCCAAGACGGCCGUGAACACCAGCCUGCCCUCGGAGCUGUCUGACCCAAUUGCUGUCAUCGCAGAGAAUGUUCCUCCUCGUGUGGAGCUUGGGGUCAACAUGAAGAACCUGAUUGUGGUGAAAGCUGGAGAAAAUGUCUUCCUGGAUGCAGAGGUGUUUGGGAAACCUCUGCCCAAGGUGAGCUGGAAGAGAGAUGGUGCUCUUCUUCAUCUGGCAGAGGGAAUGAAGAUGACCCAGAAGAAACACGUCCACCUUUUGGAGCUCUACUCCGUCACCAGGAAGGAAUCUGGUGACUACACUAUUCUUGCUGAGAAUGUCAGUGGCAGCAAGUAUGCCAACAUUAAAGUCAAAGUGCUCGACAAACCAGGUCCUCCAGCUUCAGUGAAAACCACCAAAGUGUUUGCAGACCGCGUCAAGCUACGGUGGGAUCCCCCGUUGGCAGAUGGCGGUUCUGAAAUCACAAACUACAUCAUAGAGAAGCGCGAAACCAGCAGGGCCAAUUGGGCACUGGUCACCGCCAACAUUCACGGACACAUCACCGACUGCUCCAUAGAGAAACUCAUAGAGGGCCACGAGUACCAGUUCCGCGUCAGUGCUGAGAACCAGUACGGCGUGGGAGACGCUGUCAUGACUGACCCGGUCAUGGUCAAGAACCCCUAUGAUGUUCCCGGCCCUUGUGAGCCGCCCGUCAUCACCAACAUCACCAAAGACUCCAUGACGGUCAGCUGGAAGGCGCCAGCCAACGAUGGUAGAGCCACCAUCCUCGGCUACAUGUUAGAGAAGCGUGAGGCCACAGAGUUGACCUGGGCCAAGGUCAAUCGCCGGCCAGUGAUUGACAGAACCAUCAAGGCGGGUCAGCUAACGGAGGGCUCAGAGUACGAGUUCAGGGUUAUUGCCAUGAACAAAGCCGGUCUGGGAAAACCAAGUGACGCGUCCAGUGCAGCUCUGGCUGUCGAUCCCGUCUACCCCCCUGGCCCACCCGCCUUCCCCAAGGUGGUGGAUUCCACCAGGAGCUCCAUCAGCCUGAGCUGGACCAAGCCAGCGUACGACGGCGGUUGCGAGAUCAUCGGCUACCUGGUGGAGUGCAAACUGGCCACUGCGGAAAACUGGACCAAAUGCAAUGUCCCCAAGAAGCUCCAGGCCACCAAGUUCUUGGUGACAGGCCUGAUGGAAGGCACAGAGUACCAGUUCCGAGUCUUUGCUGUCAACAAGAUUGGCUAUAGCGAGCCGAGCGAAGUCCCUGGGAACCACACGGCCAAGGACAUCCUCAUCCCUCCGGAAGCUGAGCUGGAUGCCGACCUGAGGAAAGCGCUGGUUCUCCGCGCGGGUGUUACCAUGAGGCUCUACGUCCCUCUAAGAGGGCGCCCGGCACCUAAAGUGAUGUGGAGCAAGGUGGACUGCAACCUGCAGGAGAGAACCGGCGUCCUGAUCAAGACAUCCGAGUGGGACACCCUGCUCAUGGUUGAAGACAUUAACAGAUACGACGCUGGCAAAUAUGUUCUGACGCUGGAGAACAGCAGCGGUUCCAAGAGUUACACCAUCGUGGUCAAGGUCCUCGAUUCUCCUGGACCUCCUCAGAACCUGACUGUAAAGGAGACCUCCUUAAACCACGCCUGCAUCACCUGGGAUGCCCCACUGAUCGAUGGCGGCAUUCCAGUCAAGAGCUACAUUGUAGAAAAGCGCCUGGCAGAGAGGAAGGCCUGGACCUGUGUGUCGACUGAGUGUCACAAGAACUCGUACAGAAUUCCCAACCUGGAGGCGGGACAGGCCUACUGCUUCAGAGUUCUGGCCGAGAACGCUUAUGGGAUUGGAGAAGGUUGUGAGACUGCCGGCAGUGUCCGAGCUUCAGAACAACCUGGUCCAGUGAUGGACUUGAAGGCCAAGAAGACCACCAAGGAUUCUAUCACUCUGGCCUGGAAAAAGCCCGUCAGUGAUGGUGGCAGUCACAUCAGUGCCUACAUCGUGGACCAGAACGAAGGCGAGCUAUGGAAGCAGAUCUCCAAGGGCAGAAACACCUCACUGACAGUUGGUGAGCUCACAGAGAGCAAGGAGUACUUGUUCAGAGUCAAGGCACUAAAUGAAUCUGGAGAAGGGCCACCCACUGAGAUCGCGGCUGUUGCCAAGGACCAGUUUGUGCUUCCUGACUGCAACCUGAGCUGUCUACAUGAUGGUCGCUACGUGGUGAAGGAGGGCUCUACCGUCCGCAUCAACAUUCCCAUCAGCGGUGUGCCGUAUCCCACUGCCACGUGGAAGAAAGGCGACGUGGCGCUUGGCGACACCGGACGGAUGUGCGUUGAGGCAUCCCAGGGCAUCACCACUCUCCUGAUCAGAGACUGCCAGAGAGGAGAUGCUGAUGCCUACACCAUCAAUGUCAAGAACAGCUUGGGCUCCAAGGACUGUAAGUUGCAGCUCAAGGUUGUGGGAAAACCAGGUAUCUGCACUGGACCCAUCAAGUUUGAUGAGAUCACAGCCGAUGGCAUCACCCUGGAAUGGGGGCCACCCAAAGAUGAUGGUGGUGCAGAGGUGUCCAACUACAUUGUAGAGAAAAGGAGGACAACAGACAACAAGUGGGCCACGGUGGCUUCGGCAAUCCAGAAAACCACCAUGAGAGUCAUACGUCUCCACGAUGGAGUGGAGUACAUUUUCAGAGUGUUCGCUGAGAACAAAUACGGAAUUGGAGAGCACCUGAGGUCAAAUGCGGUCAUUGCACAGCAUCCUUUCAAUGUCCCAGAGGCACCUGCACCUCCAGAGAUAAUGAGCAUCCGCCACGAGUCAGCCAUCCUAACCUGGGCUGAUCCAAAAGACACUGGCGGCUCCCCAAUUACAGGCUAUCAUGUGGAGUUUAAGGAGAGGAACAGUCUGAUGUGGAAGCGAGCCAGCAAGACUCCUCUGAGAGUGCGGGAGUGCAGGGUCACAGGUCUGAUUGAGGGACUGGAAUAUGAGUUCAGGGUGAUGGCCAUGAACAUGGCCGGUCUUGGGAAGGCCAGCAGAGCUACUGAGGCUGUUGUUGCUCUGGAUCCCAUUGAUCCACCUGGCAAGCCUGAUGUCAUUAAUGUCACCAGGACUUCAGUCACACUGAUUUGGACUCCACCCAAAUAUGAUGGCGGCUACAAAUUGACUGGCUAUAUGGUAGAGAAGCUAAAGGCUGGAGGUAAGGCCUGGAUGAAGGCGAACCACGUCAACAUUCAAGGAUGCGCCUUCACCGUCACAGACCUGACAGAGGGAGGCCAGUAUCAGUUCCAAGUCAGGGCCAAGAACUCUGCUGGUGCUAUUAGUGUUCCCUCAGAAAAGACCGAUCUGCUAACUUGCAAGGAUGAGUAUGAACCCCCAAGCAUCACCAUUGACCCAAACAUGAAAGAUGGCGUAUCAGUCCGGGCAGGAGACACAAUCGUGGUCUCCGCUUCCAAGAUUGUCGGUAAACCUCCCCCUACUGCUGUUUGGUCAAAGGCCGGUCGUGAGCUAAAGAACUCAGACAUUGUCACAAUAACCAGCACUCCAACCUCCUCCACCGUGGCCAUCAAGUACGCCAGCAGGAAGAACACCGGCGAGUACACCAUCACUGCCAGCAACCCGUUCGGAAUCAAAGAAGAACACGUCAAAGUGAAGGUUCUAGAUGUUCCCGGACCGCCGGGCCCAAUUGAGGCCAGUAAUAUUUCCGCUGAAAAGUGCACCCUUACCUGGCUUCCACCAGAGGAGGAUGGAGGCUGCGCCAUCAAGUCUUACAUCCUUGAGAAGCGAGAGACCAGUCGCCUGCAGUGGACCAAGCUGGCUGAAAAUGUCAUGGAUUGCAGAUGUGUAAGCACCAAAUUGAUCAAAGGGAACGAGUACAUCUUCAGGGUGUCUGCUGUCAACCAGUAUGGCAUUGGAGACUCAAGUCUGUCUGGUCCAGUCAAACUGGUCGACAGUUACCGUCCACCAGGCCCACCCUCAACCCCAGAAAUUGAUAACGUCAGUAGGAACUCUGUUACCAUUUCAUGGAAUAGACCAGUGCAGGAUGGAGGCAGUGACAUUAGGGGAUACCUCGUAGAAAGGAAAGAGAAGCGAGGAAUGAGGUGGGUCAGGGCUUCUAAAAGAACGGUCCCAGACCUACGCUUCAAGGUGCAAGGCCUGAGUGAAGGGGUCGAGUAUGAAUUCAGAGUAACUGCUGAGAACAAGGCUGGUUUUGGAGAACCCAGUGAGCCUUCGCAUCCUGCAAUGACCAAGGACACCGUGUAUCCACCAGGUCCUCCUUCCAAUCCUAGAGUUACAGAUACCACUAAAAUGUCUGCCACCUUUACCUGGGGCCGACCCCACUAUGAUGGUGGUCUGGAAGUGGAUGGAUACAUUGUGGAAUAUAAAAAGGAAGGGCAUGACGACUGGGAGACAGAAACAGAGUACCACCUGAAGGCUACCGUAUAUGUUAUCGGAAAACUGCAGAAGGGAGGCAGAUACCAUUUCAGAGUCCGAGCUGUGAACUCUGAAGGAAUUGGUGAACCUGCAGAGGUUGAAAAAGUAACCGAACUUGUGGACCAGGAGUCUGUUCCAGACUUUGAGCUGGACGCCGAACUCCGGAAAUCCCUGGUAGUCAGGGCCCGUACGUCAAUCCGUAUGUUUGUUCCCAUCCGAGGCCGUCCUGUUCCAGAUGUCACCUGGAGCAAAGAUGAUGUCAAUCUGAAAAUGCGUGCACAUAUUGACACUACCGAGUCCUACACACUGCUGGUCAUUCCUGACUGCACCAGAUAUGAUGCCGGAAAGUACAACCUCUGCCUGGAGAACGUCGCCGGAAAGAAGACAGGCUUCGUAAAUGUGAAGGUUCUGGACACGCCAGGGCCGCCAGUUAAUCUCAAACCCAGAGAGAUCGCUAAAACGAGCAUAACCCUUCAGUGGGAGAUCCCCAUCAUUGACGGUGGCUCCAAGAUUCACAACUACAUUAUUGAAAAGAGAGAGGCCACAAAGAAGGCCUACACUGUCCUGAGCACUACGUGGCAAAAGUGCUCUUUCAAAAUCUCUGAUCUGGAGGAGGGAGCUUACUACUACUUUCGAAUCUCUGCUGAGAAUGACCUGGGCAUUGGCGAGCCUGCUGAAACCCCCGAACCAAUCAGGGCAUCUCAGGCCCCUUCUCCACCAGAAAACCUGUACAUCACUGAUGUUACAGCUGACAGCGCCAGCUUGGUGUGGACUAAGCCUCUUCAUGAUGGCGGUAGCUUGAUUACAGGUUAUGUCAUUGAGGCCCAGAAGAAGGACACUGAGCACUGGCUCCAUGUUUCUGCCAUCAAGGCUCUGGACUACACUGUGACGAAUCUGGUAGAGGGUGCAGAAUAUACUUUCCGCAUCAUGGCAGUUAAUGCUUCGGGUAGAAGCGAUCCAUGUGAGAGCAGACCGGCAAUUAUCAAAGAGCAAACAUCAGGCCCGUCAUUUGACCUACGUGGAGUCUACCAGAAGACGGUCAUUGCCAAGGCUGGGGACCGUGUUAAGAUGGAGAUUCCAGUACUUGGAAAACCCAGACCUGUUGUUUCUUGGAAAAAAGGAGACACAAUUCUAAAAGAGACACAAAGAAUUAACACAGAAGCUACAGCAACAUCAACCAUCCUCAACAUUGGCGAGAUCAAAAGGGCUGAUGGAGGACAGUAUUCAAUGACAGGAAAGAACAUGCUAGGCACAGUGACCGAGAUAAUCACAGUAUUAGUCCAUGAUAUUCCAGGUCCACCCACUGGUCCCAUUAAGAUGGAAGAGGUCUCGUCCGAUUAUAUCCUUAUGUCCUGGGAGGCCCCAGAGAAUGAUGGGGGUGUUCCCAUCAACAAUUAUAUUGUUGAAAUGCGUGAGACCACUGGUACCUCCUGGGUGGAGUUAGCAGCCACUGUCAUACGUACCACAUUCAAGGCAGCCCGGCUUAUCACUGGAACUGGAUAUCAGUUCCGUGUCAAGGCCCAGAAUCGAUAUGGCAUCGGACCAUCCAUCGUCUCUGAGCCAGUGGUGGCUACCUAUCCGUUUGAUGUCCCAGGCCAGCCAGGGCCCCCUGCAGUCACAUCCUUCAAUAAGGAUGCAAUGACUCUCAGUUGGAAUGAACCAUCCUCGGAUGGAGGCAGUGCCAUCCUGGGUUACCAUGUGGAACGAAAAGAGAGGAACAGCAUUCUGUGGCAGAGGAUCAGCAAAGCUCUUGUGAUAGGAAAUAUCUUCAAAUCAACUGGCCUGGUUGACGGAAUUGAAUAUGAGCACCGUGUUAUUGCUGAAAACUUAGCUGGUCUUAGCAAACCCAGCAAACCCUCUGACCCGUUGUAUGCUUUGGACCCAGUAGACCCACCAGGUAGACCUUUGGCACUGAACAUCACCAGACAUGAGGUGACUGUGUCAUGGACCAAACCAGAGGCAGACGGAGGAUUUUCCAUCACCGGAUACACUGUGGAGAGGAGGGAACUGCCAAACGGGCGGUGGCUCAAAGCCAACUUCAACAACAUCCUCGAGACGGUCUACACAGUCAGCGGUCUGAUCGAAGACACUGUUUAUGAAUUCCGUGUGUUGGCUCGCAACUCAGCAGGCGCAGUGAGUGCACCUUCUCAGCCCUCAGAAGCCAUCACAUGCAGGGAUGACAUCGAAGAGCCCCGGCUCAACAUUGACUCCCUUUACAGUAGCAAUGUUGUCGUCAUGGCCGGAGAGAUGUUUACACUGGAGGCCAACGUGACGGGUCGGCCCAUUCCCUCACUUGUGUGGACCAAGGAUGGGAAGGAGCUUGAAGAUACCGGCAAGUUGGAAAUAAAGAUGUCUGCUUUCCACACAACUCUGAUCAACAAAGACUCUUUGAGAAGAGAUGGCGGCGCGAUCACCCUGACUGCCAGUAACCCUGGCGGCUUUGCUAAAUUCAUAUUCAACGUCAAGGUCCUCGAUAGACCCGGACCACCCGAUUCCUUAACGGUUACAGACAUUGCUGCUGAGAAAUGCGUCCUCAACUGGCUGCAUCCAACACACGAUGGUGGAGCCAAGAUUGAAUACUUCAUCAUUCAGAAGCGUGAAACCAGCAGGUUGGCCUGGACAAACGUGGCCACGGAUCUCCAAGCAAACAGGUUCAAGGUCACGAAGCUUCUUAAAGGCAAUGAGUAUGUCUUCAGAGUAAUGGCCGUGAAUAAGUAUGGCAUUGGCGAGCCGCUGGAGUCCCAGCCUGUCAUCUGUGCCAAUCCCUACGUUCCCAGUGACCCGCCCACACAGCCUGAAGUUACGACCAUCACCAAGAACUCAAUGGUAGUCUGCUGGGAGCGCCCUGAACAUGAUGGGGGUAGCAGACUCAACACUUACAUUAUCGAGAGAAGGGAUAAGACUGGACUGCGCUGGGUCAAGUGCAACAGAAGGACUGUAACCGACCUUCGAUUCAAGGCCACUGGCCUCACACCGGGCCACGAGUAUGAAUUCAGAGUUUUUGCAGAGAACAAUGCUGGACUGAGCCAGCCAAGUCCCUCAACUCCGUUCUACAAAGCCAUGGACACAAUCUUCCAGCCUGGACCUCCAGGGAACCCCAGAGUUCUAGACACAACCAAGUCUUCCAUCACCCUUGCUUGGAAUAAGCCUGUCUAUGAUGGUGGCUCUGAAAUCACUGGCUAUAUUGUGGAGACCUGCCUGCCCGAAGAGGAUGAAUGGACAAUUUGCACUCCUAAGAAGGGAUGGACAGCUACCUCAUUCACUAUCACUGGCCUGAAAGAGAACCAAGAUUACAAAAUCAACAUCUGUGCCACCAACUGCGAAGGUGUGGGAGAGCCUGCUGCUGUCCCAGGAACCCCAAAAGCAGAAGACAGGUUACUACCCCCUGAAAUCGAACUUGGAGCAGAUCUCCGUAAGGUCGUCUGCAUCAGAGCCUGUGGCACACUCAGACUCUUUGUACCCAUUAAAGGCAGACCGGCACCGGACGUCAAAUGGUCAAGAGAGCAUGGAGAGUCCCUGGACAAAGCUAACAUUGAAGUCACAUCGUCAUUCACCACUCUUCAAGUUGAAAAUGUCGACAGGUUUGAUGGCGGUAAAUACAUGGUCACUGUGGAGAAUGCCUCUGGAACUAAGACGGCCUUUGUUAACAUCAGGGUACUAGACACGCCCGGAGCACCUCAGAACCUGAUCAUCAAGGAGGUUACCAAAGAUUCAGUCUCGCUCAUUUGGGAUGCACCUUUAAUUGAUGGUGGCUCCAGAGUCCGUAAUUACAUUGUAGAGAAGCGUGAGUCAACCAGAAAGGCCUACUCCACUGUCUGUGCCAACUGCCACAAAUCCAGCUGGAAAGUUGGAGAACUAGAAGAAGGAAAGAUGUACUUCUUCAGAAUCCUGGCUGAGAACGAAUAUGGCAUCGGCCUCCCAGUGGAAACGUUUGAGCCCGUUAAGGUGUCAGAGAGGCCCCUGCCUCCAGGAAAGGUGUCCCUCCGUGAGGUGACUGGCACCAGUGUCACUCUCACCUGGGAGAAGCCCGACCAUGAUGGUGGAAGCAGAAUCACCAGCUACAUUGUUGAAAUGCAGGGUAGAGAAAGUGAAAAGUGGACCCAGGUCAUGGCAGUCAAGACCAACGAGGCUUUUGUAACUGGUUUAACACAGGGAGAGGAGUACAUGUUCCGUAUUUCGGCCACCAAUGAAAAGGGCGUUAGUGAGCCACGUGCUCUUAGCAUGCCCGUGGUGGCCAAAGAUCUGGUAAUCCUGCCAACUUUCAAAUUGGCUUUCAGCACGUUUAGUGUGCUAGCAGGAGAUGAUCUGAAGAUCGACGUACCGUAUGCUGCCUGUCCCAAAGCGACAGCAACCUGGUUCAAAGACAGCAUCACCCUCAAGGAGACAACUAGAGUUAAUGCUGAAAGCACAGACGAGAACCUUCUCCUCGUCAUUAAGGAGGCCUGCAGAGAUGAUGUGGGUACAUAUUCCAUCAAACUGAUUAACAUGGCUGGAGAGGCAACUACAGAGAUCAGCGUGAUGGUCCUAGACAAGCCAGGCCCUCCAACUGGCCCAGUCAAGCUGGAUGAAGUCACUGCAGACAGUCUGGUCUUGUCCUGGAAUCCCCCGGAGUACGAUGGUGGCUGUAGCAUCAACAAUUACGUUGUUGAGAAGAGAGACACGUCAACCACUAACUGGCAGAUCGUGUCAGCUACAGUGGCUAGAACCACUGUAAAAGCUGUACGUUUGAAGACAGGUUGUGAGUACCAAUUCAGGAUUGCUGCAGAGAAUCGAUAUGGCAAGUCCUCAGCGCUGCUCUCUGAAAGUAUUGUGGCUCAGUAUCCAUUCAAGGUUCCCGCUUCACCGCGUUCGGUCAUUGUAAAGUCAGCCACCAAGGAGACCAUGCUGGUCGUAUGGGAUAAAUCCAGCAGUGAUGGUGGAAGCAAAAUCCUGGGCUACCAUCUUGAGCUCAAAGAGAAAAACAGCAUUUUGUGGGUGAAGCAGAACAAACAGCUUAUCCCAGACUCCCGAUUCAAAGUGGUUGGUCUGGAAGAAGGUAUCGAAUAUGAGUUCAGAGUUUACGCUGAAAACAUUGUCGGCAUAAGCAAACCCAGUAUCGUGAGUGAAUUGCAGGUAGCCAGAGACCCUUGUGACAGACCCGGAAAGCCUGAGGCUGUCAUUGUAACAAGAAACCAGGUGACCCUCCGAUGGUCCAAACCUGAGUAUGAUGGUGGCAUAAAAAUCAUCGGGUAUGUGGUGGAGAAGAAGGAAGGAGCCGGGCGCUGGAUGAAGGCCAGUUUCACCAACAUCAUUGAUACCUCCUUUGUUGUCACGGGUCUCACUGAAGACCAGAUUUAUGAGUUCCGUGUCACUGCCAAAAAUGCAGCGGGUGUCAGCAGUCAACCCUCUGACUCUACUGGAGCUAUCACUGCCAAGGAUGAGGUGGAUCCACCCCAAAUUGACCUGGAUGCCAAGUACUCCCAGGCUGUGGUUGUGAAUGCUGGAGAGUCAUUCAGGCUUGAGGCAGCUAUCUUCGGCAAACCUGUUCCCAUGGUACACUGGCUGAAGGAGGGCCAAGUCAUGAGUGAAGCAGCACGCCUGGAAGUCAAUAACACGGAGUUUUUGGCCUGUAUUGUUGUCAAAGAAGCAAUUCGUGUUGAUGGAGGCCAGUAUACUUUGCUGGUGAAGAAUGUCGGCGGAGAGAAAUCUGUGAACAUUAAUGUAAAAGUUCUGGACAGGCCUGGUCCGCCUGAGGGCCCCAUUUCAAUCUACGGUGUCACGAGUGAGAAAUGCUCAAUUUCCUGGAAAACACCUUUGCAGGAUGGAGGUAGUGAUGUUUCCUAUUACAUUGUUGAAAGGAGAGAGACGAGCCGACUGGUUUGGACGGUAGUUGAACAGAAAGUUCAGACCCUGAACUUGAAGAUCACCAAGCUUCUUCCUGGGAAUGAGUACAUCUUUAGAGUGAUUCCAGUCAACAAAUAUGGAGUCGGUGAGCCUCUGGAAUCUGAGCCCAUGAUUGCCAGAAAUCCAUUUGUUACUCCCAACCCACCAACAGAGGUAGAGGUCUCCACAAUUACUAAAGACUCCAUGGUAGUGACCUGGGAGCGACCAAGUAACGAUGGUGGCAGUGCCAUCCAAGGUUAUGUUGUGGAGAAACGUGACAAGGACGGUGUUAGAUGGACCAGGUGCAACAAGCGUACCGUGAGCGAGGUCCGUUUCAGAGUUACCGGGCUCCUAGAAAACCACAGCUACGAAUUUAGGGUCUCUGCCGAGAAUGCUGCCGGUGUGGGAACACCCAGUCCCCCAACAACAUAUUUCAAAGCUUUGGAUCCUAUCUUCAAACCAGGCCCACCAAACAAUCCCAAGGUGGUGGACUCAUCAAGGUCUACCGUUUCCUUGACCUGGGGUAAACCCAUCUAUGAUGGUGGCUGUGAGAUUCAGGCCUACAUUGUUGAGGCAUGCAAUACUGUGUCAGAUGAGUGGUUCAUGUGCACUCCUUCCUCUGGAAUCACAGACACACGGUUUACCGUGACAAAGCUCUUGGAGAAGCACGAGUAUCAGUUCAGAGUGUGUGCCAUCAACAAAAUCGGUGUUGGUGAGCACGCUGAUUGUCCAGGAAAAAUCACUUUGGAAGAGAAGCUCGAAGCACCAGACCUGGACCUGGAUGCCAGUUUGAGGAAGAUGAUCAAUAUUAGAGCGGCAAGCACCCUCAGGCUCUUUGUUCCUGUAAGCGGUCGUCCAGCCCCUGAGGUAAAAUGGGGCAAGUCUGAUGGGGAGCUUAAGGAGACGGCCCAAAUUGAUAACACAGGUAGCUACGCGUCACUUGUGAUUGAGAACGUGGACCGAUUUGAUAGCGGCAAAUACACACUUACUGCCGAGAAUGCCAGCGGAGUUAAGUCUGUCUUCAUCAGCGUCAGAGUCCUGGACACCCCAAGCCCUCCAAAUAACCUCUUUGUCAAGGAGAUUACCAAGAAUUCUGUCACACUCACAUGGGAGCCUCCGCUUCUAGAUGGCGGCUCAAAGAUUAAGCAGUACAUCGUGGAGAAGCGGGAGAGCACUAGGAAGGUUUACUCUUCCAUCACCAUCUGCAAUAAGAUGACAUGGAAGGUAGAACCUCUCCCAGAGGGUGGAAUAUUUUUCUUUAGAGUGCUAGCUGAGAAUGAGUACGGUGUCGGUCUGCCUGUUAAAACCAUUGAACCAAUUAAGAUAUCUGAGAAGCCGCAGCCCCCUGGUAAAGUCAGCGUUGUUGAUGUUACACAUAGUACUGUCACCCUGACUUGGGAGAAGCCUGUACAUGAUGGCGGUAGUAGGAUAAGCCACUAUGAAGUCGAACUGGCUGCUAUAGACAGCGAAUCCUGGUCUGUUUGUGCUAGUGUGAAGGCAACCGAGGCCCUGGUUAGUAACCUGCUCAAGGGAGAAGAGUAUCAGUUCAGAGUGGUGGCUGUCAACGACAAGGGCAGGAGCGACCCCAGGCAACUGGCUCAUUUGGUGGUCGCAAAAGACCUUGUGAUUGAGCCUGCUGUUAGACCUAAAAUGAGCAGCUACAGUGUCCAAGUGGGAUAUGACCUCAAGAUCGAAGUGCCAAUCGCAGGCCAUCCAAAGCCGACCAUCUCUUGGUCCAAGGACGGAGCCGCCCUCAAGCAGACCACCAGAGUCAAUGUCACAGAUUCAGCACAUCAAACCACAGUUACUAUAAAGGAUGCCACCAGAGAGGACGGAGGCAUGUACAGUAUUACUGUAGCCAAUGAUCUAGGAUCUAAGGAAGCCACUGUUGAAGUUAUCACCUUAGAUAAGCCCGGACCACCUACAGGACCUGUCAAGUUAGAGGAUGUCAGUGCCGAGAGCAUCACACUUGCAUGGGAACCUCCUACUUAUACAGGCGGCUGCCAAAUAUCCAACUAUGUUGUCGAGAAACGAGAUACGACCACCACAAACUGGGUAGUGGUGUCUGCCACUGUGGCAAGAUCAACACUCAAAGUGGGCAAUCUGAAGACCGGCGCUGAAUAUCAAUUCAGAAUCUAUGCUGAGAACAGAUACGGCAAGAGUUAUGCCAUUGAUUCUGACCCGGUUGUGGCACAGUAUCCAUUCCAAGAACCUGGGCCACCGGGUACACCCUUUGUAUCUUCAUACUCUAAAGACUACAUGGUAGUGGAGUGGCAUAAACCUCCAUCUGACGGAGGCAGUCCUAUCUUGGGCUAUCAUCUUGAAAGGAAAGAGAAGAACAGCAUCCUUUGGACCAAGAUUAACAAGACACUCAUCCAAGACUGCAGGUUCAAAUCCAGUCCUCUGGAGGAAGGAAUUGAAUAUGAAUACAGAGUCUAUGCAGAGAACGUUGUUGGCAUUGGAAAGUGCAGUAAAGUCUCAGAGGUCUAUGUGGCCCGCGAUCCAUGUGAUCCUCCUGGCUGUCCAGUGCCACUGAUCGUGACCAGACACUCGGUGAAACUCAGGUGGACGGCCCCGCAGUACAACGGCGGAAGUUCGAUUACUGGUUAUGUCGUGGAGAAGCGUGAUCUUCCUGAAGGAAAGUGGAUGAAGGCCAGCUUUGCAAACGUUUUGGACCUUGAAUUUACAGUGAUUGGCUUGACAGAAAACAGCAAAUACGACUUUAGAGUCAUUGCAAGAAAUGCAGCCGGUGCUGUCAGCAAGCCCUCCGAGUGCACUGGAUCCAUCACAGCAAUAGAUGAAGUUGACCCACCCAAGUGUGAGACGGAUGCCAUGUACAACCAAACCCUUGUCAUCAAUGCUGGGGACACAUUCAAUCUGGAGGCCAAAGUGGACGGAAAGCCCAUUCCCAUGGCUCAGUGGUUUAAGGGUGAUGUUGAAGUAGAAAACUCUGCCAGAGCUGAGACAAAACAUAUAGACUUUAAGGCUCUUCUUGUUGUAAAGGAUGCCAUCAGAGUGGAUGGCGGCCAGUACACACUGGUACUGACCAACGUGGCAGGCAGCAAGACUAUCCCAUUCAGUGUGAAGGUCCUGGACAGACCAGGUCCAUCAGAGGGACCACUUACUGUCAGCAAUGUCACUGAGGAGAAGUGCUCCCUGUCGUGGCUUCCACCAAGGCACGAUGGAGGCAGUGGCAUUUCUCACUACAUCAUCCAAAAGAGAGAGACAAGCCGCCUGGCUUGGACUGUGGUCUCUAGUGACUGUGGCGCUACCAUGUUCAAGGUCACAAAACUCUUGAAGGGUAACGAAUACAUCUUCAGAGUUAUGGCAGUCAACAAAUAUGGCGAGGGUGAGCCUCUGGAGUCAGCACCAGUUAUCAUGAGGAAUCCAUUCGUCCCCCCUGGCACACCUAAGGAGAUUGAGAUCACCAACAUUACCAGGGACUCCAUGACUGUCUGCUGGAAUCGCCCCGAGACAAAUGGAGGCAGUGAGAUUGUUGGCUACAUUGUGGAAAAGAGAGACCGGGCUGGCAUAAGGUGGACCAAAUGCAACAAACGCAGGGUAACAGACUUGCGUUUCCGGGUGACAGGACUAACUGAGGACCAUGAAUAUGAGUUCAGGGUUUCUGCUGAGAAUGCAGCUGGCGUGGGUCAGCCAGGUCCGGCCACACCUUACCUGAAGGCAUGCGACCCCACUUUUGAGCCUGGCAGCCCCACAACCGUUCAUGUGACAGACACCACCAUGGACUCCAUAAGUCUGACAUGGCACAGGCCCAUAUAUGAUGGUGGCUGUGAGAUUCAAGGUUACGCUGUUGAAAUCACAAAGGCUGAUGAGGAGGAGUGGACGAUUUGCACGCCACCCUCUGGAGUAAAUGCCACCAAGUUUACCAUUACCAAGUUGAUUGAGCACCAGGAAUACAAAAUGCGCGUCUGUGCCAUCAACAAGCAGGGCAUUGGGGAGCCAACCGAAGUUCAGGGCAUAGUUAUCCCUGUGGCUAAAAUUAAUGCCCCAGAUAUGAUUCUGGAUGCAGAACUCCGAAAGGGAAUUGUUGUCCGUGCGGGUGCUCCAAUGAGAAUUGGCAUUCUAUUUAAGGGUCGUCCCACACCAGAAAUUAGCUGGGCCAAGGAGGACGGUGAACUGCCCAGUAAAGUUCAACUUGAGACUGGUGAAGACUACACACAGCUCUCCAUUGACAUCUGUGACAGACAUGAUGCUGGAAAAUAUAUCCUUAAUCUCCAAAACAGCGCUGGCACUAAAUCUGCAUUUGUUUCUGUCAAAGUUCUGGACACUCCAGGAGCGCCCGUGAACCUCACCGUCAAAGACAUUAAACGGGAAAGUGUCACCCUGAGUUGGGAGCCCCCUCUUAUUGACGGUGGUGCAAGAAUAAAAAAUUACCUGGUUGAAAAGCGCGAGUCCAACAGGAAGGUUUACGCUAAUAUUGACAACAAGUGCACAAAGACCAGCUACCGAGUUACUGGCCUCACAGAGGGAAUGAUCUACUACUUCCGAGUCCUUGCCGAGAAUGAGUUUGGUGUAGGACUGCCAGCAGAGACAACAGACUCAGUUAAGGCCUCUGAGCCGCCUUUGUCCGUAGGUAAAGUCACUGUAACCGAAGUUAGUAAAACAACUGCCUCACUGUCAUGGGAGAAACCGGUCCACGACGGAGGCAGCAGGAUUAUCGGCUACUAUAUUGAAAUGAAAACUAUGGACUCAGAGGAAUGGGUGGUGGUCACCACAACCAAGACCUGUGAAGGCACUGUCACAGGCCUCAGUGCUGGACAUGAAUAUCUUUUCAGAGUCUCUGCCUUCAAUGACAAAGGUAAGAGUGACCCGAGGCCUCUCGCUGCACCGGUCAUAGCCAAGGAUUUGACUAUGAUUCCCGGAUUCAGGAUGAGCUACAAUACUUAUAGUUUGCAAACUGGUGAAGAUUUGAAGAUUGAGAUUCCAGUGAUUGGGCGUCCGAUCCCAAAAGUGGAGUGGAAGAAAGAAGGACAGGCUCUUAAAGAGACAACUAGGUUAAAUGUAUCUGAUACACCCACAUCUACAAAGCUGUGCAUCAAGGAUGCCAAGCGUGAAGAUUCAGGAAAAUAUAUCGUCACAGCCACCAGCAACAUCGGAACUGCAACUGAAGAGAUUACAGUUAUCAUUCUUGAUAAACCGGGCCCGCCCACAGGUCCUGUGAAGAUUGAAGAAGUGAGCUCCAAUUAUAUGACCCUCUCCUGGGAACCACCAAUGUAUACUGGCGGCUGUCAGAUUAACAACUACAUUGUGGAGAAGAGAGACACUACCACAACAGCUUGGCAGAUUGUGUCUGCGACCAUAGCCAGGACAACCAUCAAGGUCAGCAACCUGAAGACUGGUAUGGAAUAUCAGUUCAGAGUGUCUGCUGAGAACAGAUAUGGAAAGAGUUCUGCUAUUGUCUCACCCCAAGUCAUUGCUCACUAUCCAUUCAAUGUGCCUGAUGCGCCAGUGACACCCACUGUAACUGCUGCAACCAAGGAUAGCAUGGUCGUUGAGUGGAAGCCCCCGGCAAGCAAUGGUGGCAGUCCCAUUCUUGGCUACCAUCUGGAAAGGAAGGAGAGGAACAGCCUCUUGUGGACUCAACUCAGUAAGCUUCUCAUCCCCGAUGCACGUUUCAAGACCACAGAACUGGAGGAGGGCAUUGAGUAUGAAUUCAGGGUGUAUGCAGAAAACAUUGCAGGACUGAGUCCGGUUAGCAAGAUCUCAGAAAGCACAGUGGCUCGGGAUCCCUGCGACCCACCUGGUACUCCCGAGGCAAUUGAAAUAACACGGAACCAUGUAACACUGCGGUGGACCACACCCCCGUAUGACGGAGGCAGCGUUAUUACCGGCUAUUUGAUUGAAAGGAGGAAACACCCUGAUACCCGCUGGAUGAAGGCCAGCUUUACCAACAUCCUUGAAACCCAGUUCACCCUCACUGGUCUCACUGAGCACUGCAUUUAUGAGUUCAGAGUUGUCGCCAAAAACGCAGCUGGCAUAUCAAGCCAUCCCUCUCCAAGCACAGGAGAAAUAACUGCCAAAGACGAAAUUGAGGCCCCAGAAGCAACCAUGGAUUCCAAAUUCAAGGAUCUAACUGUUGUUCAUGCUGGUGAGACUUUCGUCAUUGAUGCCGACUACACCGGCAAGCCUAUGCCUGAGGUCAUCUGGUUGAAGGAUGGAAAGGAGAUUGACAAGACUACGCCAAGAAUGGAGAUAAAGACCACACUCACACGCACCGUCUUGACAGUGAAGGACUGCAUCCGAACGGACGGUGGACAUUUUGUUCUCAAACUAGUUAAUGUUGGAGGUGUCAAGAUGAUCCCAGUUAACGUUAAGGUUCUGGAUAGACCCGGCCCUCCGGAUGGCCCACUAGAAAUCAAAGGUGUCACGGCUGAAAAGUGUUAUCUGCAUUGGAACCAUCCCUCGCAGGACGGUGGAGCAGGUAUUUCACACUAUAUCAUUGAGAAAAGAGAGACCAGCCGGUUGUCGUGGACUAUGGUGGAGCCCAAGAUUCAAGCGAUCAGUUACAAAGUCACCAAACUGCUGCCCGGAAAUGAGUACAUCUUCAGAGUCACGGCUGUCAACAAAUAUGGUGUUGGUGAGCCGCUAGAGUCUGAGCCAGUUGUUGCACGCAAUCCAUUCACCACCCCAAGUGCUCCGUCCAUGCCAGAGGCCGGUGCAAUCACCAGAGACUCCAUCGUGCUCACCUGGGAAAGGCCAGAAAGCAAUGGGGGAGCUGAGAUUGAAGGUUAUAUCCUUGAAAAGCGUGACAAGGUUGGCAUCCGAUGGAGCAAAUGCAACAAGAAGAGGCUAACUGACCUGAGGUUCCGAUGCACUGGUCUCAUUGAGGGCCAUUCUUAUGAAUUCCGGGUUUCUGCUGAAAAUGCAGCUGGCGUGGGCACACCCAGUGCACCAACUCAGUACAUCAAGGCAUGUGAUGCAAUUUACCCACCAGGACCUCCAAACAACCCCAAGGUCAUUGACCAUUCCAGCACAACUGUCUCCUUGACCUGGACUAGGCCUAUAUAUGACGGCGGAGCGCCCAUCAACGGUUACAUUGUUGAAAUGAAGGAGGCUGCACUGGAUGAAUGGGUCAUUUGCACCCCAUACACAGGUGUGCAGGCUACGAACUACACCAUAAAAAAUCUGAAGGAGAAUGCUGAAUACAAUUUCCGGAUCUGCGCCGUUAACUGCGAGGGUGUGGGCGAGCAUGUAGACCUGCCUGGCUGCGUGAUCGCGGCUGAGAAGGUGGAAGCUCCUGAAAUUGAACUUGACUGUGAUCUAAGAAAGAUGGUCAACGUUCGGGCCACAGCCUCCUUGCGUCUGUUUGUCACAAUCCGCGGGAAGCCUGAGCCUGAGGUCAGGUGGUCAAAGGCAGAUGGCACUCUGAAUGAGCGUGCCCAGAUUGAGGUGACAAGCUCCUACACCAUGUUAGUGAUUGAGAAUGUCGACCGAUUUGAUACCGGCAAAUAUAUACUGACACUGGAGAACAUGAGUGGCUCAAAAUCGGCCUUCAUUAACGUCCGAGUUCUAGACUCGCCUAGUGCCCCGACAAACCUCGAGGUGAAAGAUGUGAAAAGAAAUUUGGUUUCUCUCGCCUGGGAGCCUCCUCUCAUUGACGGCGGGGCCAAGAUAUCUCACUACAUUGUGGAGAAGAGAGAGCAGAAGAGGAUGGCAUUCACCAGUGUUAGUACUAAUUGUGUGAGGAACUCUUAUAUGGUCUCUGAUCUGGAGGAGGGAAGACGGUAUUACUUCCGUGUGCUGGCAGUAAAUGAACUUGGUGUGGGUCUGCCUGCCUCCACGGAACAAGUCAAAGUUUCUGAGGCUCCUUUGCCUCCUGGUAGAGUUCAGCUGGUGGACGUGACUCGUCACACUGUCACACUGUCGUGGGAGAAACCUGACCAUGAUGGUGGCAGCAAGAUUACAGCCUACUGUGUGGAGAUGCAGCCAGACAGAGAUGAAAAAUGGAGUUUGUGCAGUGAAGUUAAAGCACUGGAGGCCACAAUUGGAGGUCUCACAACAGAUGAAGAGUACUUUUUCAGGGUUAUCGCAGUGAAUGACAAGGGUAGGAGUGACCCCAAACCUCUAGCUGACCCCGUGAUUGUAAAGGAUAUCACGGUGCAACCCAUCGUCAACCUGCUGUUCAAUACGUACAGUGUUAAAGCAGGAGAUGACCUGAAGAUUGACAUUCCCUUCAAAGGCAGACCGCAGCCUGAAGUGUCCUGGAAGAAGGAUGGCCAGGUGCUGAAGCAGACGACUCGAGUCAAUGUUCUCACCUCCAAGACCUCAUCUAAAAUCUUCAUCAAGGAUGCCACCAGGGAGGACGUAGGAAAGUAUGAGAUCACCCUUACUAGCGCAGUGGGCACUACGACAGGUGAAAUCUCAGUUAUCACCCUGGACAAACCAGGCCCGCCCAGUAACAUUAAGCUGGAUGAGGUGAGCGCUGACUUCAUCUCUCUGUCUUGGAAUGCUCCAACCUAUGACGGCGGAUGCCAGAUUAAUAAUUAUGUGGUGGAAAAGAGAGACACGACCACAAUCAAUUGGCAGAUUGUGUCUGCCACAGUUGCCAGGACCUCAAUUAAAGUGUCCCGUCUCACUCAGGGAACAGAGUACCAGUUCCGUAUUGCAGCUGAAAACCGAUAUGGGAAGAGUCAUGCUGUUGAUUCUGCUCCUGUUGUUGCUCAGUAUCCAUUCGAGCCUCCGGGCUCUCCAGUCAACAUUCGUGUUUCUCAUGCCAACAAGACUGGCAUGCUCGUUGUUUGGGACCGGCCAACCAGGGAUGGUGGAAGCCCCGUUAUUGGUUAUCACAUUGAAUGCAAAGACCAAAGCAGCAUCCUUUGGACUAAGGUGAACAGAGGUCUUCUGGCUGAGAGCCAGUUUAAGAUGACUAGCAUUGAUGAAGUCUUGCUCUAUCAAUUUAGAGUCUAUGCAGAGAACAUCGCUGGGAUUGGUCCAGGCUCUAAAGCCAGUGAGCCAGUGGCAGCAAGGGAUCCAUGUGAACCUCCUCGCAACCUUAGAGUCACCAACAUCACUAGGACAUCGGUCUCACUCUUCUGGGAGACGCCAGAACAUGAUGGUGGAACGAAGAUUACCGGCUACAUUGUUGAACGCAAAGAGGUUCCAAAUGGCCGCUGGCUGAAGUGUAACUUCACCAACCUCCAGGACACUUACUUCGAUGUCACAGGCCUCACUGAAGACGUCCAGUAUGACUUCCAUGUUAUCGCUAAGAAUUCUGUUGAAAUGUUAAGUGUUCCUUCUGAGAGUACUGGACCUGUAACAGUCAAGGAUGAUGUAGAUCCACCCACAAUCAUCUUGGAAGAAAGGUUCAGACAGGUGGUUGUCAUUAAAGCAGGAGAAAUUAUUCAAAUUGAUGCUGAAACAACUGGGCGACCACUCCCUGUGGUGUCGUGGUCUAAAGAUGGAAAGGAGAUCGAGGCCAAGGCUAGGUGUGAAAUCACCACCACCAACUUCACAACUACCCUGGUUGUAAGAGAUGCUAUCAGGAGGGACUCUGGCCAGUAUGUCCUGACUCUGCACAAUGUGGCAGGAACCAGGUCUGUGGCUAUCAACUGCAAGGUUCUGGAUAGGCCUGGACCUUCUUCGGGACCCCUGGCUGUGUCUGGCCUGACAGCAGAAAAAUGCACCUUGACCUGGGGACCUCCCCGGGAGAAUGGUGGGGCUGAUAUUAUGCAUUACAUUGUCGAAAAACGGGAGACUAGCCGACUGGCUUGGACUCUUGUCCACGGUGACAUGAAGGCCACCACCUGCAAAGUCACCAAGCUGCUCAAAGGAAAUGAGUACAUUUUCAGAGUUAGAGGAGUCAACAAAUACGGGGACGGCGAGGCCCUUGAAAGUGAGCCAACAAAGGCCAUCGAUCCAUUCACAGUACCCGCUGCUCCCACUAACGUCCAGGUUACCUCUGUUACGAGCGAGGCAAUGACCAUCUGCUGGGAAAGACCAGUCUCUGACGGUGGAAGCAGCAUCUCUGGCUAUGUCAUCGAAAAGAGAGAGAAGACCGGCCUUCGCUGGUGCCGUGUUAACAAGAAACCGGUUUAUGACCUCAGAGUCAAAGCGUCACACCUUCGGGAGGGCUGUGAGUAUGAAUACAGAGUGUUCGCAGAGAAUGCUGCCGGCCUCAGCGCUCCCAGCAUUGCCUGUCCACUCACCAAGGCUGAAGAUCCCCAGUUCUUGCCUUCACCACCCGCUAAGCCUAAGAUAAUUGACUCGACAAAGACCACCAUCACCCUGUCAUGGAACAAACCUCUAUUUGAUGGUGGUGCACCUGUGACCGGUUACAGAGUGGAAUACAGAAAUACUUUGGAUGAUGAAUGGACAGUCGGGGUCCAGAACACCAAGAAUACAGAGUUCACAGUGGUGGGACUGACACCUGGUGCAGAGUACAUGUUUGUGGUCAAGUCCAUCAACAAGAUUGGAGUCAGCGAGUCCAGUCCAGAGUCGGAAAAACAACUGGCCAAGGAACGAGAGGAAGAGCCCGUUUUUGACAUUAGCAAUGACAUGAGAAAAACUCUGAUUGUGAAAGAUGGCAGCUCGUUCACCAUGACAGUGCCCUUCAGAGGCAAACCCAUCCCCAAUGUAACUUGGAGCAAGCCAGAUGUUGACCUAAGGGUCCGUGCUGUCAUUGACACCACAGAGACCUUCACCUCAAUCACCUUAGAGAAAGCAACUCGCAAUGACUCUGGAAAAUACACAAUCACCUUGUCCAGUGUGGCUGGUACUGCUUCAUUGACCCUCAAUGUCAGAGUCCUGGAUUCUCCUGGACCUCCGACUUGUGUCUUGGUAAAGGAUGUGACCAAGAACUCAGCGACUGUGACAUGGGACACUCCAGAGAACGAAGGAGGAGGACCCGUAAAAAACUAUCUAGUGGAUAUUCGUGAGGCCAGUAAGAAGGGCUGGACUCAGUUGACUGACACAUGCCAUAGGCUGACGUACAAGGUGUCAGACCUGGAGGAGGGUGGAGUGUACUACUUCAGAGUGACCGGUGAGAACGAGUAUGGCAUAGGAGUUCCUGGUGAGACCAAAGAAGGAACCAAGAUCUCAGAAAAACCAAGCCCACCAGCGAAACUUGGUGUGACUGAUGUGACAAAGGAGAGCGUAACCCUGGCCUGGGUCAAACCAGAGCAGACAGGAGGCAGCAGAAUUACUGGAUACUUGGUGGAAGCAUUGGAGAAAGGACAGGAGAACUGGGUCAAGUGCGGCGUAACCAAGUCCUUGCAAUACACAGUGUCUGGCCUAAGAGAGAACACAGAGUACUUCUUCAGAGCCCGAGCAGAGAACCACGCUGGAUUCAGUGAUGUCAAAGAAAUGGUCACCCCAGUGUUGGUCAAGGACCAGCAUGAAUCUCCUGAGGUCGUAAUGAAGGACUUCCCCCACAACACAGUCUAUGUCAGAGCUGGUUCCACCCUCAAAUGUGAGAUUCCGUUGAUUGGCAGGCCACUGCCUAAGGUGUCUCUGUCCAAGGACAGUGUGCUCCUUAAGUCAACGAUGAGGUUCAACUCCGAGGUCACUCCUGACAGCAUCAAGCUCACACUGCGUGAGAGUAUCGCUGGAGACUCAGGACGUUACGAUAUCCUUGCUUCCAACUCGAGUGGCACCACCAAGUCAUUUGUCAACAUUGUGGUUCUGGACAGGCCUAGUGUUCCACUGGGACCCGUGGAGCUGUUUGACAUCACAGAGGAUAGCGUGAGCCUGAAGUGGCUCCCGCCGGCUUAUGAUGGUGGCAGCCCCAUCACAAACUACAUAAUCCAGAAGAGGGAGACGACCACGGCCAGCUGGAUGGAUGUCUCCUGUGCUGUGGCUCGCUGCACCAUCAAGAUUCAGAAGCUUACAACUGGCCUGCAGUACCAAUUCAGGAUCAGAGCUGAGAACAGAUAUGGAAUCAGCGAGCACAUUGACUCGCCAAUUGUCGCUGUCAGCCUUCCUUACACCUUGCCUGAAGCACCCUCGACUCCAGAGAUCACUGCCGUGACCAGGGAGACCAUCACCGUGGCCUGGAAGGAGCCCAAGUCAGAUGGAGGCAGUCAUGUCUUUGGCUACCAUCUUCAGAUGAAAGAUAGGAACAGCAUCCUGUGGCAAAGAGUCAACAGAAUGAUAAUCCGGGCCACACACUUUAAGGUCACAAGCAUCCAUGCCGGACUCAUUUAUGAGUUCAAGGUGGCAGCAGAGAACGCUGCUGGGAUCAGUGAGUUCAGCAAGGUUUCUGAUGCAGUGCUGGCAAUUGACGCCUGUGAACCACCCACUAAUCUGCGGAUCAGUGACAUCACCAAGAACUCAAUCAGCCUAGCCUGGCAGGUGCCUAACUAUGAUGGGGGAUCUCAGAUCACAGGCUACUUGGUAGAGAAGAGAGAAGGAGUCAACUGCAAAUGGUCCAAGGCAAACCUAACCAAUAUCAAAGACACACGUUACACUGUGACUAGCCUGACUCAGGAUCAGACCUACGAGUUCAGAGUAAUGGCUAAGAACGCAGUAGGGUCAGUGAGCAAUCCUUCUAUGACAGCCGGACCUGCCACAUGCGUUGACACUUUUGGUGCGCCAGUGAUUGAAAUACCUGCUGAGUACUUGAACGAGGUGAAGCACAGGUCAAGCUCAGAUGUUGAACUCAAGUUUAACAUCAUUGGCAAGCCUGCUCCCACCGUUGAGUGGCUGAAGGAUGAAAGAGAACUCAAACCCAGUGCCCAACUCUCCUUUAAACACACCUUUGAGUCCACAAGUUUGUUCCUGAGGGAAACAACACGCCUGAACUCUGGUACCUAUGAGGUCAAGGUGAAGAACUCCCUGGGAUCAGCCUGUGCAGUUGUCAGAUUGCUCAUCCAAGACAGGCCAGGGCCCCCUGCCGGCGAGAUUCAGUUUAAGAAGGUUACCGCUAACAACAUCACCAUCAUGUGGUCUCCUCCUGCUGACGAGGGCGGUGCUAUGGUCACACACUACAUUGUGGAAAAGAGGGAGACCAGCAGAGUCAUGUGGUCCAUCAUCUCAGAGAAACUCAUCGACUGCAUUGUUAACGUGCCCAGACUCAUCCAUGGCAAUGAAUACAUCUUCAGAGUCCGAGGUAUCAACAAGUAUGGCAUCGGCGACCCUCUGGAGUCAGAGCCAAUUAUCGCCAAGAAUGCUUUUGUUCCUCCCAGCGAGCCAUCGAAGCCUCAAGUUUCCAUGAUCACCAAGUCAACCAUGACGGUGAUUUGGGAGAGACCAGCUCUGGAUGGAGGCAGCGACAUUGAUGGUUAUUACCUGGAGAAGAGGGAAAAGAAGAGUCUACAGUGGUUCAAGGUGGUGAAAGGCACAAUAAGAGACACGAGGCAGAAGGUCACCAGCCUUGUGGAGAACAACGAGUACCAGUACCGAGUAUGUGCUGUCAACAAGGCUGGAGCAGGAAACUACUCUGAGGCCUCGGAAUUGUACAAGGCCUAUGAUCCUAUUGAUCUUCCUGGGGAACCGACCAAAUUGCGUGUGGUGGACUCCACAAAGACCUCCAUCACUCUUGGAUGGGAGAAACCUGUAUAUGAUGGUGGCAGCAAGAUCACACACUAUCUCCUUGAGCAAAUGAACACAGAAGAGCGAGAAUGGGCAACAGUAAACCCGCAGGUUAAGACCUGCGAGUAUGUGGUCUCUCACCUCAAACCAGCAACCUACUACUUCUUCAGAGUCUCCGCUGUCAACUGCAAGGGCAAAGGAGAGGAUAUCAAGAUGUACCAGCCAGUGCAAGCCAAGGAUAUAUUGGAGGAGGCCGACUUGGACCUGGACGUUCCCAUGGCCACCCAUUAUACUGCCCGGUCGGGGCGUGAUGUGGAGGUGUUUAUUCCCCUGAAGGGCCGUCCAACCCCCGGCGUCACCUGGCGCCGUGGUGACCGCAACAUUGCCGCCGACACACGCUACACCAUCACCAGCACCGAGCGUGCCACCACUCUUCUCAUCCCCAAGGUCACCCGCGACGAUUGCGGAAAGUACCUGCUGGAGAUUGAAAAUGGUGUGGGAGAGCCCAAAAUCGUAACUGUUUCCCUGAAGGUUCUGGACAGUCCCUCCACCUGCCAAAAUUUGAUGAUUAAGAAUGUGACCAGAGGAAAAUUGACACUGAGUUGGGAGGCUCCUCUUAUUGAUGGCGGUUCCCCAGUCACUAAAUACAUUGUUGAGAAGAAGGGUUCCACCAUGAAAGCAUACCAGAUGGUCACAGAUGAGUGCGCCAAUACAAGCUACAAGGUGUCAGGCCUGGAGGAAGACAUCGCUUACUUCUUCCGCGUGUCUGCUGAAAAUGAGUUUGGUGUGGGGGACACCUGCGAGACCUCGGAGCCUGUCAGAGCCACAGAGACACCCGGAGCAGUUAAAGACCUAGUCAUGCUUGACUCCACAAAGACGUCUGUCACCCUUCAGUGGACCAAACCCGACCACGACGGCGGCAGCCACAUCUCUGAGUACGUCAUUGAGAAGAGAAAUGAAAACAACGUUAGCUGGACUUUUGCUACAACUUGUAGGCGCUGCACAUAUGAGGUAACGGGGCUGCAGGAGGAUUCUGAGAUGAACUUCAGAAUCUAUGCAAAAAAUGAGAAGGGCAUCAGUGACUUCUCUGAGAUUGGCCCAAUCACGGUGAUGGACUUCAUCAUCUCACCCGAGGCCUGCCUAAGUGAUUACCCUAACGGAGAGCUGGCUGUUCGUGUCGGACAGAACAUCCAUAUCGAGCUCCCCUUCAAGGGAAAACCCAGGCCUGCCAUCAGUUGGCUGAAAGACAAUUUGCCUCUUAAGGAAAGCGAGAAGAUCCGCUUCAGGACCACUGACAACAAGACAGCAGUAACAGUCAGAGGUGCCAAGAAGGAGCAUGCAGGCCAGUACACCUUGGUUCUGGAUAACAGAGCUGUAAAGAACUACUUUGACAUUGAUGUGAUGAUUCUCGGCCCCCCCUCUAUGCCCACUGGCCCCAUCCGCUUUGAUGAGAUCAAAGCCCAGCAUAUUAUAAUCUCUUGGAAUGAGCCCAAAGAGAAUGGCGGCGGCGAGAUUACCUGCUACAGUGUGGAGAAGCGGGAGACUUCCCAGGCCAACUGGAAGAUGGUCUGCUCCAGUGUGGUCAGAACAUCAUUCAAGAUACCUAACUUGGUCAAGGGAACUGUUUACCAGUUCAAAGUCCGUGCAGAGAACAAAUAUGGGGUCAGUGAACCACUCAACUCUACAGAAAUCCUUGCACAGCAUCAGUACAAACCUCCAGGUGCUCCUGGAAAGCCAGUGGCCUACAACGUCACCAGUGAUGGAAUGACCAUUCGGUGGGAAGCUCCAGGUUUUGAUGGAGGAUCCACAAUUCUUGGCUACCACAUUGAGAAAAAGGACAGGAAUAGUCUCCUGUGGCAGAAAGUAAACUCCACCAUCAUCUCCAACAAAGAGUACAGGAUCAUCGGUCUCUUAGAGGGUCUAGAGUACUCUUUCAGAGUCUAUGCAGAAAACAACGCCGGACUCAGCCCUGUUAGCGAACAGAGCAAACACGCACUCGCUAUCUCCCCUGUUGAUCCACCUGGCACCCCCGUCUGCAUCGAUGUGACGAGAGACUCUGUCACUUUGAGAUGGGACAUCCCCAAGCGGGACGGAGGUAGCAAGAUUGUGGCCUACAGUGUGGAGAGACGCCAAGGCAGAGGGAAAUGGCUGCGCUGCAACUUCACUGACAUCAGUGAGACCCAGUUUACUGUGACUGGUCUGUCCGCCGGAGACAGAUUUGAGUUUAGAGUGAUCGCCCGGAAUGCUGUGGGAACUGUCAGCCCCCCGUCCAACUCCUCUGGAUACAUAAUGACCAAGGAUGAGAGCAUCUCUCCUGAGAUCGAAUGGUCUCCAGACCAGGUGCUGACGCUGAGAGCUGGAGAGAAUGUCCAGCUUAGCUGCAACAUCACCGGUCGUCCAGUACCGCAAGUUACAUGGUACAAGGAUGGAAACGAGAUCGACAAGAGGACCAUGAUGGACAUCGAGAUCACAGCAGGUAUUGGUACAAGCAGCCUGUUCAUUUGCGAUGCAGACAGGAACCACCGGGGCAUCUACACGGUGGAGGCCAAGAACAGCUCUGGUGCCAAGAAAGCUGACGUCAAUGUCAGAGUACAAGAUACUCCUGGACCGGUCAAGGGUCCCAUCCGUUUUACCGGGAUCACGGCUGAAAAGUGCUCAGUGUGGUGGAACCCACCGGAGAAUGACGGUUGUGCCGCCAUCACCCACUAUGUUGUGGAGAAGAGGGAGACGUCUAGGCUUUCCUGGGCUUUGGUCACCUCCAAGUGUGAAGCCUGCUCAUUCAGUGCCACCAACCUCAUCAAGGGCAAUGAGUACCAGUUCAGAAUCUCUGCUGUCAACAAGUUUGGUGUUGGCAAACCACUGGACUCUGUUCCCUUCAUUGCACAGAUGCAAUACACUGUGCCGGAGGCCCCUGGUACCCCUGAUUCUACACAUGUGACCGGCAACAGCAUCACCCUGUGCUGGAGCAGGCCGAGGUCAGACGGCGGGAAUGAGAUCAAGCACUACAUCUUGGAGAGACGUGAGAAGAAGAGUCUGCGCUGGGUGAAGGUCUCUGCAAAGAGGCCUAUCACAGAGCUCAGGCACAGAGUCACCAACCUGACCGAGGGCAAUGAGUAUGAGUUCCGUGUCAUGGCGGAGAACGGCGCCGGUGUCGGACCAGCUAGUGGCACUUCCAGGCUCUUCAAAUGCAGAGAGCCAACCAGUGCUCCCAGUGUCCCCACAGUAAUCAAGGUUAUUGACUCCACCAAAUCCUCUGUCACCCUGGAAUGGACCAAGCCAGUCUUUGACGGCGGCCUACCGAUCAUUGGCUACAAUAUUGAUAUGUGCAAGGCCAAUCUUGAAGAGUGGCAUAGAGUAAAUAGCCAGAUUUGUAUCCACACCCGGUACACUGUCAAGGGCCUGGUUCCCGGUGAGCUCUACAAGUUUAGGGUCAGCGCUGUGAACGGGUCUGGGGAAGGGGAAUCCUCAGUGAUCCCCAACGCCGUGCAGGCUCUAGAUAGGCUAACAUCUCCCGAGUUCGACAUUGAUGCCAACUUCAAGCAGACACAUACCGUGAAAAAUGGCGGCACCGUCUCCCUUUACGUGGCCUUCCGAGGCAAACCAACUCCUCUGGCCACCUGGUCCCGAGUAGACAGUGAGCUGCCGGUGAUGGCCGAUAUUAACAGCACAGAUUCCAACUCAACUCUGACCAUCGAGGGCUGCACGCGCUAUGAGGCUGGCAAGUACACACUCUCCCUUGAAAACAACAGCGGACGCAAGUCCAUUACAUUUACCGUCAAAGUGCUGGACACACCCGGACCUCCAGGCGCCUUCACCUUCAAGGACGUCACACGUGGAGCAUUAACCAUGAUGUGGGAUGCCCCGAGCAAUGACGGAGGAUCACGGAUCCAACACUAUAUCGUGGACAAGCGCGAGGCCAGCCGCCUGACGUGGCAAGAAGUCACCACCAAGUGCUCUCGCCAGAUGAUCAGAGUAACCGGCCUGGACAUCGGUGUGUCUUAUCUCUUCAGAGUGAUUGCUGUUAACCAGUACGGCAAGGGAGAGCCUCACGAGAUGACAGACCCCAUCAUGGCGACAGAAGAACCCGCUCCACCUAAGAGAGUAGAUGUUGUUGACACCAGCAGUUCCACAGCCUCGCUGGUCUGGCUUAAGCCUGAACAUGACGGUGGCAGCCACAUCAGAGGGUACACAGUGGAGUUCAGAGCUGAGGACAAACAGUUCUGGUCUGUCGCUGGGGAGACUAAGUCCCUAAAGAUGCUGGUGGAGGGUUUGAUUGAGAACACAGAGUAUGAAUUCAGAGUCAAGGCCAAGAACGACGCUGGCAUCAGCGAGCCUCAGGCCACUUUAACCUCUGUGCUUAUCAAAGAGCCUCGCAUUGAACCCACCGCCGACCUCAGCAGCAUCACCAACCAGCUCAUAAUCUGCAAGACUUCAAAUACCUUCACGAUUGACAUCCCCAUUAGCGGAAGGCCAGCACCAAAAGUCACCUGGAAGCUGGAAGAGAUGAAAUUGAAGGAGACGGACAGAGUUUCCAUCAAGACCACCACAGAGCGAACCACUCUGAUAGUGAAAGACAGCAAGAGAAGCGACAGUGGAAAAUACUACCUCAGCCUUGAUAAUGCUGCUGGAGUUAAAACCUUCACCGUGACUGUGAUGGUGCUUGGAAGACCCAGCCCUCCCACAGGACCCAUAGAUGUCUCUGGUGUCUCCUCUGACUCCUGCUCACUAUCCUGGUUUGAGCCAUCUGACGACGGCGGCACCGAAAUCAGCAAUUAUAUUGUUGAGAAGCGCGAGUCUGGCUCGGCCUCCUGGCAAGUGGUCAACUCCAGUGUGAAGAGAACUACCAUCAAGGUUACUCAUCUGACCAAGUAUAUGGAGUACACGUUCAGAGUGUGCGCCGAGAACAAGUUUGGAGUCAGCAAGUCCAUCGAGUCCGCUCCUGUGGUUAUUGAACAUCCUUUUGUUCCUCCAAGUCCUCCAAGCCGUCCAGAUGUGGUGAACGUGUCUGCCAAUUCCAUCAGCAUCAAAUGGGAUGUUCCCUAUGCUGAUGGUGGCAGCAUGGUGACUGGUUACUGGAUUGAGAAGAAAGAGCGCAAUACAAUUCUCUGGGUAAGGGAGAACAAACUGCCCUGUCUGGACUGUCACUACAAGGUGUCCAGCCUGAUUGAGGGACUGGAGUACCAGUUUAGAGUCUACGCCAUGAAUGUCGCCGGAAUUAGCAAGGCCAGUGAGGCCUCUAGACCAGUGGUGGCGCUCAACCCCGUUGAUCCUCCCGGUCACCCUCAGGUGACAGACAUCACUCGCUCCUCUGUGUCGUUGUGCUGGACCGUGCCAGUCAAUGACGGCGGCAGCAAGAUAGUUGGCUAUGUGGUGGAGAGGAAAGUCUACAGUACUGACGAGUGGGAUGACAACCGGUGGCUGAAGUGCAACUACACCACCAUCACGGAGAACUACUUCACUGUCACCAACCUCGGGGAGGGAGAAACCUUCGAAUAUCACAUCAUUGCCAAGAAUGCUGCCGGGGUCCACAGUGCGCCUUCCGUAUCCACCGGACCUGUGACCUGCAAGGAUGAAUACUCUCCUCCCAGAGCGGAGUUGGACAGCAAACUAAUUGGUGAGACCAUUAUUGUCACCGCCGGCUCUGACCUUGUCCUGGAUGGUGCAGUGGGAGGCAAACCAGAACCCACCGUUUACUGGUCCAAGGGCGAAAAGAUUCUAGAGCUGGGCGAGAAGUACUCACUGACCUACACGAGUACAAGAGCAAUGGCUGUCAUCAAGAACUGUGACAGAUUUGACACCGGCAGAUACAUCCUGACCGUCAAGAACAUCAACGGAAUCAAGACAGCUACCGUCAGCGUUAAAGUCCUAGACACUCCUGGGCCUCCAGCUGAUAAGAUCGUGAUUAGCAGAGUGACAGAGGAGAAGUGCACGGUGUCCUGGAAGAUCCCCCUGGAGGACGGUGGCGACAUAGUCAGCCAUUAUAUCGUGGAGCGCCGUGAGACCAGUCGCCUCAACUGGAUCAUUAUGGAGACCGAGUGCAAGAGCUUGUCGUGUGUCAUUACCCGGCUGAUCAAGGGCAAUGAGUACAUCUUCCGAGUGCGGGGAGUCAACAAGUAUGGACCUGGUGUUCCACUGGAAUCUGAUCCGGUCAUCGCCAGGAACGCUUAUACCUUGCCGUCCCCACCGGGCACACCAGAGGUCACAGCAGUGGGCAAGGAACACGUCAUCAUCGAGUGGUUGAAGCCAGAAAGUGACGGAGGCAGCGAGAUCAAAACCUACUUUGUAGACAAACGUGAGAAGAAUAGCACCAGGUGGACACGGGUCAAUAAGACAUACACCAUCUAUGACACACGUCUGAAGAUCACAGGCCUGCUGGAAGGAAGCGAAUAUCAAUUCAGAGUGACAGCCGUCAAUGCGGCAGGAGACAGUCAGCCCAGCGAUGCCUCACCUUAUAUCCUCCUCAAAGAUCCCACCUACACCCCAGCUCCCCCGUCAGUGCCUCGCAUCACAGACACAACCAAGCACAGCAUUAGUAUGACUUGGACCAGGCCCAUGUAUGAUGGCGGCUCAGAUGUCACCGGCUACGUGGUGGAAAUACUGGAGGAUGGUUCUGAGCAGUGGUAUCGCGCCACCACCAAGGCUCUCAAGACUAACGAGUACCUGGCCGGCGGCCUGGUCGCCAAUAAAAAAUACAGAUUCAGGGUGGCAGCUGUCAACAACAACGGCACUGGAGAGUUCAGCGAACCCAGUGCUGAGAUCGAGCCCCUGGAGAGAAUUGAAAUGCCCGACCUGGAACUGGACGACGACCUGAAGAAGACUGUUUGUCUUCGUGCUGGAGGAACCUUGCGACUCUUUGUCACCGUUGGUGGACGCCCGACGCCAGUGGUGUCGUGGAGGAAAACAGAGGUGGAACUGCAGAGUCGCGGUUUCAUCGAGACCACCGACAGCUACACCAUGCUGAUUGUGGAGAAGGUUGACCGUUAUGACUCUGGAAAAUAUAUUGUGGAGGCGGAGAACCCGUCAGGCAAGAAGUCUGCAACCAUCCUGGUCAAAGUCUAUGACACUCCUGGUCCUCCAGGAUCUGUGAAAGUGAAGGACUAUACCAAGGAAUCUGUUGUCAUCACCUGGGACGUCCCGAGUAUUGAUGGGGGCGCCCAUGUCUGCAACUACAUCGUGGAGAAACGUGAAGCCAGCAUGAAGUCUUACAAGACUGUCACCACAGAGUGUAGAAAGACCCUGUUCAGGAUCACUGGCCUGGAGGAGGGUGCGCACUACUUCUUUAGAGUUCUGCCGGAGAACAUCUAUGGUGUUGGUGAGCCCUGCGAGACAGCUGAGGCUGUGCUGGUGUGCGAAGUACCAUCAGUGCCUCUGAGCCUCCAGAUUGUCGAUGUCACAAAGUCCUCAGUCACUCUGCGCUGGGAGAAACCUAUGCAUGAAGGCGGUAGCAGGCUGACGGGCUUCAUUAUUGAAGCCUGCAGGGUGUCUACAGACAGGUGGACCACCGUGGCCACUGUCAAGGCCUCAAUUUACCAGUACACUAUCCAGUUUCUGACAGAGUACGACCAGUACUUUUUCAGGAUCCGAGCCUGUAACAGCAGAGGAACCAGUGAGACCAUGGACAUCAUCACCCCUGUCACCAUCCAGGAAAUUAAAGUGAUGCCAAAGAUCGACAUAACCAGCAUUCCUCAGAAGAUCGUCCAUGUCCCCCGCGGUAAACCCAUUGACCUCAACUUGCCAAUUAUGGCCAAACCACCACCCAUCUGCUCCUGGUUCUUUGGCGGCGUCCAGCUGAAGGACAGCCUUGAGCGCAUCAAAAUCGAAAGCAAUGGCAAUUACAGCCAUCUCGUAAUCCGAGAGACCACCAUUAACGACACAGGAGACUACAUGCUGGAGGUCAAAAAUGCCAUUGGUGUGGCAACUGAAGUAUUUAAAAUCAUCAUUCUUGACAAACCCGGCAUACCAGUCGGCCCUAUGAAGAUCGUGGAGGUUGACGGCUUAUCAGUGACCGUUAGCUGGGAACCGCCAGAGAAGGAUGGCGGUGCUAACAUCAGCGGCUAUGUAGUUGAACAGCGCGAUGCUCACCGUCCUGGCUGGAUCACCGUCUCAGAAUCGGUGACCCGACCAUGCUUCAAGUUUACCAGACUCUCUGAGGGAACUGAGUAUGUGUUCCGUGUUGCCGCCAUGAACCGCUUCGGUGUUGGUUGCUUCCUACAGUCGGAAGUGGUGGAAUGCAAGAGCGCCGAGAGCAUUCCUGGACCUCCAAGCAGACCAGAUGUGCUUGAUGUCACUCACGAGGGCAUGACCCUGACCUGGCUUCCACCAGAAGACAAUGGUGGCUCUACCAUUGCUGGCUAUAUCAUUGAGCGCAAGGAGCCGCGUUCCGACAGAUGGCUGAGGAUCAACAAGAACCCGGUGACCAUGACCAGGUAUCGCUCUUCUGGUCUGAUUGAAGGCCUGGAGUACGAAUACCGCAUCACUGCCAUUAACUCCAGAGGAACAGGCAAACCGAGCGAGACCUCUGCCAUCACUGUUGCCAUUGACCCCAUAGCGCCACCAGGUCCUCCGGUUAAGCCCAAAGUCAUAGACACUACCAGAACCUCUGUGUCUCUGGCCUGGUUGCCUCCUGAAGAGGAAGGCGGCUCCGUGGUCAGCGGUUACCUGGUUGAGAUGCAGAAGGUGGACCAGGUGGAGUGGACCUUGUGCAACACCACACCCACCAAAAUGCGCGAGUACACCCUCACUCACAUGCCCCAGGGUGCUGAGUACAAGUUCAGAGUCAUCGCCUGCAAUGCUGGUGGCACUGGAGAGCCGGCAGAGAUUCCUGGGGUGGUCAAAGUCCAGGAGAUGCUCAAUUAUCCUGAAUACAAGCUAGAUAGUAGAUAUGAGGAGGGCUACGUUGUGCGGCAAGGAGGAGUCAUUUGCCUGUCCGUCCGUGUCAGUGGUAAACCCAUCCCUACAUGCAAGUGGACCAAAGAUGGACGUGACAUCUCCCACCGGGCCAUGAUUGCCACCAAUGAUGACAUAACAGAGCUCGUCAUCAAAGAGGCUCACAAGGACGACACGGGUACUUAUGACUUGGUGUUGGAGAACAAAUGUGGCAGGAAAGCCGUGUACAUCAAGGUGAAGGUAAUGGGACGUCCCGAUGUCCCGGAGGGCCCUCUGGAGUUUGACGACAUUCAAGCCAGAUCAGUUCGGGUCAGUUGGAGACCUCCGUCCGACGACGGAGGCUCUGACUUACUGGGAUACAUAAUGGAGAGGCGAGAAGUCCCCAAGGCUGCUUGGUACACGGUGGACACCCGGGUCACAGAGAACUCUCUGGUGGUCAAAGGCCUAAAAGAGAAUGUGCAGUACCACUUCAGGAUCUCUGCUGAGAACCAGUUUGGUGUCAGCCGGUCUCUGAAGUCUGAGGAGGCUGUCACAGCAAAGACACCUCUCUGCCCACCAGAACCCCCAAGCAAUCCUCCAGAGAUUAUGGACGUGGCCAAGUCCUCAGUGUCUCUGUCCUGGGCCCGGCCCCGGGACGACGGCGGCUCCCGUGUGACAGGAUACUUUGUUGAGAGGAGGGAGGUUUCCACAGAGAAGUGGGUCCGCCACAACAAGACUCACAUCACGACCACCAUGUACAACAUCACCGGCCUCAUCCCCGAUGCAGAGUAUAUGUUCAGAAUUGUGGCUCAAAAUGAUGUCGGACAGAGUGAACCGGGCCCCGUCUCCGAGUCGGUGGUCUGCAAAGAGCCAUUCGACAAACCAAGCCAACCGGGAGAGAUCGACAUCAUAUCUGUCACCAAAGACUGCAUAACCAUUCACUGGUUGCGGCCCGACUUUGAUGGGGGCAAGGAGAUCUUGGGUUACUGGAUUGAGUUUAGGCAGGCUGGUGAAAGUGCCUGGAAGAAGUGCAACAAAGAGCGUUCCAAGGACCGUCAGUUCACCAUGGGUGGCCUGAUAGAGGCCACAGAGUAUGAGUUCAGAGUCUUAGCUGAGAACGAAGCCGGACUCAGCAGGCCUAAGCGCACCCCCAUGGGCAUCAAGACUAAGUUGAGCGUUGGCGAGGCUCCGGCUUUGAAGGAAGACAUCCAGGAUGUCACAAUCAAGCUUGGCGAAUCAGGCACGCUUUCCUGCGGCAUCAUCGGCAGACCUCUGCCUGAGAUCAAGUGGUACCGCUAUGGCAAAGAACUGAUCCAGAGUCGGAAGUACAAGAUGAGCUCGGACGGCCGCAACCACUCCCUCAGCAUCCUGACAGAUGACCAGGAGGACGAGGGUCUGUACACCUGCAGGGCCAUCAACGAAGCUGGGGAGAUCGAGACCAGUGGUAAACUGCGGCUAGAGGCAGCACCUCAGCUGCACCCCGGCUUCCCUCUAAAGGAGAAGUAUUACGCCGGAGCUGGCACCAGCCUCCGCCUCCACGUGGUCUACAUCGGCCGUCCCAUUCCACAGAUUAUGUGGUUCUAUGACAAGAAGCCUCUGAACUCGUCCGAGAAAGUUAUUAUUGAGAACACAGAGAGCUAUACCCACCUGGUGGUGAGGAACGUCCAGAGGAAGACCAACGCUGGCCGUUACAAGGUGCAGCUGAGCAACAAGUUUGGAACCGUCGACACUGUUUUGCGGGUUGAGAUCCAAGAUAAGCCAUGUAUCCCAGAGGGCCCAGUGGUGGUUGAAGCUCUGUUGAAGAGCUCUGUCAUUAUCAGCUGGAAGGCUCCCAAAGACGACGGCGGCUCCAUGAUCACCAACUACAUUGUGGAGAAACGCAUGGCCAAAGAGGGAGAAGUGUGGAACCUCGUGUCCUCUUCUAUCUCUGGCACCACGUGUCGUGUACCCAACCUCGUGGAGAGUGCCGGAUAUUACUUCCGGGUUUCUGCUCAGAAUCAGUAUGGGGUCAGCGAGCCUCUUGAGAUCCCCUCAGUGGUGAUCAUCAAGAGUCCAUUCGAAAAACCUGGCAUACCACAGCAGCCUUUCAUUGUCAGCUCCUCCAAGGACUCAUGUGUUGUCUGCUGGAAGCCACCAAGCAGUGACGGUGGAGCUAAAGUCUCCGCCUACUAUCUAGAGAAACGCGAGAAGAAGCAGAACAAGUGGAUGUCAGUCACCAGUAAGAAGAUUGUGGAGACCAGCUACGAGGUCACAGGCCUAAUUGAGGGCUUUGAGUACGAGUUCCGUGUCAAGUGUGAGAAUGUGGGCGGAGAGAGCGACUGGAGUGAAAUCUCAGAGCCCAUCGUGCCCAAGUCCGACCAGUCUCUGCGUGCUCCUGGCUUCAGGGAGGAGAUCAGGGCCAUAACUGUCAAAUACCAUGCCAAUGCUACUUUUGUUACCAAGGUGGUGGGACAUCCCAAGCCUGUGGUGAAAUGGUACAGAAGUGGAAAGGAGAUCCAGGCCGACGGAACCAAGAUUAAAGUCCAGGAGUUCAAGGGUGGUUACUACCAGCUGGUCAUUACUGCUGCUGAUGAGACUGAUGCCACAGUGUAUCAAGUUAGAGCGACCAACUCUGGAGGAUCCAUCUCCACCACUGCAAACCUGGAAGUGGAAGUUCCUGCCAAGAUUCAUUUGCCAAAGGAUCUCCAGGGGAUGGGAGCAGUCCACGCUGUUCGGGGUGACCAUAUCACCAUCAAGAUCUCCAUCUCUGGCAAGCCCGAACCAGCAAUUACCUGGCAGAAGGGUCAGGAGAUCCUCUCCAACUCUGCUUAUCACCAGAUUAUCACCACUCGCUCUUUCACAUCACUGGUCUUCCAGAAGGGAGUACAGCAAAAGGACACAGGCUACUACAGCAUCACUGCCAAAAACAGGUUCGGAAUGGACAAACAGACCAUUGAGGUGAGCAUAGCUGACAUUCCUGAAGCUCCCAAAGGACUGGUGGUCAGCGACAUCUCCCGUGAUUCCAUUACCCUGACCUGGGAGCCCCCUGCCAGGGAUGGCGGAAGUGAAAUCAUCAGCUAUAUUGUGGAAAAAUGCCCCACCUCGGCUGACAGGUGGAUUCGUGCUGGACAGACUACCGACUGCAGCCUCACCAUCCUCAACAUCUUUGGCCAGGCAAAAUAUCAGUUCCGCAUUAUUGCAGAGAACCAGUUUGGCCUGAGUCCUCCCUCUGCACCAACGGAACCCAUCACAACAAAGGUGGACAAGUCCGUGAUUAGGAACUAUGAUGAGGAAGUAGAUGAGACCAGAGAGAUCACCAAAGGAGAGGCACAGUCCUUCAAGAUCAAGGAUCUGUACUCCAAGUACACUAUUUCUGAAGAGCUUGCUCGUUGUCAAUUUGGAGUGGUCCACCGUUGUGUGGAGAUCGCUACCAAGAAGACCUUCAUGGCCAAGUUCAUCAAGGUCAAAGGAACUGACCGUGAACUGGUUCUUAGGGAAAUCGAGGCCUUGAACAUAGCAAGGCAUAAGAACAUUAUAUACCUCCACGAAUAUUUUGAAAGUAUGGAGGAGAUCAUCCUCAUCUUUGAGUUUAUUUCUGGAGUUGACAUCUUUGAGCGCCUUGGAACAAGCAACUUUGAGCUCACGGAGAGGGAGAUUGUCCUCUAUCUCAGACAGGUCUGCUCAGCACUCAAGUUUUUACAUAGCAACAACUUUGCCCACUUUGACAUCCGCUCAGACAACAUCGUCUACACCACAAGGAGAAGCUAUCUCGUCAAGAUUAUCGACAUGGGUCAGGCUCGGUUGCUGGUACCGGGUGAAAACAUCAGAAUGCUCUUCUCAGCUGCAGAGUAUUGCGCCCCUGAGGUCCACCGCCAUGACUUGGUCACAACAGCCACCGAUAUGUGGUCUGUGGGUGUUCUGGCCUACGUCCUGCUGAGUGGUCUGAAUCCGUUUGCUGCAGAAUCCAUGACACAAAUGAUCGAGAACAUCUCCGCCUGUGAGUAUGUCUUUGACGGCGAAGCAUUUAGGGACAUCAGUCUGGAGGCUAUGGACUUUGUGGACAGACUUCUUGUCAAGGACAGGAAGCUUCGUAUGACAGCCCAUGAAGCAUUGGAGCAUCCUUGGCUGAAGAUGAAGAUCGAGCAUGUCAGCAACAAAAUCAUCCGGACGCUGAGACACAGAAGGUACUACCACUCUGUGGUAAAGCGGACCGAUACAAUUGUCUCAGCAGCUCGUGUUGCCUACGGUGGCGCCUUUAGGAACCAGAGAGGAUUGGCUGUGGGCAAAGUGAAGAUCGGUACCGAGUACCAGGGUCUACGUGCUGGCCCAGUCAUGCAUGCCUAUGCUGAGGAAGGUGGCCAUGUUAGGUUCACUUGUAGUAUUGCCAGCUUUGACCAGAGUACGCAGGUAACAUGGUACUUCGGUAGCCGCCAGUUACACUCAAGUUCCAAGUACGAGAUCACAUACAGCAAUGGUUUUGCCAGCAUAUAUGUGAAGGACAUUAAAGAGACUGACGAUGGCGUCUACAGGUGCAAGGUGUUAAGCGAUGAUGGUGAAGAUAGCGCAUAUGGCGAACUCUUUGUUGAGACAGUGAGAAGCAUCAGGGAGUACUAUGUAUGUCGUUCCAUCAAGAAACUGAGAAAGAGGGUUGACAAAACCAAAAUCCUGUACAGGCCACCGGAGUUCACGCUGCCUCUGUACAAUCGCACAACCUACAUCGGUGAAGAUGUGCGCUUUGGCGUCACCAUUACCGUGCAUCCCGAUCCUCAUGUUACGUGGUUGAAGAACGGAGAAGUAAUCAAACCUGGAGACGAUGAUGCCAAGUACACUUUCAUGAGUGACAAGGGCCUCUACCAGCUGAUUAUCCACAACCUUGACAUGAGUGACGACGCUGAAUACACUGUCAAGGCUCACAACAAAUUUGGAGAAGACAGCUGCAAGGCCCGUCUCACCGUGACACCACACCCCGUGACGGAGGAAACUAUGAAGCCCACAUUCAAGCGUCUGCUGACCAAUGUUGAGUGCACAGAAGGAGACAGUGUCCGCUUUGAUAUCAGAGUGUCUGGAAUCCCAACUCCUUCACUGAAUUGGGAAAAGGACGGACAUUCUCUCCAGUUGGGUCCAAAGAUAAUCGUCAUCCAAGAGGAUGCUGACCACCAUGUUCUGUACAUCAGGGAGACACUGCUUGAGGACUCUGGUGUCUACAAAGUGACCGCAACCAACUGUACUGGCUCAAUGAGUUGCCAAGCUACGCUGAAUGUGGACCGCCUCACAUACACCAGAAGAGAGUACAAGAGCGAGGAGGAGAAACACAGACACGUUCAGAUGCAGAUUGAAAAGACCAACAAGAUGGCUCAGAAGAUUGUCGCCACAGAGGAGAUAGUUCCUCUCAACCCAACAGCCCAAGAGGCUCUUAAAUUUGCUGCAGAGAUGUACAAGCCUGCUAUCAGCACCAAGAACGUCGAGGGCGAAUUUGAUAUCAGGGCGGUGAAAUCAGAGACCAAGAAACUACAAGAGCGAAGGAUUUUCAUGCCAUAUGAGAUCCCCGAACCUGUAGUUCAUGACCGCCAAGCUCUGGGUGAGGACAAAGUUAUUAAGCAAUUUGUUGCUCUCUCUGACAUGAAAUGGUACCGCAAAUUGAAAGACCAGUAUCUGGUUCCAGAGAGAAUGGAGAGGUUUGUGCAAAAGCGACAAAGGCGAAUUCGCCUGUCCAGGUGGGAGCAGUUCUACGUCAUGCCGCUCCCCAGAAUCACUGACCAGUAUAGGCCAAGAUGGCGAAUUCCAAAAAUGACUUUAGAUGAUCUGGAGAUUGUCAGACCUGGCCGCCGCUCACCAUCUCUUGAGUCCGAGAUAUCGUUAAGAUCUAGGAGAAGAUCUUUGGGUGAUUUGAGUGACGAGCAGCUGUUGAUGACCGCGGAUGACUAUCUGUCCUCCAGGAGGACUGAGCAGGAGAAAAUGAUGCUGGAGGAUGAACUGGAGCUUGGCUUCUCUGCUUCCCCUGCGAUCAGUCCGGUUCGCAUUGAACGACAUGCAGUGCAGCGUGAAGAGAGGUCGCAUGAGGUCCGGCAGGAAGGUUUGGAGGUCACAGAGACAAAGAAAAAGCGUACUGUAUCUCAGUUCAUGAGAAGGAGGCGCUCACUGUCCCCCACAUACAUUGAGCUGAUGCGUCCAGUCGCCGAGCUGAUCAGACCUGCUCGCAGGAGGCUGGCGGUGGAGACAGAGACCGAGAUAGUAGAGAGGAGAUCCCCCACUCCAGAGAGAACUCGUCCCCGCUCCCCGAGUCCCAUCAGGUCUCUCGAGAGGUCCUCCCGUUCUUCCUCACGUUUUGAGCGCUCUGCCCGCUUUGACAUCAUGUCCCGCUACGAGGCCAGAAAGGCAGCUCUGAAGUCUGAGAGGACAUAUCAGGUGGUUAGUCAGUCACCGUUCAGCCUGGAUCAUGGGCCCCGUGUGACUGUCAGGAUGCGCUCUCACCGCGUGCCACUCGGUCAGGACACCAAAUUCACCCUGAAUAUCCAAGCCAAGCCAGAAGCCGAGGUCAAGUGGUUCCACAAUGGAAACGAGAUCGGUGAAACCAGCAGUAAAUACGUCUUUAGCAACAUGAGUGGAGUUUUGACCAUCACCAUCCUGGACUGCCAAGAAGAGGACAGUGGCACAUACCGCUGCUUCUGCUCCAACACCAGGGGAGAAGCCUCAGACUAUGCCACCCUGGAUGUGGCAGGCGGCACCUACACCACCUUCUGUUCUCGGCGCAAGGACGAGGAAGUUCCUAAAACGUUUGUUCCUGAAAUGACUCGGAUUGAUCACUACCACUCGUCCCGUUUCAAAACUGGCUAUGAAUCUCAGAGCCACUUUGAAGUGGAAGAAAGCAAGACUAAGCUAUCAGAGACACGUGAAGGUGUCACUCGGGAAAGAUACGGGGCUUCUGCUGAGAGAUACUCAUCAGCUGAACGCUAUGGCUCAUCCAUCAAGUACGCCUCUACGGAAUACUCAUCUGCCUCCUCCUACUCUUCUGAAAAGUUAGCUUUUUCUGAAAAGCAUACCACAGCUGAAACUAAGUCAAAAUAUGCCGCUGCGUCCGAGCAGCUUUCUGUCCAAAAAGUGAAACCCUAUGUUGGAGCCAGAUUACUCACCAAGCCCCAGUCUGUGACCGUAGCCGAGGGCGAGAAAGCCUGGUUCACCUGCGAUAUUGAUGGAGAGCCUGCGCCUUCUGUGAUCUGGGUGCACGAGGGGAGAACCAUUAUCUCUUCCCGCCAUGUUCAAGUCACCACCACACAGUACAAGUCCGCCCUGGAGAUCUCCUCCAUCACAUCCUCUGACGAGGGCAGUUACACAGUCAUCGUAGAGAACUCUGCAGGCCGGCAGGAGGCUCAGUUCACCUUGACCAUCCGUAGACAUGUUCCAAAAGAGGUUAAGGGCAUCAAGUUCCCAGAACCAAGUGUGAAGUCACCAGAGCAUUCAGUCUCAUCACCACCACCCUCUGUGACUUCCCCUGUUCCCAGUUUGAGGUCACCAGAACCUAGUGUCAAGUCCACUGACCCUAAUGUGAAGUCAUCAGCACCUACAGUCAAGUCCCUUGAACCUAGUGUAAAGUCGCCAGGACCUAGCGUCAAGUCCUCUGAACCUAGUGUGAAGUCACCAGGACCAAGUGUCAAGUCUCCUGUGCCCUUGAUUAAAUCACCAGCACCCAGUGUGAUGUCACCAGGACCCAGCGUCAAGUCCCCUGAACCUAGUAUGAAGUCACCAGAGCCUAGCGUCAAGUCCCCUGAGCCCUCGGUUAAGUCGACAACACCCAGAGUAAAGUCACCAGUACCAGGUGUCAAGUCACCAACUCCAGGUGUGAAAACACCAGCUCCUGGUAUCAAGUCCCCUGAACCUGAGGGCUUUAAGUCCCCCAGGGGUAUAAAAUCUCCCGAACCAGGACCUAAGUCACCAACAUCAAUAAAGUCACCUGAAGCUGAGGAACCUAAGACACACCGGGGCAUCAAAUCCCCUGAACCGGCAGGAAUUAAAACACUUAAAGGCAUCAAGUCCCCAGAACCUGCUGGCAUCAAAGCACCAAGAGGCAUCAAAUCUCCAGAACCAUCUGGCAUCAAGUCACCAAAGGCUGUGAAGUCCCCUGAGCCCGAGGGAGUUAAAUCUCCAAUUAGAAUGAAGUCUCCACCUCCCAUGAUGUCCCCCAAGAGGGUUCUGUCACCACCGACUGUCAAGUCUCCAACCCCCAAACCUCCCAAAGUCAUGAGUCAGCUGGCGGCUAUGGCCUACGAAGACUGUGUGAAGAUGUCUUGUGUUUGUGACAGCAGUGUCAAAGAGGUCUCAUGGUAUUGCAAUGGUAGACGGCUUUCCAAGAGCAGCCGCUUUGAGAUUAAGUACGCCGACGGUUCCUGUAGUCUCCUGAUCCACGACCUAACUGACAGCGACCAAGGAGAGUACACCUGCGAGAUGACAUCUGAGGGAGGCGUCUCAAAGUCCUCCUUCUCCUUUACUGGACAGGUGUACCAGUCGAUUCGCAUGAAGAUCACCGCUUAUUGUGAAAAGCAACUUGCACUUAAAGGCUCCACCACGAUGACAAGUGUGAAGGAGUCGUCCUUAACCAGCUCCACGACCGCCAUGAAGAGAGAAAUUUGCACUAUGGAGGAGUCGUCGUCUUCCUUCUCGUCGUCAUCAUCCUCCGCCCAGCGAGUCAUGAUGUCCUCCAUGAUGGAGUCCAGCUCCUUCGACAGCCCGGCCGCCGAAAUGAAGUUUGAGACCAUGUCCAUGUCCAGCGUGUCCUCCAUGGCUUCCGAGUCGUAUGCCAUGAGCUCUAGCAGUGCCAUGGGAAUGAGGUCGCACCUGACCGGAUCCUCCUUCAGGGCCAUCGGUUCUGCUCCCAGAAUUGAGGCGGUGCCCGAGGACAUCAGCAUCGAGCCCGGCAAGGUCCUGACGGUGGCCUGCGCCUUCUCGGGUGAUGCCACGCACGUGGAGUGGUCUCGUGGCGGCAAGAAGAUCGAGUUGUUGUCAGGGGGCCGCUUCCACAUUGAGACCAGCGAGGACCUGACCACCCUCAUUAUCACGGGCGUGCGAGAGGAAGAUGCCGGAACGUACACCCUCAAACUGUCAAACGAGCUGGGAUGUGACACGGCCACCGUUCACAUCAGCAUUCGAGCCGUGUAAAAAACCAAAAACAAGCAAAUAUACUGCGUGUCCCCUUUUCCCAUUUUUGUCAUCUUUUUAUUUAGUAUGCGACUCGACUUGUAAAUAGGAACUAUUUUUGUACCAAACAUGACAAACUCAAGUAUCUCCACUUGUUUGAAAAUGUGACAUGUACAUAAUGUAUAUAGCCGGAUGUGACGGUUAUGAGGAAUGUAUGCAUCGUUAUUUAUGACAAUUAAUAUGAAGUGAAACAAAGAAACCAAAAGAGGCUUUAACAGGAGAAAGUGCCACGUGGAACGAAUACCCUGCUAAAUGCAGAAACUCAAAACUGUGCCUCAACGUUACGUUGACGUCUAAGAUUUCCUCAGCAGGUAGAGCGUCUCCCUGUUGAAGUUUACUCAACACUAGACUAAAAAAAAACUAAAAAAAUAACCACGAGCGCGAGGUCCCGAGCGCUGUUUGCCUCUACCCUCACGUAAGCAGCACGAAGGGACCUGGCGCUGCGACGGAUGAUGUCGUACCACCGUUUUCAAAGACACGCUCACAGUGCGAGCGGCCUGCACUGCCUGAGCACGUGUUUGUUUUUUUGUUUUUUUUAAACGCCCAAUGUUUGGUAACCGGCGCCUGUCCUGCAGCCACCACCCUCACCGGGGCCCUGGCCAGCGCCGGUUGCCAAAGACGGUGGCGCUUCCUCAUGGAGGUCUGCAGUGUGCACGUGUGUUAGUGUGUAGACGACCAACUGCCUGUCCGCCUGCCGGCACGCCAUCGUGUGCAGCGGCGGACUCCGAGCGAGGGAGGGUUUACCCGCGAGUGAGGACCCUCGUUCACGAGGGGGGACCCUCAUCCGCGGGGAGACUCUCGUUCUCUCGACUGGUGUUAGUUUUUUUCCAGCAGCCUCCUCGAGUUUUUGUCCAUUACUGAUUUAAUAAAGUGUGAUUG
Phycodurus eques (leafy seadragon) is the source of this 96219-nucleotide messenger RNA. RefSeq names its product titin, tandem duplicate 2 (gene ttn.2). The record is from RefSeq and is a predicted model, not a curated record. The coding region runs from base 196 to 95301 and encodes 31701 amino acids. Gene Ontology annotation, molecular function: protein kinase activity; protein binding; ATP binding. The transcript is spliced from 253 exons. Lineage: Eukaryota; Metazoa; Chordata; Actinopteri; Syngnathiformes; Syngnathidae. Gene Ontology annotation, biological process: protein phosphorylation.